Messenger RNA from Porites lobata, 91489 nucleotides. The record is from the annotation of a GenBank genome assembly. NCBI's taxonomy places the organism in Eukaryota, Metazoa, Cnidaria, Anthozoa, Scleractinia, Poritidae.
GACUUACCGUGCAGUUCUGGUUUUGCAAAGAAUACUGGUUGGCGAUAUCAGGGGAUUCUAAGAAUAAAACCAAGGUAUUUGCUUGGGACCGGAUUCCACUGCACCCUUAAGUAUUUCCCGGAUCGAAUUAGCCAUCGCCAGUAAGUAUGGCGGCCAUUUGUUUCAAAAUAGAUUUUUUCAUUGGCUAUAAAUUUUUAAUCUUUUUCUGUUCUGAAUCAUGUAUAUAAGCGCUUAAAAUCAGAAAGGACUCCUUGAUCCUUCCAUUAUUGCUUUUUCGUCGUCAUUAUUAGGAACACUUUCUUAGUAGUUUACUAUGAACUCCAGUCAAUCAGUUGUGCGGAUCGGAUUUACCAACCAGUUAUCGAUCAAUUGAAAUAUUACUAUAUUGUGGUAAUUUUCUACCAAAUACACGUAAAAUCGAUCAGCCAACAUAUCAUCAAUCGGUAAUCUGUCGUGUAAAAUCGAUCAUAUAUCCGUAAUCAGCCAUGAUAAGCUGUCUCAAAUUUCGAUCAGUUUUGCUGAUAAACGAUGAGUUUAUUAUCAAUCAGUUGUCAGGUACUAUACUAUUGAUAGAUUGAUCAGCGUAAACUCGGCUUGUGCAAUCUACCAGUUGUUCGUAUUUUCAUCCGGUUGUGCUUAAAAUGGAUCAGUCGAAUGAUCGAUCAUUUGUAGGUAUUUCCAUUCAGUUGUGACUUCAGUCGAUCAGUUGUUAUAUGAUCCAUCAGUAGUGCGUAUUUUCAUUCAGUUGUGAAUGAAAAUACGCACUACUGAUGGAUCAUAUAACAACUGAUCGAUUAUAGUCACAAAUGAAUGAAAGUACGCACUACUGAUCGAUCAUGUAACAACUGAUCGAUUUUAGUCACAACUGAAUGAAAAUACUCACUACUGAUCGAUCAUAUAACAACUGAUCGAUUUUAGUCACAACUGAAUGACAAUACACACUACUCAUCGCUCAUAUAACAACUGAUCGAUUGUAGUCACAACUGAAUGAAAAUACGCACCACUGAUCUAUCAUAUAACAACUGAUCGAUUUUAGUCACAACUGAAUGAAAAUAUGCAGAACUGAUCGAUCAUUCAACUGAUCCAUUUUAGGCUUAACUGAAUGAAAAUACGCACAAUGGUAGAUUAUACAAGCCGAGUUUACUCUGAUCUACAAUGAACUGAUCGAUUAUCAGCAAAACCGAUCAAAAUUUGAGACAGCUUCUCAUGGUUGAUUACGGACAACUGAUCGAUCGUACAGACAUAUGAUCGAAUUCACACGACAGAUUACCGAUUGAUGAUAUGCUGGCUGAUCGAUUUUACGUGUCUGGUAGAAAAUUAGCACAAUAUAAUAAUAUUUUAAUUGAUCAAUAACUGGUCGGUAAAUCCGAUCCGCAAAACUGAUUAAGAAUUUGUAACCAAUAAAAAAAGUAAUUUUGAAACAAAUGGCGCGCCAUAAGUAAGGAAUGCUCAAACGCAUUGACUCUGACUGUUCACUGUUGAUGAUGGCGCAGUUAUUCCUGUCUAAUCGAACGCUUUGGACACUAAGUCUUCGCUUUGUUUUAAGAGAAGUGGAACAUCACUUUCCGUAGAAAACGCAAAUUAGUUACAUUUUUGCGAAAAUUUCGAAGAGAAUAGAGACGUAAAAUUAACAAGGUUCUGGUUCAACUUCGAUCAAGAUUGGUCAAAAUUUUGACAGGUGAAUAUUGGUGGAUAAAAACGCAGAAGCUAGAAAUUUGUUUGUCAAAAACUGAAGCCUUUUGUCAUUUGCAUUUUGAACUCUUCAUGUUUUUCCACUGCCGCCAUUGACAGAAAUACAACUGCCAACAAGAUUGAAGAUAGGUCACACCGCUGAUAGACGGGCCGCGAGAUUUUUUUUGUCAGACAAUCGUCCGUGGCAAAAUGGACCUCUUCUGGAAGGCUGAGCAACUCGAGGAUGAAGACUACAUGCCUUAUAUUUUCGAUGAUAUCAAGCAUUUUUCCCGGCGUUGCAGUCCACCGAAUAAGCACUAUACUACGACUACCAACAGAAAUGGGUGAUCGAUCUGAGUUUUUGGUUAUUGUCGUUAUAGACCUUUUAUAUGUUAUUCCUGGGGUUAUUUUACCCACUGAAAAAAAAACAAGCCUGAAGGCGUUGCCUAGUGCGGUAGACCCCUUGCACGACAUUUUAAUCCCUCUUGUUAAAACGCCCUUUGUUCAAUUAUUUUCUUUCAAGCUGGUAAAUUAUGCUGUGGGGCAUUCUUAAAUUUGACUGAGCAAGUACUUACUUUUUUUUUUUUCCAGUCUUCUCACAUUGAGAGGUCAUGAAGCUGGGUUUCACGCAUAUUGAUUUCCUGUGGUAUUUCUUUGACCUCUGAUGCAGAGUUUUAGCAUUUUCUUUGACCUCUUUUAAAGCGUUAUGGCUUUUUUUGCGGCUUAAUAACAUUUAUAUAAAGGUUUUAGUUUCUUUAGAUUUCUUCGAAAUGUCUGGAUCGGAAUAACUACAUGAUCUUUUUGUCCGUGUAUGUGAUAAAAUCUAAAUGUCACGCUGGGCCCACCGGCACAGUGAAUCUUCACAUGCCUUCGCCACGACCGAAAUCCUCGCUAAAGGAUAUCAAAAUUAUACUCCUCUUUCCGCAAACAGUUCAUCCCUACCGGUAAAAAAUAUGUUUUUAUAUGAUUAGAUUUUUGUGUUCACAAAGAUCACUUUCCCAAACUGAACCAUGAUAUCCUUCCCUGGCUACCGAGGCCAGGGUGAAACAACUCCGCGUGGACAGUACGGAUAGAAGCUCCGGAGAUCGGCCCGCUCUAUCGCUAUUUAGCCCAUGCAGACAGAUAUUAACGACACGUUUCUCUUUUCCUGCAAACGGCUCAUCCCAGCGAGUAAUGAAAGGGUUCAUAACUUCCUUUCAUAUCUGAAUUUUUUUCAUCGCGACUAUGCUUGACUAUACUCUUGACUCUUGUAUUGACUGUCAUGAAAACAAGCCUGGGGUCAUGCGACUCCAAAUUUGCUCCGUGAUUGGGUAAUUAGUGGUUGUGGUUCGCGGAUCAAAACAUUUCUAAAAGUGGAAAAGCUCUGGACUGUUUUAGUGACCAGCUAGAGAAAAAACAUGAGUUUAAUAUGACCAAAUGGCAGAUGCCGAGUUAAAUUUGUAACAGUGUUCAUUUCUCUGGGAAUUUCAUAUUUUGCUGAUUUUUUUCUCUUCCAAACCAUUCUUUUAUACUCAGAUUAAGUUUUCUAUUAAAAAUGCCUCGAUUUAUAAGAGUCUUAAGUAAAACAGAAUACAUUUAAAUAAUUCAAAAUGGCGGAUCCAAGAUGGCGGAUGCUUCCAGUUUCUUUUAUGGUAAUUAAUGAUGUUAUCGUGACAUCACUGCUAUAGUUAAAGAUCAUUUAUGUGUUCGCCAAGCUCGUUGAUUUUAUCAGAGACCUUACUAUUUAAGUAUUUUUCCCUUUAUGUCUACUUUGAGGAAAAUUUGGAUUCUGCGAAUAAAUUCAACAACAUGACGUCAUAAUUAUUACGUCAUUGUGUCAAUCACGUUACGCCAGAAGUUGGAAAUGAUGAGUACAUUAUUGUGUGUAAUUUAGUGGCCGUAGGAUGAGCGGUUUUGAAGUUAUGGAGGGGGGGCUCCGAGGCCAACCCCGGUCGCAGGAGGCAAAAAAAGGCGCGGCUGAAUAGGGUUAAAUUUUUUUUUCGUUUUCGCUAAUAGUUUUAUAUUGUGACGGAAAAGCCCUUUUCAGGAAGCCUCAAUAAAGUUUGUAUGGUGUUGUACUGAAUUUGAAUGGAAAUAAAUUUCUCAAUUCCAAAACACAGAAUAAUAAUAAGGGAAACUUUAUUUGUGUUUUGGAAUGUACAAUUGGAAAUCUCGCUACGUAUAGGCAAUUUACAAAUUCUGCUUGGGAUUGGAUUAUUAAAAAGAAAGAAAGAAAGAAAAAAGAAAAGAAAUGAAAAGAAAAGAAAAGAAAUCAAAAUUGUGUUAAGUCUGGGUUAUCCGAAUUCUUAUUUCUACAACAAAAGAUGUAAUAUGUUGCUCUAAUGGCUAUAUUUAUCAUUUUCUUGAUUAUAUAAAGUUGCUGCUUUUUUUCAAUGCCAAUGUCAUUCAUCAUGUCUAAGAACGUGGAGCAUUCAUCGGAGAAAACGGCAAGGGAGCUCAUGGAGAGAUUUACAAAUCUCACACCUCUGUAAUAAUAAUAAUAAUAAUAAUAAUAAAUGAACGUCCUUAACUCAGUGAAAGUGGUAAACUAUGCUUUUUCUUUACAUUUUAGAAUCAUGGAUGUUCCAGCUUGGGCCUUCUCCAAUCUGUGCCUUAUUGGUCGCACAUACGACUCAAAAAACAAUAGAGCAGGCAUCGAUAUUUUCCCGCAAGAAAUAAAAACCAGAACUGAAAAUGUUAAUCGAUUUUCCUUCCAAUACAAAUUCAUUGAAUCAAAGGAGGAUGUGAGGGAUUUGUUGAACAUUUCGGGGGCUAUUUCUCUAAAAAUCAAGGCCAAUAUCUUCAAAGUGGAAGGAGCAGGAAAAUACAUUAACAACAACAACAAGGAUGAAGGCGUUUCUGAAAUCCUCGCUGUCGUGAAAUGUACUACGGUAAGAUACCUGAACGGACUGAGCUGUGUCACGCAUUUUUGUCAAGUUGAGAUAAAUAUUAGAUAACCGCGCAAAACAAUGAAGAAGAGAUUAAUUAACACAACAAAUACCAAAAUAAGCACAGAUAGAUCGACAAAACUAAAGAAGGCAGAGGCAUUCUAAUCGGGUUUUGAAAGCAAGCCUGUUAGUUUUGAAACUUAGUUGUCUGUGUUGGUUGCCCUGAACUUCGAGUUCUUAACGCUCGGGAAAUACAUUUUAUGUCAUGAAGCUGCGCGUUGAUCCUUGAGAAUUAAUUUCUUCGCACGCGUUUGGCAAAACUAAGUAAAAUCGAUAAACUGCGGUAACCCAUUGCCUUUAAUUAAGACCCUGAGGGUUUGAAGAACCUCAAACGAAUAUCAUUUCCAUUAUUGGAAAUGGUCAAAGAAAGCUUCCUUCAUACUUUGGUUGUAGUUAAGCAGGGGGCGGGAAGGUGACUCUAUUGUUUUCCUCCUACCUUUCUUGACCACUCCGUCUGCCAGUGUGACGUCACAUAGUAACGAGUAAGAGCCUCGGGUCACUUAUGCAAAUUAGCAAGGGAUACCACAGUUAUUAGGUCGAGCGAGGUCGACGAAAAGCUAAGAAGCUAGCAAAUAUCGCUAUAUAUUGCUAAUUUGAUAGAAGGUGUGUGAGCGUUGGUGUAAACCGUUUGCUGGUGUAAACCGUUUUGAUAUUUUGUGUCCGUAAUUGUAUAAUUUUGUUAACUUGUUUUGCGGGCCGUGUUGCGGGAUCGCCAUCGUGUUUCUCACGGGAGCGGCAAGGUCACCAAAACUUAAAUCCGAUUUUUCUCUAAAAUAGGCAAGUUUUAGUCUUUUAUCUAUUCUUUCGCUAAUAACACCGGCCUAAUUUCAUUCGAGCAUGGGCCUCUGCUGAUCUCCUAAUUCUCCACCAAAUUCAGUAAAGCUAGUUCGAUCGACUGUCUACAUCGAUCGGCCCGUUGAACAGGAAAUAAUGCGAAAUAGCUUGGAAAUACGCGCUUACCUUUGGGACCGGCACUAAGUGUCCGUCUUAGAGAGACGUCCGUCUUAUAAAGAGUCAAAUAAAGGGAAUAAACAAACGCAGGGACCAACUAAAGGUGUCCGUUUUACAGACGUGUCCGUCUUAUAGAGGUGUCCGUUAAGAGAGAGUCGACUGUAUUUGAAUUCACGAUAAAUACAGCUCCACCAGCUUCAAACAGCUAAUAUGGCAGAGAAAAAUGGUUUUGAUACAACAAAAUUGAUGUUUCAAAUCAUGUGUGUCACUGUGGCGCAGUGGUCAAGAAGUUGCUUAAUUGCACGUGCAGAUAUACCGGAUUCGACUCCCGGCAACGCUGUUUUCUGUUUCUUAGUACCGUUUUUUUUCUUUUUUUUUUCUGUUUAAUCCUUGUUUUUAAACACUAUUUUUCCUUUUGGCCUCUUUUCCUUUAUUCUUACUGCUGACCCUGCUGAUCAUGCACUUGGAUCAAUAUAUAUUUUAAGCUUAAGUCCGGAUUUUUCUUUUGGAAAAGGGAAUUCAAGAGCUCUUGAUCUGCAUACUGGCUAAGCUUAAGGGCAGAAAAAAAAAUAAGCUGUCAAGACAUGUCCCUCCUCUGAAAGAGCUGAAUUUUUUUCAAUGAUAGUUGACAUGAUGACAAACAACACACAGUACACCACAAUCUGUACUAAUUUACACCCAACACCCACCAGUGACCCAUUGGCGAAAUUGAAACUUGCCUUUAAUAUUGGUCUUAACCAUCAAUAUUAUUACCCUAAAAUCUCCACUGGGUUUACCCAAAAACAAAAUAAUUAAACGAAACCUUUUAUUGGCUUUCGGGAGUUUAUUACAGAGAAUUACAGGUGUAUUCCCAGUACAGUAUUCAAAAGCGGUAAAGCAACAAGAUUCAGUGUUCACAGUCUCUCACAAAUACCUGUCAUUUAGCUUCCUCUUUCAACGCUACAGCUAAAAAAAUUUGAAAGGAUUCAUAUGAGGUUCCACUAGCUCUAAAGAGCUGAAAAUACGCACAAUGUAAAGUAUAACACAUCCUUUGAUGAACCUCCCAUUGCUGUGUCUAAAUUCCUCAAUCUUGCUGUGGAUUGGCCCUCAAUAGUGUUACAAAAUCCAACACUGUUUUGAAUGUAUUUUUAAGCUAUUUUUGAAAACUGUUUGUAACCUGUUUUGUGAAAUAGGUUUUAAAUAGGGUGAAAAGUGUAUUUUUAAUGUAUUUUUCGACUGCUUUUAGAGGUGUUUUAACCUGUUUAAAACGCUAUUAAAAAAGAAUUUUUAAAGUAUUUUUAAAUUCGUUUAAAAUAUAUAAAAAAUUCCAGGGCUUUUGCAAGGCUCAAAACAGGUCUAAAACAGUUUUUAAAUACCUUAUAAAUCGGAAUAAAAACAGGAUAAAAACAGUUUCAGAAACAUAUUUUAAUUUGCUAUACUAUUUUAAAACUAUUUUUAAUAGCAAUUUUAAACGUAUUUUGAAAAAAAACAGGUUUAAAAUAGGUUUUAAAGGUGGUUUACCCUGUUUAAAACGCUAUUAAAAUGUUAUGCUUCAAAAUAUAUUUUAAUAGGUGUUUAAUCGGUUUCGAAAUUUAGUAAAAUACUCGUAUUUGCAAAUGCAAUAAAAAUACUUUGAAAAUAGUAUUAAAAUGCCACAGAAGAAGAAAAGCAAUAGCACGCAUAUAUUGUCAAAAUACAUCAAAAAUAGGAUGCAAAAAUGCAAAAACAGUAUAAAAUUGUAGGAAAAUAGCCUUAGAGUUGUCUGAAAACAGUACAAAAAUCGGUCGAAAGAGCAUAAAAACAGUACAAAAAUUAAAUUCAUGAAAGAAAAUGAAUACAAAACCGUCGAAAAUUACCCUGAAAAAGCAAGAUUUACCUCUGCGAAAUUUCUCCACACGGUCCUACGCUAGGAUUUCACGAGAAUUAUCUCUUAGCCGAUUACUUUACGUUGAUUUCCCUACGAAUUCUCGGGAAAUUCGUAUGGAAUUUUUCAGAAAUGCUGGAAUCAAUCUUUAGCCUGUGUACAGAUCCCCUCCCCUCAAAUAAAAAUCGGAGGGGAGGGGGGGUCUGUACACAGGCUAUUUAAUCUUACGCUUCAAAAGGGUAUCGCGUUACUGACGUUACCGGUAAAUAAUAAUCUACAUACAUGUAACUUACAUUGUUUAUUAUAUUCACGGCUUUACUCAAAUAUUAUCAGAAGCUUGCAGGCUACGCCUGAACAUUAAUUAUUGGCUGAUAAAGAACAACAUAAGAAUAACACCAUCCAAUUUACGCGGGCAUGAAAGAGGUCGGUGAAAGAGGUCGUGACAUCAAGUGACUGAGAACAGCGAGGCUGAACAUGGAACCCUGUAAGAACUGAAAUUGCCGUACAGGCGGGAGUAUAUAAAUUAAAUGUUUACUACUCUUCAUUUGUUUCUCAUACGGCGUAUACCUAAGCGUGUUAGUAACAUGUUAUGCAUUUAAAGGGAACAAAUUGUAUGUAAUAUACUCACAGAAGAGAAGACUCUUGGAUUAACUACUACACAAGACAGCACAAGACCGAGUGCUUCGAAGAGAACCUGAACCAGAACCUUUCAAAGUACAUAGCAGUCGCUGAGGAAUCAUACCCAUUUUUGAUUCGUGAUAAAUGCAACAUCUACGUGUUCAGACAAUCCGCAGAGUUGAAAUGUACUUUUGUAAGAUCGUAACAAACAAUAAAAUCAAGCGCACCCGUAAUCACAGCAACCGCCGGUUCAAUAAUUUGAAAUGAGCAAAGGAUAAAGGACGGUUGUUUAUCACGUGCAUUUGUCACAUCACUGCGGCGCGAAGUCGUGAUUUCAGUCGCGCGUGACAUCUUAGAAAUAAAAUGCCAUGUAUGUGCGGAAUAAUCUAUGAGAGAAAGAUAACCAUAUGUCGGAGUUUAUUCAGAUCUGAGCUUUGUUUCUUGAUGCAAUAUAUACAAGGUGAGAUCUUAGCUUGGAUAAUUUACUUAUUAUGUAAUUUCAAGGGCUUAUUUUAGAUAAACCUCUGUUGACCGCGUGCAUCCGGUACUCGGCCGCGGCUUCCGCUGUUUGUGAAAAAUUUCUAUAUGAAAUUAAAAUGCGAUUUUAAGAAGUUUCUUUUAAAAAACUUAUGGAAUGUCCCGUAACUGCAUUAAUUGAAUCACGGCUAAAAUCUACGCGAAGAUUUUCGCAGAGAGCUUGCAGGUAAUGAACACUGAGGAACGGAUUGAUCUUUUAUCGGCACACUGUCACAGUUACGUGUUGUCAGUCAAAGCUAAACUCUAUACCUAAUUUUCCUCUCUUUUUAAAAUUUAAUUUCGAUUUAAUUUUUCGCUCAGCCUCGAACUUUGUUGAGAGGAAAAUCCGGUCCACAAUAUAGCUUGUUUUGAGUCAUUUAUGAGGCUUAAGAAUUAACUUUGUUCAAUUGUUACUUUUAUUCUUGGGUUGUACGUGACGUCACCAAAAAUCAAACUAAGAAAUUAUCGAUUCUUCUGAGUUUCUACUUUUCACGAGGUAUUACAGUACCUAAAUACCUUUACAGAAACAAAUUUUUGGUUCGAAAGCGUUCUUCGUUUUGCGAGAGAGGACGCUUUAAUUUCCAGGCUUUGCGUGACGCGGCAUUUAGCUGGCGGCCGGGAAAGCUCUUAUGUGGGUUAAAAACAUUACCGAUUUUGGGAGAUUUUGCAAUCUAAACAUUCCUUGUCUCAGAAUAAAUAUUACUGUAAUCUUUAUGAGUUCCUCAAGCGACGAAUUCACCCAGUAGUAGGAAAACUCGAAAACAGAUGUUUCUGUUGGUAUCCGGCGGCCAUAUUGGUGUUCCUGAAUGGGACACCAACAUGGCGUUUCCAUACAAAGCUUUAUAAAUUUAGGUAAACAGUUUUUCCCAAUAUGUCGCAUUUGAAAUAUUUCACAGACCUGAUUCUUGGCAAGGAUUUUUGUAACUUUAUCUUUUUUCAUUUCCCAGAUUCUAGUCCUUCUGUAUUGAAUGGUUUGCAUUUUUAUUUUUCAUUGCGUGACAGUGCAAGCCGAGAAUAGUCUAAGUAUAAGUAUCCCAAAACACAUUACAAUAUUGCACCCCAGUAAUAAUAAGUUAUAAGUACCCUACUUUAAAGUAUUUAAAAUAAGGUCAGCAUUUGAUGUCUUUAAGCAGACUUCAAAUAGUUUAUGUAUAAUCUGUUUUUAUAGUCAGAGUGUUGUGUGCCCAAAAUACAAUUCAAAUAGACCUCAAAACAGUGUUUAAGUACCCUAUUUAAAAGUAUUUAAAAUGCAGUCAGUACUUAAGGUUUUAAAACAUAUUUCAAAUAGUCUAUUUGAACUAUGUUUGUAACUUUGUGAGUGGAUGCGUCUCAAAAUACAUUUUAGAUACAACUCAAAACAGUGUUAAAGUACCUUAUUUAAGAGGAUUUAAAAUACGGUCAGCAUUUAGGCUCUUAAAACAUAUUUCAAAUAGUCUAUUUGAACUAUGUUUGUAACUUUGUGAGUGGAUGCGUUUUAAAAUACAUUUUAGAUACAACUUAAAACAGAGUUAAAGUACCCUAUUUAAAAGUAUUUAAAUUACAGUCAGCAUAAAAGCCCUUAAAACAUAUUUCAAAUAGUCUAUUUGAACUCUGUUUGAAACAGACUUAUUCUAUGCCCAAAAUACAUUUUAAAUACCCUAUUUUAUUCAUAUUUAUUAAACAAAAUACGUUGUAAAUUGAUGAGAGACCUUUUCCUUUAAAUGAAAUAUAAUUUAACUACACUCAAGAUAUAUUUCAAACAGGGGCGAAAAUUUAAAUUUUUUUGUCAAAUAGGAUUAAAAUACAGGAAAAUAGUGUCCAAAUCGAUGAACACUUUGCUCGCCAUUUUGAAAGUCACUGGCGCGAUACGUGACGUCGUACUCGCAGGCGGACUGACCCACCGAUUUCCCUGGAGACACCUUUCCCCGUGUAGUUAGGUUUUGAGAUGAAACUACACACGGUGGCAUUUGUUGGACUUGUAACACAAACCCGCUCUGAGAAUCAGAGACACGGGACAUUAUUUACCUUGAAAAACUGAAAGUUUGUUACUUAAUCAUUUCAAAGAGCAGACAAGCAGUUAAAUAUCUGCUUACAUCGUACCAGAAUAUUAUCCGUCUUCGUAAUGAAAAUGUUAUCAGUUUAUACGGACGCUCCCCUUCAAGACUCUGUUCAUUGUCAUUUACAAGGGGGGUAAAGUUUUUUUGAUAAGGCUAUAAAAUAGACAUUUUUAUUUGGGCAGUGCCCCGAUAAAGUUUUCUGUAUUGCCAGAUUGGCUUCUAAUUGGCAACAAGCCUGUGGGCUAGAUUGGGCAUGCAAAGCCAGGCCUAGCCUAGGAACACAUUGUCGCUUCCCGCUGCCUAUAAACUGGAAAUCUGGGUUCGCAGGUCAGAGCGGGACGCUCGAUCAGGCAUGUGGUUUCUUAACGGUACUGAUGCGAAAAGUACUUCUUUAUAUAAAGGGUUUAGAUCGUAAAUUAAGUCAGGAAAUUAAAGCGGGCAUAACUUUGUCAGAGGGUGUGACACUGCGGCAAACAAUGAGACGAAGUUUGAGGAAGUGAUCAAGGGAAAAUUUUCAAUAUGGAGGAAGCUUAUGGUAUUUUUUACCUAGAAACCUAGAAAACGGAAGAUUUUUUCAGAAAUGAAAAGAUAAAUCUCUCAAAAAUAAUUGGAGUUGACGGGUUUGGCUAUAGCCGAGAGUUUCGGAGAGAUUUUUUUUUUUUGGCUAUCAGAUCAUGUGUCGAGAGGCGAAGGAGAUGCCACGUAAAAUUUUUUCGUGAUCAACUUUAAACCGAUGCAUGAGAUGACCUCAUAUAAAGUAUUUAGGCAGUUUGGUAAUUUUGCAAGAUUGCAGAAUGCCUCUCCACCUACAUUUAACCUCAAAAAGCUGCCACCGUUAAGUUCCGCAAUAGUCUAAAAUUUAACUGCAUAUUUUAAUAAACGUGCAACCUCGUUCUUUAACCCUAUUCAGACUGGGCUUUUUUGGUCAAUCUGUGACUGGGGGGGGGGGGCUCCUCGGACCCCCCCUCUGUAUCUCUGGAACCAAUAAUGCUAGGGUCAUGAAAUUUACACACAAUGAUCAUCUCCGUACAAAGAAGCCCCACACCCAGUUUUGACUUGCCACGCCCAAUGAUGACGUCACAGUGACGUCAUAUUCCGAUUUUCAAUGUUUCUUAUUAUUUUUCCACUUACAUACGUAAAAUAUCAAUAAUAUUGGUAAAGUGAUCUCUUUGUUAUCCUUUCUUAUGAACUAGUAACAAGGAAACACUUGUACAGCGAGAAAACGCAAUAGGAAGCAAUAAAAUUUAAAAUUUGAAAUGGUUGUCCUCCAUCUUGGAUCCGCCAUCUUGGAUUUCCGUUUUUUUGUUAAAAUUAUAAUUUAAAGCAACUUUCAAAGGGGAAAAAACUCAGAAUGUAUAAAAGAAGUAUCAAACUAAUGUUUAUUACCCAAACAAAUGACUUUGGAAGUGUUAUUUGGAAAAUAGAGCAGCAUAUUUGUCAAAGCAAAAAAGUGACAAAUUUUACCCCACCCCUUCCCCCAAAAUAUUCGAUGUUGAAACAUUUUGAUGUAAUUCAAAAACUAGUCCCAAGCAAAGACCAUUUUAACAACAAAAAGCACUAUAAGUGUAAAAACUUGAUCUUAAAACAAAAAAAUCACCAUUUUUUAAAUUUUCCAAAACCUAUGUGUCAGAAACUGGUUGCCAUGGCAACAUGAUUAAUCACAUGGACAUGGUAAUUAUACCAAAAUGUUCCUAGAUAAAUUUUAGGAAAAGUCAGAAAAUUUGAACGUCAUAGCUCUUUCGGUGUAGGAGUUAUCACGAUUUUUCCGGAGGGGGGUUUCGAAAAGCCCCCCCCCCCAGUCUGAAUAGGGUUAAGUAAUGAAACGAAACAAUUACUGAUAACUCUAUAUAUACACAUAUGUAAUAUACCUCGUUCUUUAAUCCACAAAUCCCAACUCAGGUAGUUUAUUAUUCUGCGGAUUGCGGUGGCAAACCAGUCCAUUAUAAAACUGCUUGUUUUUUAAUAUGUUAAUUCAACAACUACCGCACCGCUUCUAAGUUGCCGAGUAUUCUGUAAUUCCCCUGGCAAUUUUUGCUGGCGAGCAUUAUGCGAGGCAGCACACUACUCUCUAAUAUAUAGAUUUAGCCAUGGCUAAAAGCGAAGCUUCCAUUGAAAAGUUAAGUGAUUUUGGAGUGAAACAAAUCUUGUAUCGAGUUGAUAUAGCCUUAUAUGUACACCCAAAAAGGUGCACGGUCAAAUUUAAGAGCAAUAAUGGCUCUUGAUCACAGUAGAUAAGGCGUGGAAAACAAAUCAGGCCGAAUUUUUUGCGAUCGACAAGUUUACAAAUUCUUGCCAAUAAAUCUGGGUGCGUGCAAGCCAAUGUUUUAUUUUUUUUUAAUACACCACAUCUGAGGAGAAAGAGUACUAUGUGGCGCUGUUUUUAUCAUAAAGACCUCGUAAAAAAUGCAGUAUUUCACAGUUUUUCAAAACAAAUUGCAUUCACUCAAUAUUCAGGACCAUCGAAGCACGCGUGGACUUUUAAUUAGCGAAACCGUUCAAAAAAUUUCCAAAAUCACCUAUACGGCCAGCCGGUUCUAACUUUUGACAAGCGCUAAAUUUGCGAAGAAAUUUUAAAAGAGUUACGCUUCAACGUGAUAAAGAAUUUAUUGAGUCUAUUUUUUAUUCAUGGUCUUAUAACGAUGUGUAAUCUUAAAAAGCGUUUGAUACGCUCGGCAUUUUGAGUACUCCUGCAAGUGAUGUUUAUGAACGCCUGAAAACAAAUGGCAAAGCGAUUAAAAUUACACUUUUGAGACUACCAACAAUCAAUAAAGAAAUAUAAUUCGGUAGAACAUUUACAGAGACAACAAUUUUCAUUCACGAAAACAAAUGAGUAUUUAAGUGUCUCUAAGAAUCCUCAAGUCUUUACUAGUAAGCUUUAAGAUUAAGUUUAUGUUUUAAGCCGCCGGUUUCCCGGACCUGUUUGCUGUUUUCAAAGAUGAACUCAGGACAAGAAAAUCGCUCAAAGCUUUCUUUCUACAGCCAAAAUUAUAACUAAAUAUUCUUCGGAAAGUCUCUUCUUUCUAUUUACGGUGAGUUAAUAUCGACUAAAGGCCUUUUAAAGUUCUGUAAGCUUGAGCUUAUAUCAAACCUCAUACUACUGUAGGUCAGGUCAGUGUCUCAGUCAAAUCUUAAAACAAACGUGCAUAAACUAGCUUCAUAAACUGCGCUGCUCGACUUCAUGAAAUUAGAUAUAAAUACAAUAAUUAGUCAGGCUUACCAUAUUUCGAGAUGCAGCUCCUGAAAGCUAUCAAGUAAGGCAAGGAUCGCUUGAGCCUUUAUAAUUCUCGCACGCAUCCAGCAAGGUGAAAAACAAAAACGAUGCCAUCCGAAAUCGGAUUAUCGGCUUUGACAAGCGACGCAUUUCUCGACCAAAAACCCAAUAAACAAACCAGCCAUGAAUAAGAGAACACUCUUGAUAGCAGCUGUAUUUCAUUUUGUACAUCCAGUGGAAAAAGACAGUUAAGAACAUCAUAAGUUGACUCAAACCUCUGUCAGAUUCAGCUGUCAAAGUAAACAACUUUCAAGAUGCUGCAUAAAUUUUACGCAUGAACUCACCAGUCAAAUUUUAACCAAUCAGAGCAUAAAAAUUGCACGUGGAGCGUGACCAACACGUGACCAUGGUAAGAAAAGGUCUUCCCGGCCUGUAUUUUAAAAAAAACUGGCUGAAUGUUUUUCGUCUGAGGUCAGUUUGAUAGUGCAGGGCGAUACUGACAUAAACACAACAUAGUUGAUAUGAAUUUUUAAAAAAAAGUAAACGUGAGCCUGCAAUCAUUUGAAAACGAAUAAAUUGUCAGCGGAUAACUUCAAAAAAUACUCGACCUUGAUGGGUCGACACCUGAGCCCGCGAUACGGUCAGGUGAUACUGGUCAGCGGAUACCCUGUUUUGACAGCUGUCAAUUGAUGACAACAUUGAUGUGCAAUCAGCUUCCUCCUGGGCUCUCAAAGUAGCAAGAAAGUGUGAGAGUAAACAUUGGUAUGCCUGUGGUGCGGACGGACGGUCGGUCGCUCCGUCGCUCGGUCACGUGGUUACCAAAUUUUCUGGGAAGGGGAGAUUACCUUAGCUAUGGGGCUCCGCCCACGCGCGCGCGUGGAGCUCCCCUACAAAAGCGAAAAAAAGCCAAAAUUUAAGAUCAGAGGCAUGCGCAAUCGAUUUGUUUCUUGUUAUCCGGAGUAUUCACUCCUGCGCGAUGACAUCACGUACAACGCACGUGGACAAGAUCGAGAGACUUGGAGUAAAUUUCCAGAGUGCAAGCAGAUUAUAAACGAGGUGAGCGUUUAGUACUUGCUGUUUUGAUUUUCUAGAUGUCUUUAUUUGCUUGUGGAAGUUUACAUCAUGGUCUCGAUCCAGAGCGCCGUUUUAGUCAUGAAUCUCGAGGAAGACGAGAGAUUUAUGUGUGUCUGGCUGCUCUAUUUGCCGAUUCGCGAUGGGGGUGCAAAGAUAUCGAUCAAAUCCUCGUUCAUGGAGAUAGUUUUUCCCUGUGCAUCCAAUUUUCUCUGUUCAUUUCUCUGUGCAUCCAACAGAAGUGGAAAACUUUCUUCUGUUAGUGGUAAACUCCCUACUCUAGCUUUCUUAUCUUGGGAGGAUAGAGAGGGAAGGGCGGAAAGGUGCGAAGCAAACCAUCUUUGCGUCUAAAGCGACGACUUCAGUACCACAUGCAAUUAGUAUUCUUCGCCCGUCGACGCGUUAGAUUUGAUCGUUGAGUCAAAAUCUUUGCCCGUUGGGGUAGAUUAUUCAGGUGAUAAUUUGACCAUGAGUCAUAUAUGUCCGUUAAGGCGAAAUAAAAUUCAAAGCUUUGAAACCAAUCGAUUCAAAAUGUGUCUCGGUCUUUGAAGCUAACCCGUGGCUAACCAUAUAGUACAGGAAAAUGGUAUAGAAAACAAGGGGAAUUGUCCAAAUUAGUGUUAAAAGCACGAAAUUUGGCAGAGGUAUAGCGGUCAAUACCCUGAGUAAAUCUGGAUAGGACGUCACGCUCCAAGCUGGAUAAUUCCAGUUUUAUAGCCAUGGAAUUAGCUCUCUUUAAAACAGCAAAAAUACAAUCUUAAAGUUAAAGCACGGGACCGAAACUUACAAGAGCGAUAAAGUACAGUACAGUGCAAAGUAGUACUCACAGAACCACGCCCUCUAAGGGAUACUUCUAGGGGUAUAAAUGAGGAGUACAUUAAAAUAAAAAUAUUUAAAUUAUUUAUUUAUUUAUGUAUUCACUCACAAAACCCAAUACAACAUGAACAAAAGUUGUUAAUUAAAUUAUAAAAUUAAUGUGACAAGGAAGCAUAACGAAGCUUGAAGCUUAUAUAUAUUAGUAGGCUUCCUUCAACUACCUAAUGAACUAAAUUCAUGGCUGAGUGCAGGGUAAGCAAGAUCAGAAAAUUAAGCAACAGAUCGGCUAUCAGUGAGAUAAUUCUUUAAAUUUUUUUAAAAAACAAAUAUAGAAGGAGAGCUAAUUAGUGAAAUAGGCAACGAAUUCCAGAUUUUAGGUCCUCGGUAAAGGAUACUGAAUUGCUUUAUAUUUGUUCUACAAAAAUGAGGUCUAUACUGAGAGGCUAGUCGAGUUUUGUAUUGAUGGACUUGAUUACUACUUAAGAACAAGUCACGAAAGCUAUUAGGCAAAAGAUUAUGGUGAUAAGAAUACAUAAAAGUAGCGACAGAAAAUGAAUUAAUACUAAAUAUGUCAAGGACUUAAAUGAAGGGGCGGUAUUUGCUAGAUAGUGAGCUUUUGUUAUGAGCCGCACUAGACGCUUUUGCAAAAGGUAAAUACAGUUUAGGUUGGAACAGUAGGUGGAGGACCAGGCGACAUUACAGUAUGUUAAGAAAGGAUAUACAAGGGAGCAAUAUAAGGUCAUCAAGGUUUGGGAUGAUAGUUAAAAGCGGGCCAUCGCAAUAAUUCCCACACUUUUCGAGAUUUUUUUGUGAGACGAAAUCAAUAUGUGGUUUCCAAGAAAGAUGCUGAUUAAUGAGAACACCGUCCGUGUCUCCGUGACUUGCUUGAUCGCAAUGUUUUCCAGAGUAAGAGGGACAUUAGCAUUGACUUUCUUUUGCCUUGGAUGAAAAAUCAUAAAUUUUUUUUUAGUCAAAUUUCGAGAUAACUUAUUCACUUUAAGCCAAAUAAUUAUUUUUGCAAGUUCAUUGUUAACAAUAGAAACGAAGUGGUUGGCAUCUUUGUGGGAACAAAAGAUACUUGCGUCAUCAGCAAACAGUAAAGAUUGAGUGAGACUAGAGAAAUUAGGAAGAUCAUUAAUGUAAAUAACAAACAAAAGAGGUCCAAGAAUUGAGCCCUGGGGAACGCCACACAAAAGUUUCCGCGGAUAAGAUCGAUGGGACCCAAACUGUGCACUGUGUAAACAAGUAUAUACUUUAACUCUUUUAUAUGGAUAAGUGUUAAUGUUAUGAAUAAUUCUAGAUAGCACGCCACGCCCCUUUUCAAUUACUUACAGUUAUACAGCUAUGAAAUCGAUUAGUUAAAAAUUUGAGAUAAAGAGCAUUUUUAGGAUGGAAUCAAAAGAUUCAAAAUGUCACUGUGAUUAGCUACAUUGCGAUGUGUAUUUCUAUUGAUGGAACCACGCCUUUGGGGUAUAUUUACAGAGAAAUAGAUGUUACAUUGGUGUUACUGAAAGUGUACAAUCGGGUACCAAAAAUGCGCACACAUGUCAUAAUUCUGUACUUCUGUCUCGUCAAUAAAGAAGUGAAAAAACGUAAGGCCGAAUACUAUUCAGAUUUAAUCAACAAGAAUAAAGGAAAUCCCAAGGAGUUGUGGAAGACCUUAAAUGAGAUCACGUCAAAGAAGUCCAAUGCGACUAUAACCUCAAUUGAGGCGGACGGUGUUUUAUACACGGAAACCAACGAAAUAGCUCAGGCUCUAAAUACGCACUUCUCUCAUAUCGAAACCAAGCUAGCCGCCAGAAUUAAGGAAAAACUCCGGCUUAUAGCCAGCAAUUGCAGAAAGUUUUUCCCACCUGACUUUUGCGAUGUAAGAGCAAUAAUAAAUCGUUUUCCUUUCCUUGGUUCUCCAGGAACUGAAAACCUUAAAAACUAACAUAAAGCUAUGGGUCUGGAUCGUAUUAGUAAACGAGUAUUGAAGGACUCAGCUCAAUGCAUGGCACCUAUACUGACCAGACUUUUUAACCGGUCACUUGAGGCAAGCACUUUUCCAUCGAUUUGGAAAUGUGGUAAGGUGUCUGCUUUAUUCAAAGGAGGCGAUUGUACUGAUUGUAACAACUAGAGGCCAAUCACAAUAUUACCAACCAUUAGCAAGAUCCUAGAUCGGGCUGUGAAUCGACAGUUGUACGAGUCGUUAUCAGAGAAUAAACUAGUUACUCCAAAUCAAUUUGGUCUCCUCCCUAAACCUUCAACCGUAACUGCCCUUGCUCAUUUUACUGACAACAUACUACAGAGUCUUGAUAAAGGCGGCUUCACUGGAGCAGUUUUCUUAGAUCUUUUGAAGGCUUUCGACACAGUGGAUCAUGUGCUUCUUGUCGAAAAACUGAAGACCAUUGGAGCUAGCUCUCAAGGUGUGAAGUGGUUUGCCUCAUACCUUGAAAGUCGGUAUCAAGUUACAUCUGUUGAUAACUGUCAGUCGACUCAACAAAUGGUUCCUGCUGGAGUACCCCAAGGAAGCAUCAUUGGGCCUCUUCUUUUUCUAAUGUACGUUAACGACCUUCCCAACUAUUUUGAGCACUGCCAGGUAGUCAUGUAACUAUGCAGACGACACAGUGAUUUACUUCAGUGCAAAUUGCUGUCAAAAUAUUGAAUACCACCUGAAUGCCGACCUUGCCAAUCUUUCCGAAUGGUUUAACAACAACUAUCUGACCUUAAAUACAUUGAAAUCGAAGUCCGUAUUGUUUGGUGGGGAUAGGAGGUUGCAAACCUGCCAAGGUAUCAACCUUGUUAUUCAUCACGAAAACCUUGACCUCAAUCAAGUAUCCCGGGGUUGUCAUUCAUAAAAAUCUGACUUGGAAUGAGCAUAUCGAAUCAUUGAUUGCGAAAGUGAAUCAAAGGAUUGGCUUGUUAAAUCGUAUCAAGCAACUACUGCCUUUGGAUGCGCGAGUCGCAUUAUACAAUGCUUUGAUAAGACCUCUCUUCGACUUUUCUGAUACUAUCUGGGGAGACAGAGACAAUAUUAGAUUAAUGCAUGAUUUACAGGUCAUGCAAAAUAAGGCUGCCAAAGUUAUCCUUGAUUUGCCCAACUAUGCUUCAUCUACCGACGCUCUCAAAACACAAGGAAGGUCUUCUGUAAGAAAAGUUCUUCUCAGCUGUCGAAGAUGUAGGUGAUAUCAUGCAGGACGAUACAGAAUGCCCGUGACUCCACCAUAUCCACGAUCAAGAAUAGAAGAUUCACCACUCUUUAUUUAUACAGGCCUUGACUAUCUUGGACCCUUGUAUGUAAAAGCAAAUGGAGAAUUUGUAACACACAAAGUUUGGUUCUGCCUGUUUACCUACCUGUUAAGCUAUCAGAGCUGUCCACUUAGAAGUCGUUCACGACAUGUCUGCAGAACAGUUCCUUUGGUGCCUAAGAAGAUUUGUCGCCAGACGUGGCAAGCCAAACUAGUUAAAUCCACCGUCGAUGAAGCAUGGCAGCUCUCUACCACAAGCCCUGACACAUAAAGUUAUCUAGCUAAUGAAGGAAUAAAAUGGAGCUUGAUCAUUGAACUAGCUCCCUGGAUGGGAGGUUUCUACGAACGUCUUGUAGGACUAGUGAAACCGUCUCUUCGAAAGAGUAUUGGCAAGAUUUCCUUAAACAUUGUCCAGUUGGAAACCAUUCUGACAGCAGUCGAGAUGGCUGUUAAUUCCCGACCAUUGGUCCAUGUGGGAGCCGAUUUGAACUCUGUAUUUGCACUUACUCCUGGUGACUUCCUCAACCUGAACCCAAACACUGGCGUACCCAGUGUGCGAUUCAACCUUCAAAAGGAGAUGUUUUACUUCUGAAAGAAAGUUCACCACGUGGCACCUGGAAGUUAGGAAUGAUAGAAGAGUUCAUUGCAAAUAAAGAUGAUGAAGUCCGAGCGGCCACAGUUCGAACAGCAUCAGGAAGGCUGCUAAAUCGAACAUUGAACCUUCUGUUCCCGUUAGAAUUCUCUGAAAAAAGAGAAAACCCAGUCAGCCAAAAGACACUAGUGUAGACACUGAACAAGGUAAUCCAAAAAAACAGCAGACCAAUCAGGAAACUGUAAAUAGGCGACCAAUUUGCGGAGAAGCUAUCCAAGCAAGACAAACACUAAACAAACUGUUGAACACUUCGUCUUGAUUGCAUGUUCCCUAUUAUGUAUUUUUUGCAUAAUUUCCAGUAGCCCCCCUUCGUUUUAGUCAAAGUUAACAGACUUCAGAUCAAAAAAUUUAUCAUUUUUUCUGAGGUUGUAGCAAAUAACACUUGGCUGGGGAGUGUCGCAGAGUAACCACUCCACGAUACAUUAUUCACGGGAAUCCCGAGAACACGUGACAAUCCUAAGAACUUGUGAGAACAGAGUUGAUGCAAGAAAUAAUCACCAUGUUGUAAUUUUGUUUGUAUUAAAAGAAGUUAAAAUGCCAUGGUCAUAGCAGACAGAGAUUAUCCUUACGAAUUAAUAUUGCAACCCUCCCACGACCUUGGUGUGGUUGACCACCAGACGUUCGAGUUCCACCACGUAACUGAAAAGGACAUCCUGAAAUUAUGACAAAUCUGCCAUCAAACAAACAAAGCCUCUGGCUAUCACAAGAUCACUGCAAGAGACCUUAAGGACAGUUUUCCCAUAAGUCUGCCUAUCAUCACUGACCUCAUUAACCCUCGGACGUACAGGCAAAGUCAUACCCCCACCGUGGUACAAGGGGGAGUUUUUGAUAUGUUUAUGUAUUUCGAAACGAUUUUGCCUUCAGCGCUACUGGAGGCCUGCGACGUCACCAAACAUAGUCGCCAUCUUGGCCGCCAUAUUGGAUUUUACUAAGAAUUAGAAAUCAGGUAAAAACGGCGAGAAUAGACCUUUUUACCGAUACGGCGGCCAUAUUGAAUUAAUUGGAUUUAAGGAGUAUUAUGGGAUGCCCAGGGGGCAUGAGCACGAUCUCAUAUAGUCGCAUCAGUAUUUACGCGCGCUUUUCGGGCCAAUUUUUCUUUAAGUUUUCCUAGAAAAAGAUUGUAAUGAGAAAAAAAGAUCGUUGUGCCGUCUUUGGAUAUAAUAACGAUCGCCUUUUUCCCGAGAAAUAAAAAAAAACAUUGAAGUUCUCUUUUUGCCCGAAAAGUGAGCGUAAAUACUUAUCGAGUGCCCCCUGGGCAUCCCAUAAUACUCCUUAAAUCUAAUAAAUUCAAUAUGGCCGCCGUAUUGGUAAAAAGGUCUAUUGGUAAUUUUUUGUGCUUGACUUGUGAAAUAACACAUAAAUAGUAUUUUGCAUCAGUUUAUCCACAAGCUUUACUUUUAUCGUUGAAAGAAGUUGAAAAAACAUGCAUUUUCACUCAAAAAUGGCUUGACCAACAGCUACUUGUGACGUUAUAUCUUGUAACCAUAGUAACUGACCAUCACUAAACUUGUCUCAAAAUGCGCGCGAGCGAUAAACAAAUAGCUACUGAAAACGUCACGUGCUGAUGUUUUAUCAUCGAGGAAAAAACUCAGAAGAACCUCAGAAGGGGGUGGCAAGAAAAAAAAUAUACAAGCCUCACAUCCCUGCUCUUAAUGAUGGAUUAGGUCUGUGAGAGGGCCGCUCACUCUCAAUUUCUAGACUGUUUUGGAGAGUAACGAUAAAAUAACUUGUGUAUAGAGCGGGAAUAGGAAAAUGUACUCAACAGAAACCGCGUUGUUACAAUACAAUGAACAACUAUUGAAGAACAUAGACCGUGGUUUUGCUAGACAUGUCUAAGGCCUUUGAUAGCGUUCGGCAUGAUUUGUUACUAUUAAAACUCCGCCAGCGGGGUGUGUCAAUCAACAAUUAAUCAAUUUUUUUUGUUCGUUUUUAAAAGAACAAUAUUUCAAACAUUGACAACCCGCAGUUAGCAUAGCUAAUCGAGGCUGGUUGUCACAAAUGAGAACAAAAAUUAACAAGUGUUUACUUUUAUUGUCCGACAAUAUUUAAUGUCCGACUCUGCUCAUGCCUGGUUUGAAUCUUAUCUUUCCUCGCGCAGUCAAGAUGUCAAGCCAGGUUCUGCUUUGUCUGAUCCCCUCCAUUUAACGGUGCGAGUGGCCCAGGGGUCUAUCCUUGGCCCAGUAUUGUUCACGUUAUAUGUGAAUGAGCCUUUCUCCGUCCCUAAGAACUGUCAAACUAUGGGAUACGUGGACGAUACCAACAUCCUUUGAUCUUUUCCCCUUUGCAAUGUGAGUGAGGCUGUGGAUGCCCUUAACAGUGACCUUAUAGAAGUUUCAAAAUGGUGUUGUGCGAACUCGCUUCUUAUAAAUCCUGAUAAAACCAAGCUAUUGGUAGCGGGCGUCCCGAACCUGACAAGAGCCCUGUCUUGUUAGGGAAACAAAUUUAUGCCUCAUUGGUUGCCAAGGACCUAGGGGUAUGGAUUGACUUCAACUUAACUUAGGAUGAGCAUAUUUCUCAAAUGUCAACCGUGUGGAGUAACACCUCUAAGAAAAACUCUCGUAAACUGAAGGUCAUUCAAAACUUUGCCUGUAGGAUUAUUUUAGGGCUUAAGAAGUUUGAUCAUAUUUCAGGGGGGCUCAAGUCACUAGGGUGGUUCAACGUCUGCGUCAAACUCUCUCUUAAUGGCGUAGCCAUGUUUCGUAAAUGUUUUAUAUAACUUAUGACCACCUUAUCUAUCCGCUUUAUUUAAAUCAAGAUUUAGCGUCAGCAAAAGAUCCAGUAGAAAUGACUCUGACCUUGACCUAACAAAAUGUAGAUUGGUUACAGGUCAGCGCUCUUUUGCUUUCAGAGACUCAAAGGGUUUUAACUCCCUUCCUAAAGACAUAAAUCUAUCAAGGAUCCAAAGGCAUUCAGGCGCCAGGUGUCCGCCCGCCUCAUUACGCCAGGUUUAGGGUUAGGGUUAGACUCCCGAAAUAUGUAAAUACAUUUGAUAUUUUCCCUUUAUUUUUUUACAUAAACAUCUAUAUUUUUCAUGAUAGGUUUUUGCAUUGUGCAGUAACUUUCCACUAUUUUAUCGAUACUUUGUGAAACCUAAUUUUAAUAUAGUUAUAUGUGUGUAUCAUUAUCGUAAUUAGGGCAGAAUAGCCAUGCAAAUAGAUUACCAUUAAAGUGUAUUUAGUUAUAUCAUACUUAGCCUAACUCCAUGAUAGUUAUUUAUCUUGUGACUUAUGCUUGUGACAUUGAACACCACGACUAAGAUAAGAUGAGAAGGAAAGAAGGUUUUGUUUUAAGCCUUAGCGACAUCCAUUCUGAAAGGAAAUUCGGAUGAUAAAUUGAUUUAUUUGUUGUUUUUUCUAGGUAAAUAAAACAAUGGAUGGAACAGCUAAGGCCAAUGAUGAACUGAUAAACUGCCAAAGUUUGGGUACCCAUUAUGUUCGGAGCGUGACGUAUGGCGCUGAGAUGGUAGCAAGUCUGAAAUUCAAGUCCUCGUCAUCUUCAAAAAGGUGAGAAAUGUAUCUAGGAAUCCGCUUAGUUUGGGGAAGUGUGCUUUGUCAAGGUUACGAUAAUCUCAGAAAGGGGUUGACCAGCUGCUACCCUACGUGAUUGUUAUAACGUAACGUCGGUUGAGAUGAAAAAUUAGCAAUUAGUGAAUGAGGCUGAGUGGAAUAUGAAGAAUUAAGGAGAUCGAGGAGGGUGUUAUCCACCAAGGCCGAAGGCCGAGGUGGAUAACACCCUCCGAUAUCUGCUUAAUUCAUCAUAUCCUACGAAAGCCGAAUUCAUUAAUUGCUUUAUUAUUCAUUCAAAGUAAUUCCUAGUUUAAAAACAUGGCUAAAACAUGCUUACCUGCAUCGAUGUUAAGUUCAUCUUUGAUAGUGUACGUUUAGGUUUGUCCAGCUCCGCAAAUAAUCUCCAAAUAGCAGAUGUCGCCCUCCGAGUUGUCUUCUUGCUGUUUUUGCCAUAUUUUUAGCUAUUAUUUUGCCUAAUUCCAGCUGUAGUUCUUACUCUUGAAACGAGUGAAAUGUCCGCCAUUUUUUUUUUCUCAACUAAAACAACUCAACCUCGUCCCCAGGUCUUCUCGAUAACAGUGCCUUAAGAGCGACUUUCUGUAAAUACCACGGAUAGGUGUGCAAGAUGAAAAAAUCGAAAUCCCCCAAACUUUGUCACAACAAAGCCCUUUGGAAACUAUUUUAGAAAUUACAAGACUCAGUUCGUUUGACUUUAUAUUUUCCAAACUAAUCAAUUUUUUUUUAAUUUGCACCUGCGAGAGGCCUUCAAACAACCGAAAAAUGGGCGCCAUAUCCUCGCUUCGUGAAUGGAAACGGAAAAUAAUAGCAUGACUUUUUUUAUAUUAAACAAUUUCGUGAUCCUUCCUUUGUAUCUAAACGUUGUUACAAUGUCAAAAGAUUUCAAUCUGAUUUUUUAAUGUUUUUUCAAAAUUACCAUCUAAAUAUGUGUUAUCGCGACCAUCAAUUUUGCCAUUUUUCAACGGCGAAAAUCCCUUCCUGGUACAUGGCUUUCAUUAGAAAAGUGGUAUUCCAGAGAAAGAGUAAUGCUUCCCCUACCCUGGGUACCAGAGGUUUUUCUCGCGUGAGGCGGGAAUUUUCGGUGUUGGCCGAAGGCCGACACGUCUUUGGCCGUAGGCCGAAGCCGCGAGAAAAACCUCUGGCACGGAGCGGUGCUUUUUACCGUUCCCGUUGACCUUUGAGCUUUUUUAUCGGAUUCCAUUUACGCCAAUCAGAUUAAAAGUCUCCGACUGUGAUCAUGUGGGCCGGCACGUGAAGAAAUGUCCAAAGACCCACAUUAUCCUUAGAAAGACAAGUUCGAGUUUAAAAUUCAUGGCUUUAAGAGCAAUCAUGACUGGGUCAAAUCGAAGUUCUCCAUAAUUGAUGUAGCUUCAGUUUUAGCUGCAAUCUAUUCUUCGAGAUUUGGAUCUGAAAAUCACUAUCCGUGAGAAUUUAACAUCCUGCUAAAAACGCUAACGAGCUGGACCCAGCGUGACAAAACAUUGCAGGAAACCGUCACUUUCACGGGCAAAAAGAAAAUCGCUUAUAAUUAUUCAGAUCCAGGAGGCACUUUGGUGAAAUUAAACAACCUAAAACCCUCAUUUAGCCGCAUUGAAGAGCUUAACAUUUCAAAAGAGGUCAAAGAAAAUGCUCUUGCAUCAGAGGGCAACAUGUUGUAAUCGUUUGAAAUAGGAAAUUAGUAAAGCUUAAACCGUAUUGCUGCAAAAGCUGAAUUGGUGAGAAUAGCUUAAUUGCGUUGAAUAAAAUUAAAUACUCCACUUGUUUGCUCAUAGCUCUUAACUUGUCUACACCGUCAAACCCUUCUAGUACACUGCUUAUCCUGCUCUUUCAAAACUUUCCAAAGUUGCCAUCACAACACUUCUCGCGAGUACAACAACAGCAAAGUUGAAAAUAUUCUUUCACGUGCUGGUCUAUUCUUGUCAGCCAAUUGUAGCGUCUGUUAGAUUCAAAAUCCCUCAGGUGGUCGUUACUAGCCAAUCAGCCGUCUUGUCCAAAAUCUGGACCAACUGAUUUAACCGUGUUAACGAUUGGAUCGGCGCCAUCAAAGCAAUAGCGCUCUGCUCCAGAGGCUUUUCGCGCGGGUCACUAUAAAGACUUGACAGAAACCGGAAACCGCGCUAGAAAAGUCUCUGGCACCCAGGGGAUGCUUCCCCUAUCAAUCUGUGAAAUAAAAUUUUGGGGCAAUUGAAACUGCGAGUUUUUACAACUAAAAACAUUUACGGUACUCCCGUGAUCUACGACCUUUGAACUUGCAGUUGUACUGAUGAAUACAAGCGAUAACUUAGACAGAAUUUGAAACUCUGGCGCAAAUUCGCCUCUUUUCCGCCAGUUUAAACACCAAAAACGAGUCUAGAUUUCACAGUGGUAAUUUUUCAAAAGGAAGAGCAUUUUAUUGUGCGAAAGUGAGCUAUGAACUUCUUGACUACAACGCUUCCCUUGCGUGCGUAUUUGUUUACUUUUAAAGUAUUUGUAACAGCUAUCAUUUAUGUACAAAACGGCUUUAGUCUUGGUAGCGAUUCUUUUAAAUGCUCUUCUUUCUCAUGAAACAAAUCGUUAUAGCUAUGAAAGGAAAACAUUUUAAUCUGCCUCACAUCUUUUGACAACAGACCCGAACCUUUAGCGAAACGAGAUUGUGUUACAAAGAACUUUGAGACCCAGGUUAUACCGCGAAGACCGAUACCAUUCUGACAAAGAAACUCAGGCGGCACCUUAAGCUUCUGUAACCAUAAUUUAAAGCGAAACAUGUCAAUUAAUUAAAAUCCUUAGUUUUAUUGACUUAUCCGCUAGAGCGACCCUGCAAACGUAACACUAAAAAAUAUAUUUUCCUCAAAAGACUAUAAAAGGGUAGGCCCUUGUACAGUUCUUUACCCCAAUUCGUAGCAAAAAGGGAACCUAAACUGGAAUCAAAAAAAUUCUCACUUGAUAUGCCAUUUACGUUGUUUCCAGGAAAACAAUACUGAAGCCUUUGUAAAUUCGAAAAGACUUUUAAAGUUCCCCUAGGAUGACCGAACUGAUACGAAUUUUAUAGCGCCUCUUAGAAUGCAUUUCUAGAAAUCUAAAAGUACUCUGGGUACGUACACUAAAAAGUGUUUUCAAUGAAUUUAAAAGGAAACCGUCGUUAGGUAGCUCUAAAAUUUUGUCAAUUCCUUGGCCCUUCCUUAAAUCGAGGUUCCACUGUAGUCUCUUGUUUUCCAUCACGUUCGUUUUGAAAUACGAUUAUGAAUUCCUUACGUGUAUUCUUAAAAAAAUGAUAUUAAGGGGAAAAAGUGCUAAGUCGUAGUCUGAAAUGUUAUCCGUCCCUUUCCCCAACCCCCUAAGGGGCCGCAGCCCGUUACGGGGUGGGGCGAACAAACGCAUAGCAUUUCAGACUAGCUACAAUGAGGGACAAAAGUGUUGAGACACUUCGUAAAAUGACCCCUUUUUGCAUAGUGGACAUACCUAUCCCCUUCCCCUGUCUACCCCAACCCCUUCCCCCCAAAAUCAAUGUUGUAUUUUGGACCCUCAAUUCUUUCUUUUACUUCAGACAACAUUGAUUCGGGGGGUGAGGGGAUUUACGGCGUUUGAAAGGAAUGAAAUAAUAAAUGAAUUAAAUGUUUGACAAAAGCUCCCGUUUUAAACAAGUGUGUCAACUACUUUUGUCCCUGAUUGUAGGUCGGGGCUAGAAAACCUGCGUAACUUUAGAGCACCGCUGGUGUUUAAAGCAACAUUUCUGUGGUUCUGGUAACCUCGAACAAGUUUUGCAUUUCUGAGCAACGUUUGGGCAAAGUAUAGGCUGAGUAUAUGUUUGGGCAAAGUAUAUUGCAGAUAGAAAAUGUCAAGUACGCCUGAACCGCGCCCGUAUAAGCACCCCUAAUGACUCGGGCGGGGGAGGCUGGGUGGAGAGGAGGGGGGGGAUUUGAAACCCUAAAAUGGAGCAAAGGGGGCUUAGCUCUAAGCAUACCGCCUGCGUUUUAGCUGUACGUCUGCCUUCGCCCAUAGUUUCGAGCAACUCAUUUAAAGAAGAUUGCAAGCUCGUAUAUUUAUGUCCGUCAGGAACGCUCGAGCAGUGAAACCAAUUAUCGCGCCCCGGCCCUGGCACCUUGAAAAAGAAACCGCUUUUAUGAGAAAAAAAAAGGAUAAAGGAAUAGAAAGAAAAACAGAAGGAAAAGCCGUUCGCACUAACUGAAGGCCAUUUUUUGUUACAUUGCUUUUGAAAAUCUGAAAAGGGACAGUUGUUUAUACGUAGCCCUCGGGGCGGUACCAGGUGAAUAUAUUACAUACCCCUCGUUCCAGGUAAAUAACCCUUACAUAAGCGUAGGAUGUAAGACACACUUGCGGAAACGCUUAACGUGAGAUACCCAGGCACAAAAAAAUUAAUAUUUGGCAGUGCUAAUGUUGGCUCCCCUACAAAUAUAAAGCACAAGAAGGUGGUGUUGAUAAGCGAGAUGCUCGGAUAUCUUUGGAUAAUUGAUUGAAGGUAUUACCAGCCAUCAUAUAUCCAGAUCUGGUUGUGGCCUGGACUGACCACAUCAUAGUCUCUUGUGGAAAAUAUUUUUGUAGUGUUAUGUUUUCAUGGUCGCUUUAGCUGAUAAGUCAAUGAAACUAAGGAUCUUGAUUAUUUACAUGUUUCUCUUUUAUAGUUACAGAAGGUGGUGCGUGAGUUUCUUUUUCAGAAUGGUAUCUUUUUUCGCGGUAUGAUCAUGACCCGAGUCUCAAAGUUCUUUGUCACGCAAUCUCGAUUCGCUAAAGGGAGUAAAGGAUUCGGGUCUGUUGUCAAAAAAUGUGAGGCAGGUCAAAAUGUUUCCCUUUUUUAAACCUAUAACGAUUUGUUUCAUGAGAAAUGAGAGCAUUUUAAAGAAUAGUUACCAACACUAAAGGCGUUUUGUACAUAAUAAUAACUGUACAAAUACGACAAAAGUAAACAAGUACGCAAGUAAGGGAAGUCUUAUAGUCAAGAAGUCGCACAGUAAAAUUACUUUUCCUUUUGAAAAGUUGCCACUGUGAAAUCUAGAAUCAUUUUUGGUGUUUAAACUGGCGGAAAAGAGACGAAUUUGCGCCAGAGUUUCAAAUGCUGUCUAAGUUCUCGCUUGUAUUCAUCAAUACAACCGCAAGUUCAAAGGUCGUAAAUCACGCGAGUACCGUAAAAUGUUUUCAGUUGUAAAAACUCGCAGUUUCAAUUGCCCCAAAAUUUUAUUUCAUAGAUUGAUAGGGAAGCAUUGCUCUUUCUCUGUAAUACCAUUUUUCUAAUGAAAGCCAUGUACCAGGAAGGGAUUUUCGCCGUUGAAAAAUGGCAAAAUUGAAAGUCGCGAUAAUACUGAUUUAGAGGGUAAUUUUGAAAAAAAUAUAUUAAAAAAUCAGAUUGAAAUCUUUUGAAGUUGUAACAACGUUUAGAUAGAAAAGAAGGAUCACGAAAUUGUUUAAUAUAAGAAAAGUCAUGGUAUUAGUUUCCUUUUCCAUUCACGAAGCAAGGAUAUGACGCCCAUUUUUCGGUGGUUUGAAGGCCUCUCGAAGGUGAAAACUUAAACAAAUUGAUAAUUUUGGAAAAUAUAAAGUCAAACGAACUGAGUCUUUUAUUUCCUAAAAUAGUUUCCAAAGGGCUUUGUUGUGACAAACGUUGGGGGAUUUCGAUUUUUUUCAUCUUGCACACCUAUCCAUGGUAUUUCUUAACCUGUAGCGAGCUGCAUUUUUGACGCCAUUUCCUCGUUAAACACAAAAUUCUUCCAAAUUUGGUCAUCAUUAACUGGUUAUGGUGAAUUACGCGUGUGCUUUUAGCCAAUCAGAAUUGGGGAAAUAUUUUGAAUGAAUAAUAAAGGAUAUUAACAAGAUCUGCCAAGCUUAAUUUUAGCACUGAUGCUGAAUUAAGAAACUAACGCUACUUAAUUUUUUUUUGUGUCCUAUUAUUGAUGAUAAAAUGAGGUCACAACAUCGUCAAAGUGUUGGAUCCACAACACCUUGACAAUGUUAUGACAUCAUUUUCAACCAUCAAUACGAGAAGAGACAUAAAAAAUCUGGCGGCAAUUUGUUUUUUGCAAUACCAGAAGCACAAAAAAGUCAUAUUGCCGAUAAAAAUGAAGAAAAGACAACAAAAUUUAUCAACUAAAACUAGUGUAAUGCUCUAGACCGAUUGCAAAUAUGGCAACGAUUUUACCAAAGCGAGGCUUUUCGGUAGCAACCGUUGCUAGGGGCUGGUUGCCUGUGUUUACCUGUGCCGUUGCUGGAAAGACUGCAGCUUCUCAGGCGUCUUUUCCUUUAAAUUCGACAAAAAUAAGUCAAUUUUCUUCGCUAAAAUAAGUUUCAAUCUGGUAUACACGCUUUGGAUACUGUUUUUCAAUGCUAAAGAGUCAUUUGUAGCGAUCGCGAUACUUUGACUGCCCGAUAUUUUUCAUUCAUUGUAUUUAAGGUUCACAUGUAAGUCAUCGUGGACCAUUUUAGCUUUUGUCAUGGAAUAGUGGGAAACUAGAUACAUUAGGCCUAUGGCAUGAUUACAAAACCCCAAGGAUCCAGAGACACAGGUGCAGGCCGUGAAGCAAGUACAUCGUAAGGUUUGUCGGUUGAGAUUGCUAAUCUUAUUCUAUGUGGGGGUUCACUUUUCCGUAGACUUUGGUAGCAAAGGGCUCUGAAAUAAAAGGUUUUGCUCUCUUUAUGAUUCUUGGCCCCGACGUUAUGAAGGUAUCCUUCAAUAAAAAAUUGACACCACGUUCAAACGGCUUCAUUACCAUGUAGUCCGGGGAAUGCUGAAUGUUUUUACCGGAGUUUCGGACAUAUUUCACAAUGGUAUUUUUUAGUAUACGUGAAUGGUGGAAGAUCGUCCAGUAGUUUAUCCAUAUUCUUCUCAGAGGGACAAAAUCUAAACUUUUCGUCAUUCUCCCUAACAAGAUCUGAGUCAGUCUUUUUGUUUCGAGCACGAAGUGCAGGGGCGGUCGCUUGAUUAUUUUGAUCAUUUUGCCCGCGAUCAUCUGUACACAUUUGAAGUACUUCCUUCUCCCUGCACAAAACAAAAUCAACAAGGGACGCUAAUUUUAAAUUUGCAAUCACUUAGACAAAAAAAUAAUGAGACAAGAGACAAAGGUUUCCAAGUGUAUUUAAUCAUAUAAAACAGAGGGUUAAAAACGCUGCCUACUUUGCAACAAGUUGGUCCUUCACUGUUAAACCUUUCAGGCUCACUUUCUUCCUAAAAAUAAUUUCUUUUAAUUCCCUCACAUGAAUGUUUUCCACAGGCCUAUCCAUCAUGAACUUAAUACUGUUGGGUAAAAAGAACAUACAGUGAAACUGAGUCUAAAACAUUCUCAAGAAGUUCAAGUUCAACGUCGGAAAUGUAAUAUGAGUUCACACAUAAGACCACAUAAGUACAUCGCAAUCGUGAUUUUUUUCUAUCAUCUACGUUCCGAUUUGUAUAAUAUAGGCAAAGUAAAAAGCACUGGCCUCUAUUUUAACACAACGAACCGACGAUGACUUCUUCUUGAAAGUUUUUUUUUUUAUUGUUUCCAGAGUGCAAAAACAACAAGAUAACGGACUCGCAUUAGCAUAUAAACAAGCGACCAGCCCUUAGCAACAGUUGCUACCGAAAAGCCUCGUCUUGGUGAUAUCGUCGCCAUAUUUGCAAUCGGUCUAUUGUCAAUAACUUUUGUCGCUUGGGAUUUGCUACUAAAAACAAGUAACGGAGUUUCUUAAAAAUAGAGGCAUUUUGGUGUAGUAUAAAGUCGUAAACGAGCCCAAGGUUAAAAAUUAUUACAAGGAAAGGUUUUGGAGCCGUUGACCGAAGAAGUGGAAGCGAUAUACGGUUGAACUGUCUGUAGAGCAACUAGCCAGGCAGUCUUGAAAAGUUGCUAACCGAACAGUUCGAACAGAAAUCGUGUACGUGUUGUUUACUUCAGUUCAAAAUGUUUGUCGUCCUGAACGCCAUUCAGCUAUAUGAGCUGUAUGUGUACAAUCAAACCGAUAGGUGGGUUUUAUACGCGUGUAGUCUUCAAAUCACCUAACCAGGUACUCACAAUUAGUUUCGCAAGUUUGUACAAAAAGUUUGUUAUGCUUUCGGAAAGACGGAUCAGAAAAAACACUCGGUACUUGUCAAAAGAAAACUUACUGUUACUAUUAAUGUCUUUAUUUUGAAUAAACUAGACUUUCAGGAUGUUUUCUUACUUUUUCUAACUUUAAAACUAUGUGUGAACAUUAAAAGCUUAUCUAAAUCGCAGUUUUAAAGCUGUACAAUUUCUUUUAAGACUUUUAAAAGCCGUCUCCGCUUUUGGAAACUAAGUGUUUUUGUUCAGUUUCCUGUGUUUGAGCCAUUUUGUAGAGAAUCCGAAUAGGAUGCAGGUCUUACAUCACAGCUAUUUGGCUAUUUUUCUUAGUAGUGAGAAAGUAAAUCUUCAACGAAACUAAAUUAAAGAAAAAAAUCGAAGUUUGGUAUUCGUUCGGCAAAUGAGCCGUCUUGCAUAAAUUAGAUUUUAUGUGUCUGUCCUCUUAUUGGUCAAAAAUAAAUAGCUAAUCAGCCCGCGAUAAAUAAUUCAGUUAUUGUAAAAACAAAUUGGUCAUCUGCAUCAGUGCAAAAAAAACUAACCUUUGAACUGAAUCAUUUUCUAUUUCAGUUUUUUAUUAUUAUUGUCAUUAUUUAUAGCGUAAACGUCACAGGUAAAUUGGAUGGAGGUCUGGAUAUUGCGGGAAUUGUGACUGCCGGAUUAGAGGCCGAGUUAAAUAAGCUGACAUCCGAUUGCAAUAAAGCAAACGAUUUGUCCAUUGAGUAUUAUGCCACAGAUCUACCAGAUAAAAAUCCAACGAACUUGGAAGACCUUGUGAAACUUAUUCAAGAGUUCCCAUCCAGAUUGAGAACAAUCAAUGAUGGUCUGGGAGUUCCCAUUAAGGUAACUGUCUUUUAUUGCUUCUUAAAAGAGUGGUUAGUCAACGUUUUACGUGAUUUAUACCCCCGUGCGUUGCCCGAGGGGAAUAAAUCACAUAACCACGAGCUGAAGGCGGAUAAACGGCCUAUCUUUACAUAAGCGAGGAUUCCUCAAGGGAUGCAAAAAUACAUUGACGAAAAAUGCCUCUAUUGUUCAUCUUUCUUUUGUUUUUUUAACACUCCAUGCUGGCACUGGUGGCAUUCACAGGUUUCUCGGCUUUUUAAUUAUGUUAGUUUUUCAAAGUCGUAUUUCAAAUAAGUUGUUCGCGGUGAAUGUUAGAAACAGCCUAAAGAGCCUAGGGGUGUCGAGCGAUUCAGAGCCAUAAGUAGAGCCGUUUAUAACUCCAACUUAGGCAGCUUCAGUGGCGGUACAGCAAGAGCUUUCGGAAAACAAUUUGAAUCGUAAUUUGCGGGUGCAGAAAACGAGCAAGCAGUUGACAAUUUCAAUUUUCGCACCGAGGAUCUUUCGACCGACCUGCAUGUUUACAGACAGAAGAUUCCGGGCGAGGGAUCACUACUGUACCUGAGUAGGAAAUUCAGUCGAGGAAUGAAGCAUGAAUACCACAAAACCCAAAGAGGCCAACUACAUGUCUUCAUGGAGACAGUAUACGAGUUUGGGAUGACUGGUUAAAGAACAGAACUCCUUAACAUGACAGCGACACUUUCGUGGAAAUGUAGAAUUUUAAAGACGCUGUUCAAUUUCGAACUGUCGUUUUGGCUGUGGAAAUCGAUGAACCAGCAACUAAGAAAAUCCGUGAAUAUGGCGCAAAAGAAACGCAGCUCAGUUUAAUUUUAGCAAUUAUAGCGUCGUGUUUAAUAUUUCCAAUAAACUUUUGUGAAUUUUUUCUUUAUGAAAAGCUAACUGAAAUGCGAGGGGAUUAUGUAUUAAUAUGCAAGGGGAAUAAGUCACUUAUCCCCCUUGCAUAUUAAUACAUAAUCCCCUCGCAUUUUAAUUAGCUGUUUAUUGGCCCCGCUCUUCCCUUCAAACAAUAUAUAAUCAAAGCCGCACCCAGCUUUUCAGACAGUUGAUUCGGGGGUUAUGUAAUAUAUUCCCCCCGAAAAGAACAAAGGAAUCCGAGCUUGUGUAAAAAUAAUGUAAAUAAAACUCCAGGUACAAUUUGAAUUCGUCUUUAUUACUGUACGAUUCACUAAAAGCAAUUUUUAACAAAGGAUAACACAGAAUUACUGCCAAACUCAGAAAACCGUGAAACACUGAUAAAUUUCAGGAAUGUUGAUUGUGUGGUGACCAAUCACAACAAAGUUCAGAACACGAGGGCAAACCUCAAAACUACAAACUAAGGGCCUGUUUACAUGGAGGUGGGGGACCCCGGGUAGGUGAGGUAACCCGCUUAGGUGAGGUAAAAAAAUAACCCUCCUUUACAUGCAAUCUUACAACCCGCCAUCCCGGGGUGCACUUUGUCAAGAUUAUUGAAUGGUCGCUAAGCACGCAAACAAGAAAAAUGCUGGCAAACCACGAGUUUUGGCGAUUAAUGCACUUCUUCACUCACUUGUUGCUGUUGCUGCAACCCGUCAGUGCAGUGGCUUUCUAUUGUUAACUUUAAUUAUAAUGCAAAGCCACCGCCAAAGUGAAUUUUGCGAGAAUUUGAUGUAUCACGAAUCCGACCCCGGCCAGGCGGGUUACCCCACCUUGAAACGUUUACAUGGCAAAAUGUGACCCCGGCUGAUAAGGUAACCCGGUCUGGUAGACAGGGCUACCCGCCUUGGCGGGUCACCCCACCUAUCAUGUAAACGUGAUCAAAUUAAAAUGAGAGAUUGUAUGGACAGGCGGGUUACCCCACCUAAGCGGGUUACCUCACCUACCUGGGGUCCCCCACCUCCAUGUAAACAGGCCCUAAUUACCGCUGCUGAUUUAGUUUUCUCACACCUUAUUCGGCAUGGGUGUUUCCUUGCAACACAAUAACAUUCUAUAAAUAUUUCUGGUGUCCACGGUUUUGUGAAUUUUAUAGUAAUAAACGCGAACUGAAACUCUUACCAAAAAAGAAAAACCUACAUGUACAUUUGCGUUAUAACGGCAACUUUCUGCGACGGACAUUUUUAUGUGCGACGAAGACUAGUGAUCUCUAAAACCUUACUCCCCCUCAAAUGCGCUACUUCCUCUCACUCCAACAUUAGACUACAAAGUGGCUCCGUGCCUAUCGAGUUCUGUUUACUGAACACUAGAUCAAUCCAUAAUAAAGAAUUAGCUCUCAAAGAUUACGCGACCGAGAAUGAUCUUGGCUAAACGAUCAUGACAAUUUUUCUGCCGCUGAGAUUUGCCCCAGUGGACAUCACUUCUCGUACCAUGUUUCACGAAAGAAUUCUCGUGGUGGUGGGGUAGGUCUUCCGUUAAAUAAACGCAUCCAAGUGAAGAAACAUACUCGAAACAAGUGUAAGUCUUUCAAAAACAUUGAUAUUUUAGCCAAAUGCUCUACUAUCUGCAUGAGAAUUGUUACCAUCUACAGACCACCGCCAUCAAAAGCAAAUCAUAAUUUUAUUCGAGGAAUUUUGCUCUCUUGCUGAACGGCUAGUUGUUUCUCCAGGCAACCUGCUAAUAGUCGGUGAUUUUAAUUACCAUAUGGACUUGAUAAUAACGAGAGCAGGGGAUGAACUGGACUGGUAUAUGGUAUUGAAAUGCGAAAUCCAAUGCUCGCUGAUCACUUAACUGUACACGGUCAAAUACGCGUGAAUAAACCUCCUCUGGAACGAGCUUAAAUACGGUACCGCAAACUUCGCUCUGUCAAUAUGGAGAGAUUUAAUGAAGAACUUAAAAAAGAUCAAACCUUCUGAUGCGCAGUUACAACGAGGCAUGUGGUCUUUUAGAGGAAUAUGAAAGGACACUAAGGAAUCUACAGGAUACAUCAUUAAAACGGCGCACGAUCACUCUUCGUUCGCCGUCACCGUGGUACGACGAGGAUAUUGGCAAGGCUGAACGGAAACGUAGGAAGCUUGAGCGCCGCUGGCGAGCGUCCAGGCUAAGUGUAAACAGACAAACGUGCGUUGGACAAUGUCUGGUUGUGGAUAACAUGCUGAAGAAGGCUAAGGCUUCUUACUAUUCCUCUAUUAUCUCAGAAAAUGCAUCAAAUCAAAAGGUCCUUUUCAGCAGUCGACAAAUCAUUGAAUCGCAAACCAGCUGAGAGACGUUGUCCAACCUCGUCCUUCGUCCAACAUGGUCCUCUACAACUGAGAUAGCGAACUCAUUUUUUCCAAUUUUAUCCAAAAUAAAAUAGUCACAAUUAGAAAUGAGUUGUCUGAAGAACCUACCUCUGGUACCCAGUCCCACUCAAAUGAGGAGAGGAUAACACGAGCUCAACCUAAAGAAUUCCGAAGGGUGACAGAAAAGGUAGUAGAUCACGAUUUCGAUAUUGCCAGUAAACAAUCGUGUGAGCUUGAUCUAGUCUCAUCAUAAAUACUAAAAGGGUGCGAGAGGACCCUUCUACCGAUCCAAACCAGGUUCAUCAAUAUGCCGCUCCAAUCAGCGUACAUGCCUGCUCAACUCAAGGAAGCUAUGGUUAAAAACGGCUUGGAAACUAAAAUUUCGAGGACGUUUUUGGACUCUUUACAUUUAGGGCAUGAAUUUUUCGUUAUUUCAGGCCAUGAAACCUAAAAAUGAGCCUAGCUAGCUGUAAAAAGGGGCAAUACGGAGGUAAUACGUCCUAGCCGGAAUGAUGACAUGCUGUUUACGGAAAAUUCCCUGUUCCAUGUCAGGAAAUUCUGUAUUUUAAAACCUCCCCUAGGGCAUGACUCAGCAAUUGAGGACAUUUCUGCUACGUUUUCAAUGUUGGUUAGCAUGCAAGGAUUUUUCCCAUGCCUAUCGUCAAUGAUUUGCUCACUGGUAAUAGAGGGGGUGGCCCCAGAGUGGUUUUGCAUUGAAAUUGGCUUGCAACAGAAUUUCGCAUGCCCUGUAAGCAUAAUUUGAGGUUCUGUGACCUUCUCACCCAGGCCGCGAGAAGCCUAGGUUCUAGUAAUAAGUAAUUCAUACCCAGCAAAAUCUCCGGCGUGCCAAAUUCUCUGGCAUGCCGGGCGUGCCAUAAUCUGGGUCAUGCCGGGCAUGCCAAAAUCGUUCUCUGGGAUGCUCUCAACGCACAUGUUAUAAUUCCUUGAAUCUACAGAUAUUUUAAGCCUGGCUAAAAAAAUAAAAUAAACAGAUCACAGUGCUUAUCUUCACAAGAGUGUUAUCCACAACCAGACAUUGUUCAACUUCACAAGAGUGUGCAAUUGAGAUAAAUGCAUGGUAAAUAAAGUGAAAGAAACGUGGUUUCACAUGAGCCAAUUUACAUUGCGUUUUUCGAUGAUGUUCACACGCUCUUCCACUGCGAAAUAAACCUUUGCAUUUGGAUUUACAAGUCAAGAUUAUACCGAGUUUCACUGACUCUUAAUUGAACAACAGUUUCAUUUUUAAGCAGGUAAGGUGUAGACCCAUAUAAAGCCGGAAUAUGUAAAGGAAACGCAGCGAAAACUUUUUCGCAUCUUUUUGUGGCGAUAUUCUCUCACGGCCCGUCAACUGAUUAGGGGUUGCGAAGAAAAAAUAAAUUAGGACCAAAGGUUAAAGCCUGUCCGUUACAUCAUUUCGUAUGUUACCUAGAGUUCCAAUAAAUAGGUCAUAGAAUAGGAUUUAACGAGAGCGAAUUUGUUUCUCAAUCGGUGUAUAAAAAAGUGAAGCUAUCAAAUGAGAAAUUUAUAGAGUAUCAAAAUUAUUAAAUUAAAAGCUCAUAUAAUUAGGAAAAUUCCUAUACGAAAACAAUGCUAGUGACAUUAAAUUGAUCAGAUAAAAUUCUCAAAAAAUAUGUCGAAUAAAAGCCACAAUGUUUGCUUUUGUUUUUGCGUAAAGAUAUAAAAAUUUUCGGCCCACAAAGCAAAGUUGAAAAAGCGACUAAAUCUUAGUUUUUUUACAUUGAACAUGUUUAUUAGCUUAGUUUUCGUCCGUUUUAAAAGCUUUAUAACCCAAUCAUAAUUUUCGGGUUAAAAUAGUACAAAAUCAUUUCAAAAACCAUGUUCAUUUAAAGUAGAGCCGGCAAACGUGAACAUUUUGUAAUUCAAAAGUCGGACCCAGCCAGGUUGUUUAAGGUGUCUGAACACAGUUUUAGCAGUUUAUGAGUAUGUGUCAUUUGCCAAAUCAUGGCAAGAGAAAGGUUGGACGUCACAAGGUGAAACUUGGCAAGUGAAAAAUACACUGAUGAAAAAUUUUGAUUGACAGCUAAAAUUUUACGUUUUCGUAGUUUCCAUGGCAACAUGAAUGAUUGAAUACAACUUUAAAAUUUCACUUUUGCUUAGUUUACAUAAAAUUCGCUCAUUAGAUUUUCCUAUAAACUUGCACACACCUUACUAUAAUUAGUCAUUACCAUUUGAAACUUAUUUGACCAAAUUUUAACAGACGGGAUUUUAGAUAAUCAAUAAUAUAAUGGUGCUGUAAUUAUUAAAUAUGUCACAAAAUUCGUCUGUUCAACUUCCAUUUUAAAGUUUUCAUUAUUUAACAUACUAUAAAAGUAAAAACGCUGCCAAAUAUCACAAAAUUUUACUGAGUAGAUUUUGAGAAAUCGUCUUCUGUGUGCCAUUGCUUUUUCGCCGCCAUGUUUGUUUGUCUAAUUUAAAACACACGCCGUCACGCUAGUUACCGCUGACCGCCCGCAAAACUGUGUUCAGCCACCUUAAGCUUAGAAUUAUUUGCAUUUUAGCGUCCUAUAAAUUUACCAGAAUCGCCUCUCAGAGGCUUACUGUAGCAAAGCAUUUUGUAGUACACUCGUAGACAAGCAAUGUAAGCCUUAAGUCUUUUCUUGGAUGAGAUUUCCAAAAGAAAAAUUAGUUUUGUGGACCUAAACGCAAAUUCACAGACUGCUUAUAUUGAGUUGUUUACAACUUUGCAUUGACGCCUGCAGCAUGUUCAUUUUUUUAAAGCGAAAUCCAAAUCUGAUUUUGGCAUUUGAUUUACGGGUAUUUUAUUUUGUCUCCAAAAGUGAUUGUAAUAUCCCUUUGAUUGUCUUUCAAACAACAGUCAAACUAUGCAGCAAAAAUAAGUAACUUUACCAGUACAGUGAAAAAAUAUGACCGUAGGUGCCAAAAAUAAUUAUACUCGAGCUACAGAAUUAGAUCUGACUUUUUUUAGCUUUGGUUUCUAUAUUUUUGAAGUUUUCUCUAGUCUUCUUAGCAGCAGAAGAAGAUUACAAGACAUACAAACAGAAAGAAAUCCGAGGUGAACGAGUUGACAACCACUUAUGCCGGAGUUCUUAGGCAUGCUCAACAGCAAGAUAAACUGAAUGCCUAAAGGCAAAUUCACGGGAUUUAUUCGAUAUUAAAGCUUUUUCUUUACCAAAUUAAUACUAAAUUUGUACCUACGGUCUCUCGCAAAAUCCAUUUCUUGUCCAGCGUUCACCAACAUCUCAACCAUGCCCCGCAGAAAAAAAAAGACAAACAAGUGCGAAGAGACAUGACGACAUCGUGACGCUACAACUGCCACGCUACAACAAACUAGAUUCAUCGUCAUCCGAAAACACUUCUGCGGAAAUUCGGCCGAUUUCGUGCGUGCUCGGGGUAUCUUCGGAUGAAGCAGAUGACGUUUCUGAAAGGACUAUCGUCAGCAAAGAGUAAAACAGUUUGCGAGAUUCGCAUAGCCGACAAGAAGAGCAGUGAAAACCUAAGCAAAAUCUCUCUGAGAAGGCAGUCCAAAUUCACCAAAUCAGAACGUCUUUGCAGUAUUAACGUCGUACUCUCGUACUGACUUGAACGACCUGGUAAGCUUAUUUUUCACUUAUUUUUCUUUUAAUGUUGUUGACCGGGAAACAUUCCGACGCGAUAAAACUUAAGCAUGGAUAAGUUUAUACUGAGAAGAUUUGUUAUGUUAUUGUUUAAGACGCUUUUCCGCGAUCAAAUUUAAAUCUGGACCCAGAAAUGUCAGUAUCGGUUUGAAAUAAAAGGAUUAAUCUUUGAUUGCAAGUUAAGUAUUCUAUUUUAUGCAUGAAUAAUGUUGUUUUGUUGUGCUUUUUAUUUAUAAAUCCAGGCUUCUGUCUUCAGUUUUGCCAGUCGAUCCCGUGACACACAUUGUGACAAACAUGACUUUUUUUGUUAUAAUCUGCAUUUAUUGCCAGGCAUGAAACCUGUUACUUCAAGCUCCCUAAGAUACAUUUGGCGAUUAUAUGAGAUUCUCAGGAUAUGAUGCUGAAGCAAACAUCAAAAUCAGUCUCGCUGGGCAUGCCAAUUUCUUGCCUGGCAUGCCGGGCAUGCCAAACCAACUGGCUUCACCAUCGGCAUGCCUGGCAUGCCAAACCAGAGGAGCAAAAACUGGGAAUGAAUUGGUGUCCCCAAAUUAGUAAGGGAUUUGUUCCCUGGCUAGACGGUUUUUGACACUUUAAUAAAGUUUCUAUUCUAUUCUAUUCUAUUCUAUCAACCCGGCGAGAGAUCUGGGACCUAAGUUUAGCUGGGUCAAUUUUGGGGCUGCGAGGGCAUGAACCCAUUUUUUCCAUGCCUAUGAGAUGUUAUUUCUAAGUACCAAUGUUCCCUUGAAUUUUGUCAUGCCUAAAUAUAUAAAAUUUUCCCUCUCUCAUUAAUCCUCAGACUGGAUGCGAUUUUUACGCCCGCUAGGCAUGUUCAACUGAAAAUCAUGCCCAUACCCUUAUUCAAAACAAAAUGCUAUCAAAUUUUAGUUUCCAAGCCGUUUAAACCAAAGGUGAAGAAAGACUUCCUAGAUCCCGAACAGUACUCGAAUUUUAUCUCGAAUUUGAAGUUUGCGUGCAAGAUAAAUGAGAAAGCUGUUGCCUGCCAAUUGAAGGAUUGCCUAACUGACAACAACUUAGACGUACCUAUUCAGUCAGCUUACAAAUCUACAAACGUUUCCACAGUACCGAGACAGCCCUGAUAAAAGUUCAAAAUGACGCUCUGCUUUUUUUUAACAACAACAAAAACAACUUUAUCAAAAGCAAUGAAAUACAUUAAACAUACCUACUACCCACAUUUAGCUAAAGCUAUUCGAGGCAGGUAGUAUGGGUACUCUACAUACGUGAACUGAUACAAUUUAAGACAUUUUACGAGGAAAAUAAAAGAGAUCUGGAACAUCAAGGAAAAAAAGGUUAAAAAGAAUAACGACACGAAUGAAUAAAUAUGUAUUUCUAAAUAAGUAGAUAAAUAAAGGUUACAAUACAUUGGAUUAAGAUGAUCCUUUUUUCAUUUCAUUAAUAAGGGUGUCUAUAUCAGCAUAACAAUCCUGUCUUUGAAGAUCAAGUAGUAAUGGAUUGUGUAUUUGUUUCCUAAAGGCAUGCUUUGGAAGUUUUCUCAAAUUCUCAGGAAUACUUUUCCAACUUUUAGCGCCAACGCGAGCAAAAGAGUUUGUGAUGAUUCAGUCUAUAGUAUUUCCUAUAAAAGUUACCGGCUGAAGAGGAUCGGGUGUUGUAAUUGUGAACUUGACUUGAGAGAGUGAACAUGCCAUUGACGCUAGGCAGUGCAGAAUCAUAAGAGACAUCACGCAUUAGGGCAGAUGAGAGCUUGAAGUAUAGCAUGGAUACUGGCAUUAUAUUAUAUGAAACGAAGUAUGGAAUAGCAUGAGUUUGGAAUUUGGCAAAGUUCGUCAGGAGCACUAAAAUUUUUUAUAGGUGGGAUCAAGCAGCUAGGUCCCAGGCGACAAGACCAUACGACAGAUAUGGAUAAAUAAGUGACCGGUAAACAUGUUCAAGUGUUGAAAAUGGCGUAAAAUGCCUCAGUCUCGCAAAGAUUCCAAUAUUUCUGCUUAUCUUUGAAGCAAUGAGGCUAAUAUGAUACUUCCAGGUGAGACGCGUGACUGUCAAUUAGAACCCCUAAAUAUUUUAUAUAUUAAUAUUUGCGUUCCAAAGCAAAUUGUCAACGUGUAUGGUUAUCAUAAACCUUUAAGGUUAAAUCAUGAUUUAGAAGUUUUCGAUAGGGGUGAAAGAUAACGAAGUUAGUUUUUUUUUUAAAUAUUAAGGGAGAGUUUAUUCGCAAUCAGCCAUUCGCAAACUUUUGAUUCGAGAUUGUCGGCAUAUAGUAAGUUAGUGUCGUCAGCAAAAACAUAGUCUAGAUUCAAAAGCAGGUUGAGUUUGAUCGUCCGGGUGAACGUAGUCCUGAAUAGGACUGUUGUUGUUGACAGUGACUGACGUUUCCACAACCUGUGCGGUAGUCAUCUUCAGAGUCAAAGUCAGUUGUAUCACGUCAGUUGAUGGUAUUAUACUCUGGUUAUUGAUCUGAUUGGUCAAUUACGUCGCGAUGUUAUUGGUCGUCUGUCAGUUAAGCCGUGAUGUUAUUGGCUAUGAAGACUCGUCAUCAGUAAUUGGUGCGUUUCGAUCCGUCUAUUGUCAAAGUUAAACAGUUGUCUAUUUUAGUCGAAUUGUCAGUUCUCCAGUCGUUCUCUCGUAGCUUAUAGUUAGUUUUGCUUGAUCUCGUCAAUAAGUCGUUUGUAGGGCGCUGGUAACUGUUGGCUACGAUUCAGUGGCGUUUGUUCUAAGUUAGUAAACCAGCUUUCUAAAGUGUUUCGUCUGUAAAUGGUGCUCAGCAAUGUGAUUGUUGACGUCACCCUUCCUCGUUGCUCGUUUUUGUUCGGUCAGUCGCGUGCUAACGUUUCUGUCGGUUUCACCAAUGUAAGAAGCCUGGCAGUCGCAGCAUUUGAUCUUGUAUAUUACUGCUCCCUGUCUGUCCUCCGGUUUGUCUUUGUCCUUGACAUAAGUAAGCAGUCGUCGUAAAGUGGUUAAUUAUCGGUUUGUGUGCAACAUGUAUAUUGUAAGUUUGAAAUGUACGUACAAUAGUUUCAGAGGUGCUUCUAAUGUACGGUAUAGUCGCUGUCGUAACAGGGCCAGAGUCGGUCCGAGUGUUGGAAUCAGUGUUACUGUGGGUGUUCCGUCUAACAAAGUCCGUGUUGAAAUUGUUCUUGCUAAAAAUGUUGUUAAGAUAAUCAGUCUUAUCUUGUAGGCUGUCAGGUGAGUCGCAAACUAGUUGCGCUCGUCUCGUCAGAGUCCGGAUAGUAGCAGCCUUGUGAGAGGUCGGGUUGUACGAAGACUGGUCUAGUAAUCGGUCGGUAUGUGUCGGUUUUUCUGUGAAUAGUCGUUUUUAGUUUGUUGUUGUCGCGAGUGACCAAGCAAAAUUCCUAACUAUAUCAUAAGAAAAAAAACGUUUGAUUAUAUAAUGAUAAAAUUACAUCAAAUCUAGUAUAAAAGUUCUAUUUACAAUUAUUACUUAUCUACACAGUGCAUUAUAAAAGAAUUUCUAAACCUCUUUGUUUUUAUACGUGGGAUUGAAAACAUAUACCUAUUCCUAAAGUUGUGGAUGGUGCAGAACAAGUUGAAGUUGAACAAAUACACGAACAAACUGCUGAUUUUGGGUGCCCAUCAUCGCCCACGUCCAUCGAUAGAGAGUAGGGACCUUAAGUAUCGACGACGAAAGAGACUACGACAACGAUCUGCACCAUGAAAGGACUGGGUCGAGAACGUCGUUCACGGCGAGAAAAUUCGAAAGUUAUUGAAGCGCACGCUUACUGUGGACGACGAGUUUUCAGGAACAACAUCACUUUAAAUCAAUCAAUCAAUCUGAGUUCUUAUUAUUAUUAUUUCCCAUGUAAACAAAGGAAAUACGUAUGAAGUGUUCAAUCAUCUUUGCCUCGGAGCUGUUUUCGUCGGCCAACUUCUCCUUGUCAAUGAUCUCUGCGAGAGCUUGGUCUAGUUUGGUCUCCUCGCAAGUGAUUCCAGAGGCAUUUUUCUCUUGACGCAUUUUCGCUUUUACUAUUGUUUAUCAGCAAGGUCAGUCUGUCUCUCGCGGGCCUUUUAUUGACUCUAAAUUUCGGAUGAUCAAGGCCACUCAGGUUAAAGCUAUCUGGUUCCACUGAUACAUCUCCCCUUUCCUUGCUUCUAUACGGAUGUUGCUAGGGUGCCAUAACUAACACUUCUCGGCAUAGCACCAAAUCAUACGUUUGUCUGACCACUCCAUUCAUACAAAGAAAAAUAGAUCCAACAGUUACUAAUGUUUGGAAGCAAAUCACUACUGUCACAGUGUUUAAAGAUAAAAAAAGGGCGGAACAGGUUGUGAUUUAGCAUCUUUUUGACCUGUAAACCUUUUUGCUUCGCAAAAGCUGGAAAACACAAACAAGAAAGUUUCAAUGCAACUCGCUUCUGCUUGUUCACAAAGACCUACGUCCCCUACUCCUUUCGAACAGUGGUGUGGGUUCUUUUACGUCCCACAUGAACCAGAUAAGUGCUCUCACAACUGAGCCAACCAGGCGGCGGUCAUUUGGUCAAUAUUCCCGUUCGUAAAAAGAGCGUUGAUAAUUGUUAUGACUUUAGUGGCUGUCUCGGAUACAAUAGGUUGAGUAAGAGGUUCGUAGAAAUCCUCGUUAGAGACUUGUUGUAGGCCGUGUUGAAUUUUCUGUUUAGUAUACAUUAUAACAGUAGUAGUCCCUGAAAGCAAGAAACUUGGUCAUUCUUUAAUAAAACCCUGCUUCUUGUGACAUGUCUCAUUUAACAAAAAAAUGGAAAAAUAACCUGUAUUAUGCUAUUUCGUUGACAGUCACACUUAUAAUUUGGUAAAAUUAGGUAUUAAUAGCCUUAUUUUAACCAGGUAUUUUAUGUUCUUCUGGCAAUUCCAGCUCUUAAUUAUCGAAUUUGUGCCAUAAUUCCUCGUCUUAGAGUACAGGCAUUGGAAUGUGUUAAAAGCCACGCUGUUUUUGAUGUCUUUGUUUUGAUCUUCGGGAAACACACACAUAGAUCGCGCAAAAUUGUUCGAUCGUGCCGAAUCACCCUGCGGACGACGAGAAAAACAGAACAAAGAAUCAUUGGUAUACUACUCCAUUCUAGUAUUUAGCAAUCCGUGAAUAACGAUGGAAAGUAAACUCUGCUGUUUUCCAAAAAUCCGAGCAAACAUGGUCGAACACAAACCGUGGGUUCAGUGACAUGACAUCUCAAGAUCAAACUAGUGCCCCUCUAAGUCCGUCAAGAACAAGCUGGAAGAGCAUAAUCCUCGCGGAGAAUCAAGCUAAAUACAAGAAGUAAUCUAACCAAAUUCUACAAACGUUUCUUUCGCCAAAAGUUGAGUUUCUCGAAACUCACGGCCAUGCUGUUGUAAUCGUUUAUUAAAAACAGCCGCCGCCAACUCGACAGCCACUUACAUAUUAUGUCACAUACUUUGAGCACAAAAAAAAUUUUCCAAGAGCCAGCAACCUCUAAAAUAACUCAACAAAUGGUACUGUGAACUAUGAGGAAAGAUUCCAUCACUCACUGUGGAAGAAAGUAGUCGUUCAUUCUCGGCUUUCGGCCGCUGCCAGUACUACGGCCGCUGAUGAGAGGACACAAUGUAAAUCCACGUAAAAUUUUCAAGGGCAAACAAUUUCAAAAAUGAUUAACCGCAAAAAAGUUUUUUGUAAUCACUAUAGAACGAUUCUUAAUACAAAACUGCGCCUACUACCAAACGAUGGCUGAGAUUUAAACAGACAAAAAGAGCCUUCCAAAAUCUCCAACAGAACUUGGAAACGUCAGGCCGACUUUUUCAAUUAAGUUGGUCCACCAAAAGAAUCACAGGUUAUUUAAGAAACGGUUGUUACUGAAAAUGUUUCGUGCUAGAUUUCCUUAACAUGAUAUGAAUAAAUUGAAGAUCAUGUUACAUUUGGCUCAUUUUAAUGUACACGUGUUUUCUUUUCAGAUUGAACUUCAACCGAUAGAAAACGUUUACCCCAACCUAGGUAAAGUGUCAAGUGUUCCUGUACACGAAUGCGACAUAGAUGAGAUAGAGUGCCGCUUUGACGAUCUUAAUGAAGCACAGAGACUUGUGUCAGUUUACAUAACAAAUGGGGGAGUGCUAGACGGCGAAAUGAAAGAAUUCCGUUCUAAAGUUAGCAAGAUCCUGCGUACAUUUCGUUCUGCUAUAUCAAGCCUGGAACAAGAAAAGGUUACACAAUGCCUAGAGGUGUAUGAGAAGGCCUUAAGUAAAGAAGACUACGAAGGAAAAUUUGCAGCGCACUGGAGGGAAUUGUUGAAAAAAAAGGUGCGUCACAAGUUAUCUUUAAGCAAAACUGAUGUUCAUGUUAAAACGUAAAGUUUUGGUGUAAAUGUAAUAUUCCCCUCCCUUGUUAUAAGACAGACCCUCUCUUAUCUGAAACUGAUAUGAUCCAACGGUGAAAAAUACUAAUAUCUGAAAUAACUUUCAAUUGGUGCUACUUCGGUGUUUACUAAAACAAGGAAUCAGUUAUAUCCGACAUCAGGACUUUGGUCUGUUUUUAGUACCAGGUCAGCACUAGGCAACUGCUAGUGAUGACGUUAAGACAGGUAAGCGUUUUUACGAUAAACACAGUCGCCGCUCCAACGCUAAUUGGCAGUCACCAAUCUAACUAAUUAUCAAAAGUAGGUUGAGUUUGAUCAUCCAGGUGAACGUAGUCCUGAAUAGGACUGUUGUUGUUGACCGUGACUGAAUUCUGACAUUUUGACAACCUGUGCGGUAGUCAUCUUCAGAGUCAAAGUGAGUUGUAUCACGUCAGUUGAUGGUAUUAUACUCAGGUUAUUGAUCAGAGUAUAAUAGGGAGCUUAAGUAGCGACGUUUUUGAGCGACGCACGUCAACCGGAAGUGAGCCGUUUUCUCUUCUAGUAAGCCUUGACGCUACCGUAUUUAUAUUGCCAAGUGUCUUAAUUCUUAAAGAGACGAUCUGCCCAAAAAUUUGUUCAAAAUCACGGCUCAAGUGUGCAAAAAGUCCAUUUCCGGUUGACGUGCGUCGCUCAAAAACGUCGCUCCUUAAGCUCCCUAAUACCAGUAACUGACGUGAUACAACUCACUUUGACGCUGCAGUUGACUACCGCACAGGCUGUAGAAACGUCAGUCGGUGUCAACAACAACAGUCCUAUUCAGGACUACGUUCAACCGGACGAUCAAACUCAACCUACUUUUAAAAUGACUCCUGGGCUCAAACCUUUCAGACUUCUAUAUAAAUAAUUAUGUUUUAGAAUAAAAGCCCGCCUUUCCUCAAACGCUCUAUUGUAUUUAAAUUUUUGGUAAAAUAUAAGACGAAGUUUUCAAGAAAUAAGAAAACGAAUUAUACUUUUUGUUGCGAUGACUCGCCUUAAACAGAUAAUGGAGCCGCGUUGAACAGUUCUUCUAUUGAGGAAGACUGCAAAAAGGCGGAAUUUGUAUUUGUAAUCAAAUGGUGAUGAGUGAAAUUAGGGAAUAAUUUCACGCGCGUUUUGUCCAAAUCCUAAUAAUUUCCGUCGCCUAAAGUGUCGGGAAAUUAUUAGGAUUUGGACAAAACGCAAGUGAAAUCAUUCCCUAAUUUCACGAGUAUGCCAUUUGAUUACCUAUUAAUAUUAUGGGUGACGAAUUACGUUAGCAAUCUUGGAUUUUUGACAUGUUUAUCCUGGAUCGUAUCGAUCGAGAACUCCACUCUCUCAAAUGUUUAGACCUUAAAUUUGGCUUCUAAAGUUCAGAAUUUUUCAGACUUUUUCGGCAAAAUACCUGUUAGAAUCCUUCUUGAUGUUCUCUUGUGUGUUCAGGUUUUCUAAAGCGUCUUUUUGUGCCCUGAUAUCUUCAUUCACGGCAUUUUAAAACUUCGUCGCCAUCUUGACAGUGAGACGCACGGAAGGGUUGCCAUGGCAAUUUUGUAAUUUCACAUGUGAAAUCACAAAUUAACGCUGAAAUUUCGCGCCAAAAUUAAGGAGUAAUUCGUCACCUAUGAUAUUAAUUAAUUUAUUAUGGAACAACACAUGGCUCGCAAAUUUUAAAUUAAAUGCUUUGCGUCAGUCGCCUUUAGUGGCCCAACGGUCGCCGUCGUAUUCGGCUAGGAAAAAAGUGAGACGAAACACGGAAAUGAAUGCGACAAUCUAUCAAGAAAUGACUUUUUUUUUUAUUUUAUUUAUUUAUUUAUUUUUGGAAGAGAGUAGAAAAUAAUUUCUUUUAUGACCUCCAUUUCUGUAUUAGCUAUAACUGCUUGCACUCCCCCGAGUUACUUCCUUCUGCACAGGAUUUUGCUUUUGUGAGUAAUAAACCUUUUACUUUUCUAACUUUCAGGAAGAAACCGAAACCGACGGCAAGGUAGGUAGUAUGGCCUAUUUGAGCAUUUAGUAGCACCGAUCUUGCAGGAUAUAGCCUGCCAGCAGGCUCUCCGGGGCGCUCUGGCGGACGAAAAAGGAAGCAAAGCUUGCAUUCAUGUCUCAGGAAUUUGAAUAUCUGCAUCGAACAAGUCGAUGCAAAAUGCUGAUUGGCGGAGAUGAAAUUUGGUAAUGACGUCAUUACUGUGAGAAACUGCAAGGGGUGACAUUGCUAGUUGCUAUUUCUGGUUUUCAGUGUCACGCAAUUCAAAAUAGAUCAAAAGAAAAAUCAAAACCGUUCAGUAGAUUCGAGAGAUAAAGUCCAGAAUCUGGGCCAUGAAAGGAGGUAAAUAUGCAAAGAGCCUCGCCAAGAUUCAGGUCAGGGCAAUAGUUCCUAUACGAGAUAUCCGGAGAAAUGUUUUACACAAAUUUGUAGAGAUUUGUAUGGAGACGCCAUACUGGUGCCCAUCCGGAAGGGCACCAACAUGGCGGCCGGAAACCAACAGAAACAUCUGUCGCCGAAUUUUGCUACAAAAGCGUAACUUUAUCUCUCGAGGAACUCAUAAGAAUUAAAGUAAUACUUUUUCUAAUACAUGAACUAUUCAGAUAGGAAAAAUCGCCGAAACAAGUCAAUGUUUUAAACUGCAUGACAGCUCUCUUGGUCGUCAUGUAAAUGCCGCGUCACACAAAAGCUUUGAAGCUCAAGCGUACUCUAUCACAAAAACCCUUUUGAAGCGAGAAUUUGUAUGAAUAUUAUAUUAUUAGAUUUUUUAGGACCUGCUCGUUUCAAUAUUUUGGGCUCAAGUUUGGCCACAAUGUUUCCAAACUAUCUUGACCCAAAUAUCUCGCUCAAGCAGGCGUUAGCGGCGGUUUGCCACUUUUUCAAUGUUCUUCUCUUGAGAAUUUUUUCGACGCUCAUUUCCUCUCCAUGCUGACUGGCUAAAAUCUGACUGCUCAGUCAACGGGGAGCCAUAGGAGGCACUGGAGGAGGAAUUCGAAUGCCGGAAACGUGACUGCAAGCUAUCCCUUUUUUUCGCCCACCGCCAGAGCACCAAAAAGCUUGCUGGCAGGUUAUGCGGGAGAAAAAAAACUGAGUAGGUAGAUAAGUAGUGGGGACUUCAGAACUUCACAAGGUGGUCAUGCAUUGGCCCUCAUAACGUUGUGAUCAUGCGUAUAACGAGAUUGUAGAAUUACAAAAUUACUGAACUUUUAUUUGAGUCAGGAAAACGUGAUCCGCGUGACAGGGCUUAAAAGCGGCUGGACAUGCUCACUUAAACUAAGGCCUUCUUCCCACCUUAAAUUCUAUUGUAACGGCCGCUGGCAACAUCUUGCACAUCCAAGACCUUCAACUUCAGCUUGAAUCAGGAACUGAACAAAGACUGGUGCUGAAGUUUUGACUACGAUGGCAGACAUCGAAGCUGUGUUUUCAUUUUUAUGAAGCACAAGGCCUUCAAACAGAAUGUUUCACCUUUUCAGAAUUCAUUCAUGGUUUUUCAUUUCAUUAUUUUGGUUAAUUUACAUGAACAAUUUUCUCACUGCCCACAAAUAGGUGGGCAGUGUCUAUAUAAAACAAAGUACGCACUCCAAAUUGUACUCAAUUGACAAGUCAACAAAAGUAAUUUAUAUAAAUUGUACAAAUGGCUGCGAACAGAAGAAACGUUAAGUAAAAACCAAUGCUGAGGUUAACUGGAAUACAGAAUAUAAAUCAGAAACUUACAAGUACACUAUUAAGACGAUUGCAAAGAUAAUGAGUGGGUGUGUUACGGACAAUUUUGAAUAUGUUGCAUUUGUCCUAAUAAGGUAAGUAGCUCAGUAUAGUCGUCUCUCUGCGAAAGGAUUUGAAGUAAGCAAUCAUGUAUUUUCUUUUUAAAGCUAUGCUUUGGGGGUUUUCUGAUACUCGGAGGCAUGAAAUUCCGUAUUUUGGCCGCAAUCUUGAAAACGAUUUGCCUUGUUUAUCCAGGCUUGAAAAUUUAAUUUCGUAAUCACCUCUUGACAAGGAUCUAUGUUCAAGGAAUGUCUCGAGAGACAUGCCCCUCUUCGGAGGGUCCGAGUUACGAGACCGCCAGCACCCUCGAUGGACGACAGCCAAAUACGGUCACUACAACAGCUGCGGAAUAAGUUCCGGAAGGAAGCCCACCAGACUCGCUCUCAGGACUCCUGGGAAUUUUUUCGGGACGUCAGAAACAAGUUGAAGGCAGCUAUUCGUCGGGCUUGCGAGACCUUCAAAAGGCAGGCGUUAUCCUCUAAUAGACCGCAGGAGGAGUGGUGUAUUAUCCACCGCAAAUUGAAACCUAACCAGCAACCCUGGCGGCAUGAUCCCGAUAACUUAAAUUCAUUCUUUGCUUGUACUACCGAGAGAACUUUACCUGUUAGUAGUGACUUACCUUUCUGUUUUGAAGAACUAAUUGAAUCUCUACCUGAUGAUAGCCCUGCUAAUUUCAAGCUCCGAGAAGUGUCCCACGGUGAGGUCCUGUGCGUGCUGAAAUUGUUACGAUCUGACACGUCUACUGGCCCCGACGGUAUCCCUGUCAAAUUCGUUAAAAUGGUGACUGAUUCCAUUGCUGGCUCCCUGACAGCUACUAUCAACAACUUUAUCAGAAAUUACUGUUUUACUAAGGCAUGGAAAAAUGCGAGGAUCAGUCCAAUUCCUAAAGUAGAUCAACCGAAGUCUGAGGAACACUUUCGUCCCACUUCAAUUCUCCCCACACUAUCAAAAGUCUUUGAGAAACUUGUCGCGCUGCAGAUGACCACCUUUUGUGAAUCUGAAUCAGUACUCCGCGAUACAACUUCUAGCUUUCGUAAGGGACACUCGACCAAUACAGUGCUAAUGGGUAUGCGCGACGAUUUGCUGAGAGCGAUGAAAAAAGGUGAGGUUACUCUCAUGGUACUGGCCGAUUUCUCUAAAGCGUUCGACACAGUCAACUGCAAGGUUCUUAUAACUACGUUAUCAACGCUUGGUUUCUCGAAGCCGUUUCUGCGCUGGUUGAAUAGCUACUUGAGUGACCGGUCACAUUUCGUACAGAUCGAUGAUCGUACAUCUGAAUCAGUGAACGUACGUGAACGUAUUCAUGUAACUACAGGAAUUCACUGUGUCAAGGCAAUUGUUCUUGCUCCAAUUUAGAUUUGGCCUGUACAGGGGCGUGCUCUUGCAUAGCGGACGAAAGUUGUAAAAACCGGCACACUGCAGCGGUGCAAUAUCUACCAAGUGACUCAGAGGAAGAGUCAGAGUAUGAUGUGGAGGAAGACUGGGAAGACAGCGACACAGAGUGAAUAACCUCCGUCGUAAGGUACCCGUAAACGUGCUUUUGGCAGGCCAUGAAGUAAAUUAAUUUUGUGUGAAUGUGUAACAAAACUAAACGCUUAGCCAACUAUGAGACAGGCCGAGGGGCAUGGAAACAACGCGUUCACACCUUAUACCGUCCAGUUUGCUAUUUGCGCGCUAUUUUCCCGCCUUUUCUCUAAAUAUAACAAUCAAAAUUCGGUUCACCAAUGAAUCACGUCGUUUUUCUGAAAAUCAGCAUUCGGCUGUGGAAAAAACAGUCUGAUGUUUUAGGAAACAAAAUGUUUCAGAGAAAUAAGCAGCUCGAGUUAAAUGAAUUGAGUCAAAUUGCGCUUUUUAAAAUAAUUAUCUUUAUAAUUGUUUUCGUUCCUUUUUUACUAUUGUGUUUUAUUUUACUAUUUUAUUUUAUUACUAUUUAUCACCAUUUUAGUAUUUUAUUAACAUGUACGCACGUGCGUGCCGUACUUACAGGUAGCUACGCCCCUGACAAGUUUUCAGAAACCGAUAAUAAUUUCAAUUCGUUUUAAUCUUCUUCAAGUUUCUCCAUCUGUGCCUUCUUUUGUAUUUGCGGUGUUAUCAAUGUCUGCUUUUUGAUGUUUUAGCUCGCACUUCCUACUGUAAGAAUUUUGGUAAAAUUCCUAACACAGUUCUAUUAAUAAUCGUAAAACAUAAAAAGCAUUGAAUCAUUUACUGAAAAAAAUAAGAAUACCCUAGUCUUCUUCGCAGCCGCUCGGGCCGGGUUAAGAAUACGUGGAAUAAACUCAAAAAUCACCUGUUUUGACUUUCAUCGCACAGUAAAAUCUAGAAAUCUGGUGGAUAUCAAUAACGAUGAAUGUAGCAUUCCAAUAAUCCAAAAACUUUCGAUCGAAGAGAUUUAUCACUUCUGCGUAUUCUUAUUCCGGAAUACUACCAAGCGAACGCACCCUGAGGCCUAGGCCAAACGUCGAUUUUUUCAAGAGACGAACCAAACUUAGUGAAUUCAUGAAAAGUUCGACGUCUGACUCAAUUAAGUUUGUCUGAAUGAGUUUGGAUCGUCCAAGAUGCGUGUUCUAUCCGUCCGCUUCAGACGGAUGGAACGUCUGAAGAUCAUCUCCGGGACAAAGGUCGAUCUAAACUAAUAAAUUAAAAAUUUGUAUGAUAAUGUAUAUUUAGCCUCGUUCGGGAGAAAUUUUGUCACUGAUCCGGUUCAGUUGAUUGAUUAGACACGUCCUUAGUUGGACGUCUGACCCCAAAAGGCCAUCUUCACUUAAUUUAGGUCGACCAAAAUUAGAGUUUGGUUCGUCUUAUGAAAAUUUCGACGUUUGGCCUAGGACUGAGAAUACCCUGGCCCUGCCAGAAAUUCGAAUGUCAUAAUUCUCACUUAUUUCGAAAGUUCUCGACCAUAUAUCGAUUUGGUUUUUUUUUAUCCUCUCAAAGGUACGUCAUGUAGUGCGUCGAGACACCCAGACUGAAGCGAAAGUUAUACGCAUAACGUCAUAUCUUAUAGUACGCACAGUCGCCACAAAAGCCACAUAAAAUGUGCAGCUUAAAGCGACGCCGGACAAUCAAUCCAUGCCUUCAUUAAUGAAACUUCUUUCCACCACAAAACGGCUUUUCCAAAAACCACCCAAAAUGAAAAAGGCCUUGACCAACGGUGGCAACUACUUAUUGUUAAUUAAUUGAAUAUUCUCUCCUCCACCCUCCCCCCCUCCCCCACCUUUACGUAAAAUAUCUGUCGUUGUCAGGAACCCAUAACAAGAAUGCCUAGGAAUUCCGAAGAAACACAACUGCACGUUUGUUUUGUUUUGACAUUUUUCUUUUAGCUGUCGGCCAAUCAGCCGUUUUUAAGCCCUGUUGGUCCGUGUAAAAAAAGGGGGAGGGGGGGGAUAACGAAUUUUUUUUUCGAGGUGGUUGGUCGUAACUGUGGGCUUCAACUGUGUAGUAGCUCUAAUUACUUUCCCUACGGUUUUUUUUUUUUCAGGCUCCAACAACUGACAUUAAGGUAGGUUAAAUAAGUUGUUUAUCAAACCGUAACAGGGAUAAUUAUUCUUAUAAAACUCGGAGAAUUAAUCAUACAGCUUCUUCGAGUGCGCACCUUUUGGAAAAACGAAUAAAGACAAUGACAUCAAGGGUGGAUUUAUUUGCAGCACGCGUCAAUAGCCGUCACAUUUGCUCGCUUAAAUAUUUUUUAUUGUUUUUGAGGUUAAAAACAGUAAUAAAAAAAUUAAAUUACAACAGGCAAAUGCGACCUCAAAUAAAUCUACCGAGAUAAUCUAAUCUCCAUUUUCAAAAUUUACACAUUUAUUUUUAUUAAUCUUUCUUAGUUUUUAGUCUCGCUUGCGUAAGCAGCGAGACUCAUAAUCUGCAACGCGUUUUUCGCCCCGCGGGGGUACUCCCUAUAUAGGCUAUAUAGGUAUGUGCGGCGCCAAAGGGUAUUGGUUUUUUAGCAGUUUUCGUCUGAAACAGGUUAUCAAUUUCGACCAUUUUGGUCUGAAAUAGGGUAGGGUUUGUGCACUCUAGUCUUGAACUGGGUAUGGUUUUUUAGAAGAAGCUACUUCUUCAUUAUAUGGCGAUAAGACCAUGUAUGUCACUCUUGUCACGCGCUGCAGUCACGCGCCGGGCUCCAGGGCUUCAGGUCUGAAAUAGGGUAGAGAAAAUCACAGAUUUUGCCCUGAAAUAGGGUAAGGGUUUCAGGAAGCGUGCUGCACACCCCCUCCCAAUUUCUCUGGAAGUACCCCCGGGAUUUUUCGUCGCAUUUAAUACACAAAUGGGGCGUCAUUGUGCCAGGCGUUUCUUCCGGAGACCGUGGAAACAAGGACUAAGAAUCGUUGCGUGAUCGAAGCCACGCAUGUUUAGGAAAGAUUAAAUUUAGAGCUUUUCCGAAACGUGUCGGUCAACGAAUUCUAUCGCUUGAAAGCAUUGAUUACUUUGGAACAAGUGAACACUACUCAGUAAUCGAAAAAAAAAGAAUCUUAAUUAGCAAUGGUCGGGUGUUGUAAAAUUUCAUUGUAGACACCAACACCAAUAAUUGCCACCCGUUAAAAUGAAUGAGUUGUAGUUCAGUGUUAAGAGUGUUUGAAAUGCUGUAACCUGUGAGUGGCAUAUACAGUAGUGAUGGAUGUUACAAGUAUAACUGUCACUGUAUUCAAGGUGGAAAAAUUGCUCAAACACUGUAACUAUUCCUGGAAAUUCUGUUAACAUUGACAUAGAUUGUCUUGCAAGCAGUGACAGACAAGAAUAUAAUUGACUACCAACAAUCAUUAUUUGAGUCAUAUCAUCAACUGAAGUAAUCUUUGUUAUCUUACUGUAAAUUAAAGCGCACAGACUCAUUGCGACACAUCGUUGUCCACCAAUUUCCCCAAAUCCUGUAACAUUUCCUUGCAAGUAUGGAGCAUUAAUUGUUUUUUUAGCUUCUACAUAAACUGAAGGCCCUGGAUUCUUCUCCAUAUCAGUACAAAGCUUAAAUUGGCCAGAAUUAACCCGGUGAUUCACACUGUUUUAAGCACUAUAAAAUGGAUAAUUACAUGUGCAGAGGGGCAAAUUCUUACUUAGAGGCCUAUUUGGAUAUCUCAUUCCACCUAAAUCGCUCUGAUGCUUGGACGACAGAUACACUUUCCCUCGUUUACGAACUAGUUUUGGAGUUGCCCCUUAAAAACCUCACACUGUUGCUGUUACUUCUGUACCUGUUUAAGUGUAAACCUUUUCUACUUUUAACGUAACAAUGAAUUUCAGACGACAGUGGUGUAUUUUUCCGAAUACUCUUCCAUACAAAAAGUGUCACUUUCCGUGUUUUCUGUAACAAAAAUUUUAAUUUGUUCAUUGGUAGUCUGCUAGGGGCAUGACGGUAACCGGUCAUUUCGUUCCAUGGUCAGAUCGUUGACAUCGUUCCAAGUCAGAUCGUUCUAAUCAAUAGUCAGAUCGUUCCAUAAAAUAGUCAGUUCGUUCCACAAAAAAAUCAGUUCGUUCCACAUAUGAAAAGUCAAGUAAAUCUUUCUAAAUUUGUCGAGUGAACUUUAUCGAGAAGAAAAAGGUUUCGUUCAUACCACAAACUGAUAAAAUAAUAAUCGAUCCAAAGUCGAUUCGAUCCAUCCUAAAUCGUUUGAAAACAAACAAGAGACGAUUUCAACCAGCCACGGGUUUUAACAUUUAAACCGCUGCUUUGAGAGUUUUGAGCUAGAAUCGAUCGAUAGUUUUGAAAGAUAUAGCACAACAAGUAAAAGCUAUGCCGCUCUGAAGGUACAGUAUUCAGGGGCACCCAACGAGAAUAUAGUUCAAAACCACUAAAACAUAGCAUUGUUAAAGGUAUUUUGGUAUUUAAACGUUAACAGUAGAUAUAGGCAUAUUUUUAUCCCCUAAAAAUGUUUCAUCUGUUCGGAUUUCCUAGCUGAAAGUCUAGUGAUCCGAAAAUUAUAGGGAUCAAAACUUACCUUUUCGAAAAUUUCAGCCAGAAAAAAGGCUCCCGAAAAUUCUAGGUGACCUUUUUAGAGUAAAAAUCAUUUAAAAAUAGGCAAUUAUACCAUAUUUUAGAUGUUCGAAAAUCCUAGGAGAAGCAGGCAAGCAAGAAAUUUUAUAACAAAUGUUCCGAAAAUUCUAGCUCUCCAAUCGUCUUCCGAACAGAUAUUUUUCCGAAAAUUGCCGUUGGGUGCCCCUGAGUAUUUCGAAGCGCUUGUAACCUAAAUAUUUCUUUGCAGCGGCCGAUUUAUGCAAAUUUUGAAAACAACGCGAGUUUCGAAUUACAAUCUCGAUUUUAUGGUAAUUUGUCUUGCCGAAAAUAUAAUGGACUAACCUGGUUUAAACCAAUGAAAUUGUAAGUUCUGUUAUAAAUAAAUUUCCCACGACGAGAUCUCAAUUGAACUUCUUUUAUUUCCUCCACAACACAAUUUUCCUUCUGUACAACUAGCUCAUUACCUUCUCUUGUCGUCACCUCGCUGCCAUCAAAACACUAACACAAAACUUGCUGAUAAUGCGGUGUAUGACAUUUGCAGACUGCAGACCGCAGACUGCAGACUGCAGACUGCAGAUUGUAAAUUAAAAGACACCAAAAAUCUUCCUAAUAAAGGUGGCACCAUCAAAAAUAUAACAUCGUGUGCAAGUGAGAAAGUAGCCUGGGAACAAGGUUGAUAUUUUUGCGCAAAGUUACAUUGGCUUCAUUUCCGAGAUGCUGUUGGCUAUUCUUCACCGAUGCAACUCUUUAUUGACUCACCUGGCAUAUCACUAAUUGCGUUGAUUCUUUAUUCUUCUUUGAUUAUUGUGAAUUGAUAAUGACAAGUCGGGCAAUGGCCACUAAUGCCUGUCUAAAUAUAGUAGCCUUCUGUAAAAAAAGUGUUUAGAUUGCGAGCACUUCGUGUUCAAUACAGUUACGUCGACAAAAACAACUAGGAUAGGUCACGGACAUUUAAGAGGCGGUCCGUGUAAGAACCGACCACUCGAAUUUCUGCGGAAAACAGAAUUCCUUCAUUUUUUUUUCCUGCGACAUAAUUAGUCCAUUCCAUUAACAAAAAUCGAAUUUGUUUGGCUGAUAGUGCUUUUUAAAAAAAAAUUGGGGCGGCGAUUUGCCCGCGGACGGUCCAAGAGGGUCUCAAUGGGGUUAACCGAUAGGCGUAAAACGACCAAAAAUUUAGUCGAUAGCCGUAAAAAUUGAAAAAUUUUAACCGUUAGACGUAAAUAGGGUAAAAAAGAGUUAACCGUAAAAGAAAUUGUCACCUAGAUUUGCUACUUUUAAGGAAGGUACUAAACUCACUUAUGGUUGCUUUUUUCUUUUUGGGUGAAGCGCCUUUUAGAUGUUAACCAAGACUUAGGCUCCUUUUCCGGCGCUCUCUCGGGGAACUAAUUUUUUCUAUAGCGAAAGUGUGGCUUCUUGCUGGGGAUUAAUAUUUGCAAUUUUCUGGAGGUCGUGCCCUCGAAACACUAGUGAAACAACACGCAGAGAUGUCACUGUUUGUAAAACACGUUGCCGAUAAACAAAAUUUCCUUGUUUUUCUCUGACGCUACGGUAGACAUUGCCAUGCCUAGUCCCUGUACUGUGUCUUCCCACGCAAUCUCGGUCAAGGCCUUUCGGUAGAGAACUCGCUCGGACCGCGUGACCCGAAACGCAUUAGCCGCGCGAAAUAAUGCGGCCUACGGACAAGGCAACGGCAGACAGUCGUUCCGUACAGUCCUUCGCUAUCAUUAAAAACACUGGACACGGGAAUGUUUGUUAUUGGCCGUUUUCACACUAGAGCUAGAAAUGGAUCAUCCUUCUGAGACUAGCCUGUGUACAGUCGCGCCCUCCCCACAGACACCCCUUCUCCGAUUUUUUCUGGGGGGAGGGGGCCGCUGUACACAGGCUAUCUGGAACGGAUAAUCCGUCUUCAAAAAUCAGGCGGAUUAUUUUAUUCAAAAUUAAAACUAUUCCAUUUUCAAAUUAAGACGUAUUGCCUAUCUGACGCGAAUCAUGAAACGGAUAACCCGUCUCACACGAAUAAUCCUUCUCUAGUGUGAAAACGGCCACUUCUGUUAUAAUGAAUUUCGCGCCCCGGCCUUGAGUUGGGCGUUUGCGUGUCUGCUUUUGCUUUUUCACAAAGAUUAUUUUCAAAUUGACUAUUGACAUUUCUAUAUGUAAAAUAAUAUUAGAAGUGCAAUACUUUAUAGAAAGUGUGAUCUAUCAAAUGUUAAAAAUUUUCAAAAGAAUAGCUUAUUUCAUCCCGAGAUGAUUCGAAGACCUUUAUUUGGAUUUAGAUACAAAAAAAGUACGGGUUAAUUAAUAUUUAACUUUUUGAAACAAAAGAAGUUAAUUUUUAACUUCCGUUAACCGUAACAGAAAAAAAAUAACCGAUAGCCGUAAAAGAGCCAAAAUUUUAGCCGAUAACCGUGAAAGAUACCACCCCAUUGAGACCCUCGUCCAAAGCUGUCAUGAUCGUCUUUUUGAAGGUCAAAUUUAAGCGUUUUGUUCAAGGCUCGCAAAAAUUUCGCUUUUAUCCAAAUAGCAUAGAACAAAAGUAUGAUUUUAAUUCAUGCUUCCUUUAUUCCAAAAAGGGAAAAAAAAUUUUAAAAAAAAUGAAAAAUGCGCGGUUAUCCUAGUUUUGAAAUGAGCUUUUUUCAAAAGUCUGACGUUAUCUGGAGUCUUGGUCACCAUCCCUGUUCAGAACAAGGGCUAGUGUAUUAAAAUCAAGAAAAACAUUUUUGGGCACUGUUGAUUCCGAAGCACAAGAGUUCGACAAAGUUGGGUAAUAUUUUACUGUAAUUGUGCGUAUGACGUAAUUUAUAAGCAUUUUGGUGAUUCCGAACUUUCCCACUGAAAAUCAAACCCAGAGAGCAAAUGUAUUAAAAAGUAGCUUUUAUUGUUCGAGAUAAACUGUGAAUAACUAACAGCUUGCCAAAUGGUACACGAAAACAGAAAUUGUGAAGUUUAAUAGCCCAAGUUAUCGAUUCCCGCGUAAGUUGUCGUCUAAGUUUACUUCUAAAAAGCUAUUUACAAAAUUUCGUUCAGUUGAAUUGGUCGUAGGUUUUCAUGAUCGACAAAUAAAGAAAAAGCUUUUCAUUCCGGGGCUGAGCAUAUAAGUAUUUGACGAAAGUGAGUUCCGUUUAAAAGAAUAACACAUUUUAUUUAAAACACUCGGUAGAAUGCAGCCGAAAUUCAAAUCAUCUGAAGAGUGUUAAUUUCCUGUCACGCUGGCUACGCAUGAAUUGCAGCCAGGUUUUUAGCUUGUCACGCGUACGUACUUUUUUAAUACGGUUGACAAAAGACAUGUUCUUUUCUAAUUCGACUUUUCAAAAAGUAUAAAUGUCAUAAAACGUCUUUUCAAGUUUUUGAAAAAUAACUGUUUCCACGAUUUUUUUUUAAUUCGAGGUUGAAAAACCCUGUUGCUUACCAUAAUAGCGGUUUGUGCGUUAAUGCGGCUGGUUACAGACACAGCCUUCAAGAAAUUCGGAUAGAUUCGCUACAAGAUUUUUUUUUCGAUCGCGAGAACUAAAAGGAAUUUCAAAGUAUUUCAACAUGUCCUUGAGCAUAGCAACGCUAAAUGUUUCAAGUUUCUUCUCGUGUGAAAGGUCUGCACAUAAACAGUAUGAAUCAUAGCAGAUAGGAUGCUUAGGACCAAGGUGGGUGGCUUCGUCUUCCAGGACGGUUCGUCUCUCCUGCUUUUCCUCUUCUGCCUGUACGUCUUCAUUGAGCGCUUCUUGAUGUGCUUUGCUCCUUCGCGAAGCCGCUAGCCUCGAAAAAAAUCUCUGUACUUGACCCUUUGUGAGCCAAUAUUUCCUUUCAAACAUCCGAGAACUCUCUGGGUUUCUUGCAGUUCGCAUAUCUGCUGCCACUUUUGCGGGAUCUGACUUGAUGCCAGUUCUUUCUCCAAGGUCAAAUUUCGUUGUUAGGUACUGUUUAACCUUGGUAGAAAAACGCACAGCUUCGUUUCGGGGCUUGUGUAGAGCCUAUCCAGUCUGCAAGUCACUGCACUGGGGGGAUCUGCCAGUUUCAUUCUUUUCGUGAAGCUCCUCUCCAACUGCUACAAGCACACUUCUGUUUUCUUCGUCCUUAUCAACAGUACGAAAUUUCUCCGCCCAGUCUCUUCUGAGCUUGUCAUACACCGUAUCAGAGUUUCGGCGAACUUGGCUGUGCUCACCAACAUCAAGGUGAUUUUCGAGUUCACUCAAUUUCUUGAAAACCAUGUUGCACCAGGGCUCAGAACAAGAGAAAAGACCGUUGCUUUGUUCAUUUUCACUGGUUGUCUCUCUCUUAUAUACUCGAGCUUCUUUGAGAGGAAAGAAGUUCUCAUCCACAAAAAAAAAUUAUGAGGUCAGUAGAACCUUGAGGUUCAGUUAUGACUUCUCGGUAAGGAAUAAACCUGCCCAGUCCAACACCAUAAGCUCUCCAUGCUCUAAUUCCUUCCACUUCAAACUUGAAAUUUUGAUGCUUGCUGAAACCUUCUAUCUUAUGUCUGAGUGUCUUUUGAGUCUCAUUUAUUGCGCACACGGAGGCAGUUGUACCUUGAACAGGGCGUUCUGAGAGCGCUACACGCAUGUCUUUGGCAGAAACGACAUCGUGUCCCUCAUUGCAAUAUCGUCGGUUGGAUGAUUUCAUUGGACAAAGGAUUCUAUCACAGAUAUCUUUUCCAUACUGCGGCUCGGAAAAGUCAUACCGUGCUACUUCAAUGCCUACUCGUCUUCCGGCAUCCCUAACGGCGGCUAAUAAAACGUUAUUGUGGUAACAGCCUGCUUCAUCACUCCUUAGGUUCACUUGGGUAGUCUGGGGAUGUUCUUUCUUUACAACCUCUAGCGUGUUUUCGAUGAUCGAGCAUACUGCGUACCAGUCUUGUUGGCAAGAGUCGAAGACAUGAGCAUACGAUUUCAGCUCAAUUUUUCCAGAGUCAAUAAUUAACGUUCUUAGUUAUAAGGGUGGAAAUAUGCCAGCUCAGCCCCCGUUUGCCGAACCAUUCAGACUGUUUCUCACGAAAUUUUAUUUGGAGGAACUUCAUAGCCCAGUCCAUCAUCAGAAUGGCACACUUAGUGCAUCUUGUUUCGCCUCUUCCUGAUUUAUUGAGCGACCAAUGCGCGCUUUCCACAACAAGAUGUCUGACUGUGCACGGUCAAAGUCGUAAAGGACAUCUUCUCGUUGUUCGGAACCGUAAGGCUUCCAUGAUGACCCUUCAAUCGCUAGUGUCACUUCCUCUAAUAAUAAUAAUAAUAAUAAUAAUAAUUUAAUAUUUAUAUUGCGCAAAAUACAUGUGAAUAUGAUCAAAUGCGCAUUACAUGAAAGUAAAUUAUCGACAUUAAUAAGUUAUCCAAAAUAACUAAAAAUAUUGUAUAAAAAACAAUGGAUCUAUAAAAAAUACAAUAUAUAUAUAAUCCUAAAAAAUCCCAAUAAAAAGCUAAUCUAAAAAAAUGGGUCUUAAGUAAACCUUUAAACCUAUGAAAAUUGGGCUCAUUUCGUAUUUGUGAUGGUAAACCAUUCCACAGUUUAGGUGCCACAGCUAAAAAAGCAUGGUCACCCAAUGUCUUUUUAGUUAAAGUUCUAGGCGUUUGAAGCAUGAUUCCCAUUGCACACGAUCUUAAAUUGUAACUCUUUUCCUCCCUUUUGUUAAUGAGUUCUUGUAGAUAUACCGGAGCUUGUCCAUGGAUCGCUUUAAAAGUAAUUAUAAUAAUCUUAAAAUGUCUCCUAAAUUCUACUGGAAGCCAAUGAAGCGUACACAGAAUUGGUGAGAUGUGAUGAAACCUAGGAAUCUUAAAAAUAAGUCUUGCUGCGGAAUUCUGGAGCCGUUGUAACUUUGCUAUUUGUUUAGCUUGUAACCCAUACAGAAUACUAUUACAAUAGUCAAUGCGCCAAAUUAUUAGAGCAUGAACAAGUGUCUGGGUUGCUUGGUUACUUAAAUAUUUUCUUAUUCGUGUUACAUUCGUAAUGUAGUAAUAGGCAUCUUUACACGUGUUAUUGAUAUUAACUUGAAGACCCAUGUUACUAUCUAUACAUGUUCCUAAGUUCUUAACCGACUGAACAGGCGACACUUGAGCAUCCCCUACUGCAAGCGAGUCAACAUGAACCUUGGAUAGUUGCUGACGGGUGCCUAUUAUUAAAAACUCUGUUUUGCCAUCAUUUAUCUUCAGUUUGUCACAUAGCAUCCAGGCUCUUAUCUCAUUUACACACCGUUCCAUAGCAGCAAUGGCAUCAUCAGUACUUGAGGCACAGCCAGGUUUAAACGCUAAAUAUAACUGCAUAUCGUCUGCAUAAGCGUGAACACUAGGCAGGUGUCUCUUGACAACUUCAAACAGUUUACUGGCAUACAGAGUAAACAGUAACGGCCCUAAACACGACCCUUGAGGAACUCCUUGAUUUAACUGUAGAGAUUCUGAACACUUGCCACUUAUUGAGACACGUUGAGAACGUCCGGACAGGUAUGACGCAAACCACUCCAGUGCUGUACCUCGGAUCCCAAAACUUGUGCUCAGACGAGAUAGUAACACAGAAUGUUCCACCCUAUCGAAGGCAGCACUCAGAUCCAACAACACAAGCAGAACAACUUGCUGACGAUUCAUUGCCAUUAAUAUAUCAUUACAUAUCUUGCGUAAGGCUGUUUAUGUGUUGUGACCUCGUCUAUACGCAGAUUGCAACAAGGGUUAGAGGUCAUGUUCAGAAAGGUGUGCAUGUACCUGGUCAAAUACUGCACGCUCUACCAAUUUAGACACAUACUGCAGGUUACUAACUGGACGAAGAUUAGUGAAGUCAUUAAUUCCAGCUUUUUUGUAGCGAGGAUCAAUAAGGGCUUGCUUCCAUACCUUCGGAAAGUGUUCCCCAAUUAGCGAUGAAUUGAUCAUCUUAGUAAUAACAGGUAACAGAUGAUCAAGUGAUUCUACCAUAAGUUUAGUCGGCAUGGGGUCUAGAUUACACGUUUUCUUUGAUGACUUCUGAAUAAGUGCCAAAAUGUCAGUUUCAGAGAGGGGCUUGAACUCCGACAGUAUCUUUGCAUCACUGACUAUAGGAUCAUCUGGUACAGUAUCCAUAUCAGCAAUAACGAUGGAGUCUAUUUGAUCACGUAUCCGCAUUAUCUUCCGCGCAAAGAAUCGUGCUAUAUCAUUCACAAGUAAAGACAUUAUCAAAGUCAGGAAACGACGGUGUGCUAUCAUUCUUUCCAAGCAGCGUCCUGGUGGCACGAAAUAACCUCCCCUGGUCACUACGAUUAUCCUCAACAAAGUCCGUGAAAAACUUGCGCUUAGCCUCAUUACGGAGAUGCGUCACGUGAUUCCCCCGCUUCUUGAAUAGCUGAAAAUCAGUUUCCCGUUUUGUUUUCUUCCAUUUUCUUUCUGCCUUUCUGCGUAAAAGCUUUGCCUUGUGUAUGUCGUCAUUGUACCAGGGUACAGUAGGCCUUGAUACAAUGGUCUUCGUUUUAAGUGGCGCGUGUGAUUCGAUAACGCUAGACAGAGUGGUGUUAUAAUUACAGGCAAGAGAAUCCAGGUCGCAAGCGCUGAGGAUGUCUGGAUGAUACAUAACGAUGACUCCCCCAAAUCACACGAAAGGGCGGAGACAUCAACAGACUUGGUCCUUCGGUACUUCACCUCCUUGACAGUAUUAAGUGGCUUAGAUGACGUUAGCUUGCAUAGAAUAGCAGCAUGAUCAGACAGAUAGCGGUCAGCCUUAGGCGUGUCUAAUAUAAUAUUCUCAGCUAGGCGUGUAACAACAAGAUCCAAAGUAUGUCCAUGAAUAUGUGUUGGUCCUCUGACAUGCUGCUGUAACCCUCAUGAUUCCAAUAAAUCCAAGAGAUUACGCACAUCCGCAUCACUUGAAUCAUCUACAUGAAUAUUCAUGUCCCCUACAAUUACAAGCUGUUCCUUGGACAAGAGGAUGGAUUCCAUGUAAUUAGCACACUCUAACAGAACAUCCUUCAGUUCUUGGCAUUGCUCGCAAAUCGAUUGAUGCUGAUGCGGACAAGGAUGCUGUAGCUAGGGAUCAACAGGAUCACUAAGCGCAAACUUGCUACAGUGGUCAGCGCAAGUAGAGUAGUACUGUUGACAGUGCACGCGGUAGUCAGUUUUGAGAUAGCGUUUAGCAUCCCGUAGGUUUUGGCAAAUACGUAGACACCUCUGUUUUUCCAUUCCUCCUUUCUCAAGAGUUUCACCCAGCGUCUCAAUAGUAAUGAAAGCCUGCGGCACCAUCUGCAGCAGUAUUGUCUAAGCCCUGGAGCAAUUUACGCUGAGACGCUUCGCGAAACUUCAAUAUUUUAAACAGAGUAGACCUACUAAGUAGCUCGUGACAUUGCUCUUUGCAAUACUCCAAGUAUUGCUCAAUCAUUGUAGACCUAGGAUCCUUACAACGUCAGGCAUCUCAAUUCUGUCACCAUUAUCUGGGGUGAGUACCUUGUUACCACAUGAAACAUCCUGAUAAAAAUACGGUCUAUUAAUGAAGUCUACAAAGUGGUCGACCUUCCCCAUAUCAAGGCGUACACGAUGCUUCGUCUUAAUUUCAGGGAUGGCCCCAGGGCGGUGCAUUUUAGCAUGAGAACGUGCUUGCUUUAUUUCCCAUGUAGAGAGACUUCCGUGAGGUUGGUGAAUUUUCCUAAGUUUGGUCAUAGGGUAUCUAUGAGCGUAAAGGCUCAGAAUCUGUUUCUUUAAAAUUCCUGGUAUUUGCGUUCUUAUAAGCAGUCAUGAGUACUACAAGAUCAUCGGGAGCUGAGCCAUCUAAUAAUUCUCUUUGUACACACAUCAUUGACUCGAAGAGCUCCUCCCCGUUACCUGGGGCAAUUACAUUACAUACGUGCAAGCAGUCCUCUUUAGUCUUUUUUACAACUUUCAACUGUUCCCCAUCGCUUAAGUUUUGGAGUGGAGUUUUUAGCUGAUAUUUAAGGGGCUCGCGUUCUAAUUGUUCUUGUGUAAUAAGACUCGCAAUUGUAUCCAUCGCCUCGUUAUACCUGCCGACUGCAUCGGUUACCACGGGUGCAGUAAAAGAGGCGUUCUCUGACCCUGGAGUCCAGCAUGGUGUUGUGGGAUUCCAGGAAGCUGGAGUUGAUUGGUCUUCAAGAAAUGGAGUCGAAGUGACCAUGCGACCGAUGGCUCCCACAGCAGCCUCUUUAGCAGGUCUGCGGAGAAUAGAAAUGGAAAGGCUGAUACUUAGUUGCCUAUCUUGCGAUAGGAUAACCUGACAGGAAAACCGUGUGUAUAUUUUUUAUAAAACAACAACCAAACGACUACCCUCCCGACAAUACCUUUGAAGGAGCACAUCUCCCUCAGUUUCCUCUGGGUAUAGCCAGUCUGAUUUCCGAUCUAAUUCUUCACUGUGUUUCUUUCUGCACGUUGUGCAAAUAGCUAGUAACAAAAAGAAACAAAAAAUAGUUUUGCAACCUGGAAAGACUUGUUAAAAAAUACUAGAUUUACUACUUAGUUGAUAAAAGAAGCUAUAUGUUUAUAUUCUAUCUUGGAAAUUACAUUAUAUAGGCUAUAAAUCACCGACUAGAUUUAUGGACGACGCACAGCAAAGAACUAUCGCUAAUGAACUACAAAAACCAAAUUAUGAUCAUUUGAUAUGUUAUUUGUUUGGAAAUGAUUUUCUGGCUGCAAAAUACUAUCAAAUACGGAAUCGAUCGUUAUCGUUCAGAAACUGUAUAUAGAAUGGGGACUUCCCCUCAGUCUAUAACUCGCUUUUAAGUAAUUAGAUUACGAACGAAAGUAUUUAGUUGAAAUGCGAAGGAAGACAAAACCUUUUAAUUCUGAUAUGUUAAUUGUAAAAUGAAAGAAUAAAACAGUUAUAGUUGCUAGUCUGAUAGUACUUACGCGAACCAACGGGAACGGCUUCUCCAAGGACAUUUUUUAUUUCCCUUGUAGUCUUGAAAUUAAUAUCAUGUGUUCCGGCUAUUGACAUUUUCUUCCCGUGAUGUUUUGGAUACUGGCAGGUCUUUGGAGCUUGCCAGUAUUUUCCCAAAGUGUAGCGAUGGACUGGACAAACCGUCAUAUUCUUGAUCUGAUCAUCAGUCAGUUCUAACAGACCUGCCCUUGCCAGUAUCAGAUCCAUUUCACCAACAUUUUUUCUUGACAGGUGGUGAUUCAUUAGGUGUGAACUGAUGUCAGCGUUGCAACUUUUCAAGCACACAAAAUCUACACAUCCUCGAUUACUUCCACAUUUUCCACCUGUUAUUGCGGAAAAAUAACAAAAUGCAGCCAUUGUAUCUGCGGAGGUUAUCCCGGCAAAAUGUAAAUACACUCUUCGAUUUGUGUUGCAAAUUUGCAUACGAAAUUGAAUUAAGUGAACGACGCCAGAAAAAUUAACUUCAAUUAAAUUAAAAACUUGAAGAAAUAGUAAACCAGCAAAACAGUUUUAUUCUUAAAAGUAGCCAGUUUUUUGGACUUUGUUUAUUCUACCUCGUUAAGCCUGACAAGUAGUCUCAGUUUCGAUAAAAUAACAUCCAACAUGUUUUGCACUGCAAACUGAAAUCUGAAAUUGACAUCCUCAGACAUAACAUAAACUAUGUCGUCUGCACAAAAAAACUUGUGGCUAGAAAAUUUGGUACAUUUUGGUAAACUAUUUCUAUGCUGAAUCGUUUCAUAACUUUGGAGGUGGUAAUUACACGGUAAAUCUAUUCAUAAUGUAUUUUAACUUUUUUACCGUUCUAGACCCUUUAUUUCAACGAAAUUUCUUAACUGUUUAGCCACAACUUGACAAGCAACAUUCACGGGAGCUGCUACUUUUUUUGUAACAUCCCAAUUUAAGGACAAUAUGUAGUGGAUUUUAAGAUAUUCACUGUUUAUCCCCAGCAUUAAGCUAGUUUUGAAAAGAGUUGCUCCCUGACAAUGAUGAUUUUUAGUUUUGUAGCAGGAAAGUUCGGAAUCAGGAAAAUGCGUAAAUUACGUCAUACGCACAAUUACAGUAGAAUAUUAGCCAACUUUAUCGAACUCUUGUGCCUCGGAAUCAACAGUGCCCAAAAAUGUUUUUCUUGAUUUUACUACACUAACCCUAGUACUGAACAGGGAUGGUGACCAAGACUCCAGAUAACGUCAGACUUUUGAAAAAAGCUCAUUUCAAAACUAGGAUAACCGCGCAUUUUUCUCAAGGACGCUUUACGUGGUAUUUUCAAAACAUCAUAACUCCUUUUUUUAAAGUCAGAAUUGAAAUUUUUUUUUCCCUUUUUUGAAUAAAGGAAGCAUGAAUUAAAAUCAUACUUUUGUUUUAUGCUAUUUGGAUAAAAGCGAAAUUUUUGCGAGCCUUGAACAAAACGCUUAAAUUUGACCUUCAAAAAGACGAUCAUGACAUGACCGUCCGGUCAAAUCGCCGCCCAAUUUUUUUUAAAAAAGCAUUAUCAGCCAAACAAAUUCGAUUUUUGUUAAUGGAAUGGGCUUAUUUUGUCGCAGAAAAAAAAUGAAGGAAUUCUGUUUCCCGCAGAAAUUCGAGUCGUCGGUUCUUACACGGACCGCCUCUUAGCACCUUUCAAAUGACGUAUUUCAUCUUACAGUAUUUAAGGAUGUGCCAAAUAAUCAAAACCGAACAGAUCCUACCUGGACUCGACGAAUUACCGGAAGUGCAUUUUGAAUUUCUAAAUAGGCAAAUCGACAACGGCUUUUUUAACAGGCCAAUCAUUGCUCAUACUCAAAUCCUAGUACACAAGUGGGGCCCCCGUAGAGUAAGGAUUCCGGCGCUGUUUCACAGACAGGCUUAUAUAACCAGAGUUUAGUUUCGUCUGUGGUGCAGGCUAAAUUGCUAGCCUGUUGCUAUGGAUUCAUGAUCGGCAGACAUUAUUCUGCUCUAAUUCAAUACGAGAAGAACAGCCAACAACUCCUUCAGGAAUGAGGUCGGUGUAAUUUGCGUCAAAAACAUAAACUUCUCGGAACAAGGUAAUGUUGAUGAUGAUGCCACCUUUAUUACGAUAUUUUUGGUUUCAUUCAAUUUACAGUCUUGCUGCCUCAUGCAGUCUGCAGUCUGCAGUCUGGAAAUGUCAUACACCGCUGAUAAUGCAAAAUCCCGACGCACAACAUCGUAUGAAAAAACACAACACGCAAUACAAAAACAAGUACAUUAACCGUCACCCUGCUAAACAAAAUUGAAAUAAUAAGAAGAAUUGUUGCAGUUAUCACAGUAGUUCCAAAAGAAGCCUCAGUCCCGAAAACACGCAGUGUUAUUUUUUAGUGUGGGCCUACCGGGAACAGUGUGUGCAUUUGUAAGUUUAACCCGGGAUAACAUGAUUGAACAAUAUAUUAACACGUUCCUCGAAACGCCGCGGCCAAAUGUUAUCCAAACUGCUUCUCACUGCUGCUUCGAAAAAUUUCGGAUAAAACGAUAUCCAAAUCGUCCCUCAUCGGAUUGUCCACUCGACCUAACAAAAUCGACCAAUCACAAAAAACGGACAUAAAAUAAAGAAAACAGCAAAUUCAGAUGACCUCUUAGGAAACAUGCAAUUAAAACUGUCUUUCUAUGAUUGGUGCAUUUCGAUCCUCUCAUCAAAAAAUGUCAGACGUCAAUCAUCUUAGCGGACCUCUUAGGAAACGAAAGUUUUCUUCAACGGGUUCAAAAGGUCUUUGUUUAUGAUUUGUGAUUGGUGGAUUUCGAUCCGUUUUUUGUGUUUCUGUGUUUCAAGGCUCGUUGCAAGUGAUCUUAUUGGGACCAAAACCCGACGUUAAUAUUCCAAACAUUUUUGAUAGAUUUCAUCCCUGGACUUCAGACUUCCAAAUUUCAAUGAGGCAAAAAUACUGAAGAUUCAGAUUAACUUUUGAGAUCGUAAAAGUGCGAUUAAGUGCCGUGUGCAAGCAGAGCUUUCUUUCCCACAUGCCUCUUACCUUGUACAAGACGUUCGUAUGGCAGACAUUCGCCUCGCUUCUCUUGUUUACUUGCCUUGUUUACGUUAGCACGUAUUGCGUGCCUAGUGCACAUUUGCGACAAAACAAGCCGUUUCCAUUACUCUAUUUGCGCCACGCCCAAAUAAAAAAGAGUGAAUGUCUGCAAAACAUCGAGCAACCGGCGGCCACGGUCAAACAAUAAAUUUCGCUCAUAGUUUGUCCAUAGAUAACUAUAAGUAAGUAACUAAACGUGGUGUAAUUUGUUUUUUUUUUUUCAAAAGGCCGCUCCUAUUUGGAGAAAGCCGACAAAAUCAGUUUUCAUGGUCGGUGACUUGAAAACAACCAAAAUCUGCGGUAAAACGAGGUCUUCUCAAAACUUUGCUCGCGCGCAAAAAGGAACCCUGAGAGAGCGGGGUAAAGUAUUCCUCUAUUAAUCAAUUUAUGAAGGGUUUUACAUGUACUUCUGUUUUGGUGGUGAAUUCUUAUCUUAACGGUAAUGUGGAAGAUAAACAAGUUUAUCUUAGUUUGGAUUCUUUUUCAACAAAGACAGAAAUCUAAAUUUAGGUCUACAGUCGCAAUUUCAAUUUUAGGCAUGUGUUACACCUUUGUGCUAAAUCAUAUGUAAGACCUGGCUCGGGUAAUUUAAUUUGCGCUUCACACCAACCUUCUGAACUUGAACAAAUUUUGAGUGAAAUAUGACACAUCUGAAUGAUUCACCAACGCCUUGCUGUUGCCGGAACGGAUCAUUGGCGUUUCCUGAGAAGAAAUCUGAUCUAUUUCUAAAGGUACAAUUAUAAUAAAUUUGCCAACAUACAACUGGAAUUAACUUACCUUUAUAGUAUGGAGCACGUUUUUGUCUUUUUCUCAGCUCAACUUCCAAAUUCUAUCUGGGCUAAUGCAUUUUGUAAUUUGAACUCUAACGAAAGUUAUUGGAGACAGGCCAGGUUAUUAAAAUGUCUCUCAAACUGAAUGAGCGUUAUGAUCUAAAUUCUUAAGAAUGGUUGAACAAAAGAUGACACGAGAAAAAUAUGUUUUUGAGACAUUUUUGGCGAUUUGAAAGAUGGUCUUACCAUUUGAAUCAGUUAUACAGCAUACAGUUAAUUGUUACAAUUUGAGAAGGCAAGGAGUGGUGUUGCGUGACAAUGAACACUAUGCUUUGAACUGGGGAAGAUUGAGCAGAAAACAAAAUUGUUCACUGAUGCAUUUUUUAAAGGUUUCAAAACCUGUUUAUUCAAUUAUACAGCAACUGAAAGGUUGCAUGGUCUGGCUGUAAACAGUACCGGAUUUAAAAGUAUAAAUGAAUAGUCUCGGGCGUCGAUAAAAUCCGGAACACGGAACAUUCCGGAACAUGCGGGAACAUGCCAGAAUAUUCCGGAAAAUCCCGGAACAUCCCGGAACAUGAAAAAAUAAAAAAAAAAUUUAAGAAAAAAAAAUAAUAAUAAUAAUAAAAUGAUUUUUGUAAAAAUUAAUAAUAACGCAAAUAACAAAAAGAAAAAUAAAUAAAUAAAAACGAAGAAACUCGUAUCAUCUACGAGUAUGAGAAAACAAUAUUUUGUCGCAAAUAAUUUGUUGGGCGAGUGUGGGUCCAUGCAAAUGACAGUAAUUAGUGAAGGCUUGCUUCUAAAUUCAAAAUAUAUUAAAAUGGGUCGCGAGGAGGAGGGAUUUCAAGCUUUCCUCACACAGCCACCUAUUGUAUUGUUCGCCAUGCGGUUUAACGGUUAUCCAUUUACGGCUUUGCGACCGUAAGAAGAGCUUAGGUGCUCGUCGCUUUGGACUUUAGUGGAUAAGAUUCACAUUUGCCUUGAAUAGUUGCAGUGGCAGUGGUAGCGCAGCGGUAGUUUCUAACUGUUAUCAAUUAGCCUGAAUUUUUAGCCGUCUCCCGAGUCGCAAAUGAAGUUUGCGGCUCGUACCCUGGGUACCAGAGGUUUUUUCUCGCGUGCGAAGGGGAGCUUCAUUUCGUCGGCCGCAGGCGGACACGUGUUCGGCCGAAGGCUGAAGACACGAGCGGCGAAGCCGCUAUAAAAAACCUUUCCAAAGUUCUUUUUCAUUGCCGGUUCUUCAUGUUUCUAUUGAACAGCACUUUCAAGAAAACAAAGCUCACACAUCAGAGUAAAGAUACAAUAAAAGUUAUUUAUUGUUACAUUUUGUUUUUUGUAAAUAAACAUUUCAUUUUAGGUCCUGACAGUUAAUUCUUUCCGUAUUACUGUUUUUGAUUCUGACCUGCAUGACUUGCUGCCAUGGCUCGCUGACUCACAUAUUAUACACACUCUUUUAUCUCAAAAUCUUGUUUUUUUAACACCUUCUUGGACAUGAAACCAAAAACCAAAACUUAAUUGAUGUAAUGAAGACAGUAGCAGCUGACAUCGAUUUUCAAUAGUUAUCUUGUGAGAUGUCUCUCAUGUAUUAUUUAUUAGGGAGGAUGAUUUGUUGAAGAAGAUGCAUUAACAUAGAUGUUUUUUCAUCAAGAGAAUCUCAAUAAUUUAGGAUUUAUUCAAAUACACACAUAUUUGGUAUUAUUACAUCAAAUGUGGGCUUAUUGCUCAUGCACAGGGAUUGAUGGGGGAGAGUGGGGCAUUUUUCAUGUUUCAGAUUGACCUUUUGCACAGCACAGGGACUGAACAUAUUAUGUAUUUGGCAUCUGUAAAGUAAAAACAAUAUUUGACGCCAUGGAUUGAACAUUAUGUAGAGAAAAUCUUCACAAGCCUCCACUUCUAUGACUCCUUCCUCAUCUAUCUCCUUUAAAGCCCCUUGAAUAAGGGCCACAGUCUCUUCUAUGGUUGAAUGGUCAUUGAGUGUGAGCUUCCACUCACAAUGUAUAUAAGCCCCCCCUCCAACCUGUUUCCCUCCUACCCAUUUUUGAAAAGGUCAAAGGAGGGGCUUUUGUGGUAGGUAAGCCUGUGACCACACUACAAAGAAACAAAAAAAAACAUGUUUAAUUUUAUUGAGGUAGGGUUGAAUUUGGACAUUAAAUUUUUCAUUACAGUGGAACAUAAGGCGAACCUAAAGCAAUAUUUUGCCCUCAGAGCACAAAUAUGUCGUUCUGAAGAUAUUUAGCAUUUUGUCCUCCUGGUUCCUGUUCCCAGCUUUUUGGCACAAACGCGACAACAUGUUUGUAAUAUCUCCAUAUGUUAGUCUUCAUUUUUGACGGAAAUCCUGAUCAAAAUAAAAGAAAUCAAUAUAAGAACCUACUCACACUGAUUUAAAACUCAUUCCACACACAUGAUCUGGAUCAAUAAAGUGAUUUCUAGAUGAGAUGUCGCAUACAUUGCCGGUGAACACGACCAAAAACAGACCUGAUCGAUUAUAACUAAAACUACAUAGACAGACUAAGGCAUAACCAUCGAUAUCAGUAACCCUUCCUGUCCGUUGGCAAUUUUCAAUGUGUGGUUGCCAUUUUUGCUAGGUUGUUGCCAUCGAUGAAACUUUGCCUGAACACACUUUACACGUUUUAGUUUUGAGGAAAAUUAGUCUUGAUUUCGAAAAAAUUCGGCAAGAUACUGAAAACUAAACAUAAAGUCACGUACUUACAUUCGAUACCCGUCAAGAUGGCGGCGGCGGCGUCGAAGGCCAUUUGAAAACUGUCGCUUUUAACUACCGAAAUGUGGCAGGAAACUUCCCUUGACAUUCAAAAAGCAAGGAGAAGGCUUCUUCAUCGGUACUGCUAGCUCGGAAGUCUCGGAUAUUGAACGAGGAGACCUGGAACAGGCUUUGAAAAAAGCUCCCUUGUUUCUUGUGAUUAUUUUUUCCUAUUUUUGCGUGUUUUUAGCAGAACAAUGGAAUCAUGACGUCAUCGCUUCUUCCAAAACUGGCAUACUCCCGAACUGGUACAUUGAUAUUUCCAAUUCUAAACGUACGUGAUGUGUGCUUGGAAUGUUUGGAUUUGAUCUUUAUCACCUUCAAACCACCGCGUCCCGAUCACGCGCCUAUUGUGAUUGUAAUCCAAUCAGAGCAUUUGAAACAAUCGAUAUCUCCGAGGAACCAAUCAGCAAAACAUCCAGAUUCUGGGUGUUUUAGUAUAAGCGGGGUUGUAAUUGGCUCGGCGCUAUCAAAGGGAUGGCGCUCUGGUCCAGAGGCUUUUCGCACGGGUCACUUUUUAAGACUUGACAGAAACCGGAAACCACGCAUGGAAAGCCUCAGGCACCCAGGGUACGCGGCUCGAGGAGAUGGCUGAAAUUCAAGCUAGAUCACAGCCCCUAUUUUAUUCCGCCAAGUUGAAAAUGGCGAUCGCCGCUGUCAAAGUGAUUUGGAUAUCCUCUGACGACAAAACAUGGUGAGAGCGAAGUUGUUGCUUAAAUUCGAAUGCUUUGCUAAUGUGUUUGUUGCUUUGAAUUUUGUGACGUUACUGGAUUUUAGUGAACAAGCUUUCAUUUUGGAAACAGUAAUGCGUAGCUGGCUCGGCGACGAGACUUUCUUUAACAACAACAACAAUAAGCUUUAUUUGCAUGACCAUAACAAAGUAAUACAAUAUUGCAAAAGCUACUUGAAAUUACUCAUUGAUUCCUUGUAAAUUAAAUAUUUAAAAUAAUUUGAAACUUAUUAAUCAUUGUUUAUUUCUAACCAUCAGUAGGAUUAAUUAUUCCGGAGAUAAGUUUGUCUCUCAAUUCAAAGCAAGUUGAUAUAAAUGAAAUUAAUUGGAUGUUAAUAAAAUAGUCAGUAGAAUUCAUCAGAUGUGAUAAUAGGGACUCAUGUGAUUGUAGUCGUAGAAACGGUAUUUUAGGUUCUAGUUUAGAGAAGAACAUAUCUCUUAUCGAAGAGAAACUUGGACAAUCUAAUAAAAAGUGAGUUUCGUCUUCAAUUCUGUUACAAUUGCAGAGAUUGCAUAACCUUUCGCCACGUGGUAGAUUGUCGUAUCUACCUGUCUCAAUCCUAAGUUUGUGACUGCUUAUUCUCAGUUUCACUAAUGUUUUCCUAGAAGGGUUCUUUCUUGUUAAAUCUAGGUAGACAGAAGGGCUAUAAUUCGUUUUGAUUUUAUAAUAAAAGUUAAGUUUUUGUGAAUGUUGAAGGGUAUGAUUCCAGUAAGUGAUAUAUUUCUUUUGCAUAAGAUCUACAUAUUGCUUAAUUUUACAUUUAUUCAGUAAAUUACAAUUAAAGCCUGGGAAAUCAUAGUCGUCAGUCAUCUUCUUAAGACUGGAGUAAAAACUAUUUUGGCCACUAUGAUAAAGGUCAACAGAUAUUUUUAAAGAUUGUUUAACUAUAGAUUUUUCAUCUUUUUCUUGGAGAUAGUUUAAGUAAUUAAGUAUCUUGUUAUUUAUAUCAAUGAUCAGAGGGAAUCUGCCAAGUUCAGAUCUGCAUGCAACAUUGGAUGACUUGUUAUGGACUUCUAAAUAUCGUUUACAGAAGUGUAAAUGAGUUUUUUCGAUUCCGGAGUUAUCCCAUGACUUAAAAUCUGAUUUCACAAAGGCACCCCAAACUUCACUAUUGUAAGUUAAAAUGGGUGAGAUCAUUGUGUCAAAAAUUUUAUUUGCAAGGGAGGGUUUCAGUUUACUAAAAUCAGUGUGGCGUCUUAGACUAAAUAGAGCAUGAAGGGCUUUUUGUCGAAGAUGUUCAAGUGAGAGUGUAAAAUUUCCGGAAGACGAGAUGCGAGUCCCUAAGUAAGUAUAGUCUUUUACAAUGUCUAUCAUUUCAUUGCCUAUGUGAAAAACACAAUCACAUUUUUUUGUGUCUUUUUGGAAAACCAUUAUUUUGGUUUUCUUGGGGUUGAUUUUAAGCAUCCAGGAGUUGCAAUAUGAAGACAAUUUGUUGAGGCAAUUUUGUAAUCCUAGUUUCGAUCGUGAUGAUAUAAUAAGGUCGUCAGCAUAAAAAAGAGAAUUGAGUUUGGUGCCAUUUGGUAGCACAAACGGAUCAGAUAAAAUAUUGUUGAAUGAAAAAGCUAGAUCAUUAACGUAUAGGUUGAAGAGAAGAGGGCUCAAAAUGCAGCCUUGAUGCACCGCCUCUAGUGUAUUGAAAAGGAUGUGUUUGGUUAUUUCCAAUCCUAAUAGAACAGGUAGAGUUUGAGUAUAAACUUUUUAUGACUUUAUAGAAGUUUCCUCGGACAUUUAUUUGUAACAGCUUGUAUAAGAGUCCAUCGUGCCACAUCGAAUCAAAUGCUUUUCUAAAGUCCACAAAACAUGCGUAUACUUUCGUUUUGUGACAGUCAACGUAUUUGUCAAUUAAUGUUCGUAGUGUAAGAACAUGGUCAGCGGUUCGAUUAUUUGCUAAGAAACCUAUUUGAGAUUUAUGAAGUAUGUCACGCGACUGAAUGUGCUUGAGAAGUCUUUGAUUGAGAAUUGAGCAAAAUAGUUUCCCAAGACAACUAGAAAUACAAAUUCCUCGAUAAUUUGAGGGAUCACUUUUAGUCCCACUUUUAAAAAUUGGUGUUAUAAGGCCACCGCACCAUGUUUGAGGUAUAGUGCCUGACGUCAGAACAGCGUUAAAUAACUUCAAAUAAAUAGGCAUUAGUUCAUUUAAGCUGGAUUUGAUCAUUUCAUUUUUUAUUCUAUCUGAAUACGAAGAUUUGUUGUUUUUGAGUUUAUUAGCCGCUGUGCGUAUUUCGAGUUCAGUUAUUAGAUAGUCCAAAGCAUGCGAUUGUGUUGUUGCGUCUUCUAAUCUUGUUAACUCAUCGAUAAUGGCUUCUUGGUGUGAAUUAAGAGGCCCGUUUGAAUGUAGUGACUGGAAGUGAGACAACCAACUUUCUUCUGAGGUUGGCGGGGUACUAGUUUCCUUCAUAGAAUCAUCCAUAGAUUUCAAGCAGUUCCAAAAAUUUCGGCUGUUUGAGUUAUCUAUCAUGUCUUCUAGUUCCGAGAUCUUAGUAUCAUAGUAUUCUUUUCUCUUCUGUUUCAGAACGUUUUUGUACUGUUUUAAGACAGUGUGAUAGUUUUCCCUAAGCGUAAUAUUGAGAGGAUCUCUGUGUUUUAGAUUAGCAAGUUUCCUCAAUUCGUGUCUCUUAAGACGACAUUCUUUAUCAAACCAUUUUUUGUUAGACGAAACAGAAGAUAAUCUAGUUUAGUAUAUACACACUCAGUGAUCUUGGUGAUUUAAGCAAUCUGAUUGGUUCGCUAUCUCGGACUAUUCAACAAUAUUCACCUCCUAGCGAGUGGAUAAUGUGUGAGCUCGGUGUUUUUCCCGUUUUUUUUAGAGAACGAUCUUUUAAAAGUCGACAAAAUCCUAGGGCUGACCUUUUUUAAGGCAAGAAAAGACUUGGAAGGAUUCAAUACGGCGUUUUUCAAUUUACUGUAGCAGGAGUUUUGUGCUCGAUGGAUUGUUUACAACUCCCGUGUAUUCGCGUAGAAGAAGCCGUUUCGUGAACUCAGCGUUUUCUAAGAAGAAAACUUUGGCUCAAAAAUCGAAGUUUAUUUAUGACAAACAAAUUUAAAAGGAAAUGUUUGCAGAAAUUCUACAUUUCAAGUAAACAGGAAAAAGAAUGAUACAGGAAGACGACCUCUUACCUCGAGCAACCGAGCCGCCAUUUUUGUCAGCACUUCAUGCGAAGAACGACACAACAUGCCCUUUUGGCUUUAAACUUGGCGAGUCAACAGAAAACAACACAGCUCUACUUUUUUUCUCAGGUAAGGAAACAGUUCAAACUUUUAGCGAUUCCAUUGAAGCCAUUACGCUGUUGUUUGCGAAAUGAGUAAACUUGUGAAUUGCCAUGUUUGAAAAUUCUGCAAAGAUCUAUUUUUAAACUUACGCGUGAUUUGAUCUGUCAAUCAAAUCCUACUUUUGAAUGGUUUCCUUUCUGAUUUUGUUGAGAUCAAUUAUUCUUCUCAAUCUCGGUGAAUAGUGGCUUUGGGAAUAUUUACCUCGCCGCUUUCGCGGCUCGGUAAAUAUUUUGCCACUAUUCACCUCGAUUUCAAUGAAUAAUUGUUAAAUAUCGUCUUUUAACGUUCUUAAUUUUCAAACAAUGUUUUGCGGUUGCAAAAAGAAUCCUUUCUACUGCAUCGAGAGAGGAGUUAAUGUGUUUGUCUGGCCUACUGUCAACAAGAAAAUCAUGUAUCAUUCUCUGUAUGUCUCUUGUUUGCAUUGCUGUUUUAAAUUUUUGUGAUGAAUCAUUUUCCCAUAUAAACUCUUUGAGUAAACGAAUUAAUGUAUCAUUGGUAUUUUCUGUAGCUAAGUGGGUAUUUACCUUAGUAAUGUUAAGCCAUGUCAUUAUUGGACUGCGAUCUGAUAAACUCGACGGCUCUUUGACAACAAAAUUCGCGAUAGAGUGGAAUAAGUCUUGGUCACAUAUUGCAUAGUCAACAACACUAACUCCUAAUUUACCAUGAAAUGUUGGCCUUCCCAGCGAAUCGCCACGGGAUCUACCAUUCAUAAUCGUUAGAUCUGCACUCCUACAUAUUUCUAAAAGCCGUUUACCGUGGUUAUUUAAUUCGUUAUUAAAGCUGUGUCGCUGAAGGGCGCAUAAGGAGAAUUCAGAUUGAUCGUUUGUUAUAAUGGUGUUGCCCUCUUGACAGACAUUGUCUGAGUAUUUGCCUGUUCUAGAGUUGAAAUCACCCAUGAGAAGAAUUGAUCCAAAAGCCGAGAAUUUCUCAAUAUCGUUUUCAAGUUCUUCAAAUAGUUCAGGAUAAAAGUAAAUGGAAUUUUGAGGUGGGAUAUAUGUGCCACAUACAAAGAUAUCUUUUGAAUUAAAUCCUUAUGUUGACUAUUCAUCCCUCAUAAUUACAAAAAAAAAAAACAAUCUUGAGUUCCGCAGAAUAAAAUAAUGACCCAAUAAUGACCCAAUCCCUUUAUGGGAGGGGCUGUUGUGAUUGCCGUGAUCAUGGAGAUCCUCACAGACUUCCUAGCUAGACCCGUUUCAGACUCCAGACAUGACACUGACACGACGGAACCACUUUGCUAAAUAUAUCAGUCUCGGAGCAUUUGGGACACAAAACAAACAAACAAAGACGGACGGCUCUUUUCCUUUCUAUUCACCUUUGACCCGGACACGUAACAAACUGAUACUGUAAUAUUCAGUGAAUUUAGAUGAAAAAUAGAGUUUACAAAAAUAACAAGUCGCAUAAGCAAAUCUUCAAGUGUCUUCUAUAAAUUAGGCUUGGGCUCGAAAUAUAGGGAGAACAGCGUUUCAGCACACAGAGUGGAAAAAAUGCAACGUCACAGGGGAUGCUCAAGUUAAAUCACUUUAACAGCGGCGAUCACCAUCCUCAACUUAGUCAAUCGGCUCCUGUCUGUAAGUAAUUCAUGUCAACCUCAAGAAAGCAAAGCACCUCAAGUAAUCAAAUGUCGGUUAUAUAAGGACACUAUAUGUUGGCUUGACACGAGCUACUUACCGACUUAGCUUGACAUGAAAUGCUGCAUCUCAGACCAUCGCAGAGCCUUAAAUGGAUGACUGCCAAAUGAUUAACUCAUGGCAAACAAUUACAAGAGAUGGCUCUGUCAGGAAAGCUUGAAAACCUCCCUCCUCGUGACCCAUUUCAUUAUAUUUUGAAUUUAGAAGCAAGCCUUCACUCAUUACUACCAUUUGCAUGGACCCUCACUCGCCCAACAAAUUAAUUGUGACAAAAUAUUGUUUUCUCAUACUCCUAGAUGAACAGAUAUCAGUUUCUUUUUCUUAAUCAGAUUUCUUAAUUUUUCGUUUUUCAUGUUAUUUUGUUAUUAUUAAUUUUUACAAAAACUAUGUUAUUAUUAUUAUUGUAUUUGUAUUUUUUUUUUCCAUGAAAAUUAUUUUUAUUUUUUCAUGUUCCGGGAUGUUCCGUCAUGUUCCGGCAUGUUCCGGAAUGUUCCGGAAUGUUUCGUGUUCCGGGUUUUAUCGACGCCCCAAAAAAAUGGCAUUUUUCUUUGCGUGUUAUAAAAAUAAGAAAUACUAUGCGUACAUUGGACAGAAACGGACAAUGAUUUCAUGCCAAAUCGCCGCAAAAUGGCAUUUACUUUCGAUCAUCAUCGAAUUUGCUCCAACUCAGACUAUGAGCAGUUUCUCUUUUUACUUGGUCCGAGGCAACUGGCACAAUCUCUUGCUUACCCUAUUAAAUAGCCAUCAUCUCUCACUUGUUGUCAUUAUCACUAAUACACUGCAUGUGUUUCUCUAGCUUCCAAGUGGCAAAGACCUCACUGUUGUUCUCCUUGGGAAGACCGGCAACGGAAAAAGCGCAACAGGAAACACAAUCAUUGGGAAGAGGUACUUUACGUCUGAGUCAGACGGUUUAGCUGUCACACAAGAAUGUGAACAUGGACGAAGAUCCCUUGAGCGUUCUAUUUUCGUGAUAGACACCCCAGGCGUUCUGUAUACGGCCGCAGUUAAGAGGUCGACAGCUGUCGCUCUUGCAUGUCAAGCGCGACUCGAUCAAGAAAAGAUUUUGACAGAAGUGAGCAAAAUCUUUGCACUUGCUCCGAGAGGGUUUGAUGCUUUCUUGUUUGUAGCAAGAUAUGGCUCUCGAUUGACAGGCGAAGAUGAGCAAGCGUUAAGACUUCUAACCACCUUUCUGGGAAAUGAAUCUUUGAAGUACACGAUUCUCGUUCUUACGUAUGGUGACCAGACGAAGAAUGCAGUAGAAGAACAAAACAUAACAAUAGAGGAAUGCUGUAUGCGGUGGGUAAGAAAUGCGCCAGAAUGGAUGCGCCAUUUUGUCGACGACAUCAACGAGCGAGUGGUGCUGUUUAACAACAUGCUGAGGGAGGAAAAAGAUCCAGAGGGAUAUAAGAAGCAACUGACAAAUCUUAUCAACGUAAGCGUUGAACAAUACCCGGCGUAGUCAAUCGAACGAAACCGAACCAAAAACCAAUCGAACCCAAUCGUUCGAUUGGAGUUCGAUUGGUUCGGCAAUCGAACAUAAUCGAACUGGAGCUUUUUUGUGAGUUCGAUUAAGUUCGAUUACCGAACCCAAUCGAACUCAGUCGACGCGAUUGGUUCGAUUUUGUUCGGUAGAAAAACAAAAUGGUAUACAAAAUUGAUAAGUAUUAACUCUUAGUAGAACUGGAGGGAAUUCACUCUUUAACUGAGUUUUAACUAGAGGAGCAAGUUUUAGAGAUAUUAACACAUUUCACGGAACUAAAAUCUUUAUUGUUUAGCUGAUUCGAAAUUGAUUCAUUCACAAUAUAAAUAUAACAUGAACGGCUCAGUACAACAUGUAAACUUCCUUUAUAUCGCUCGGGAUAACACCGAACGGGGAUAUUUUUAAAAGAUUUAUACCGUGGUCGCUAAAGCUUCGCUUAGAUAACUAGAAAACGACCACAGCAACUGAAUCUGGACACACGCAACAGUGUACAGUGUGCACAAAAUAGUUACUACUAGCGCUAAAAGUGUCCUCAUUACCUCAAAGUAGAUUUCUAUUAAAACUGCAAGUGGUGUUUGCAGAAGCUGCUGCAAAACGCAAGCAAUGUAAUGGAAUAGAAUAGUAAGUUUCACCUCUGCCCUGUCCGACAUCUUGCCUGCUAUACUCGAUUACCGAACGUUCGAUUGACUACGUCGGGACAAUAAUUAUGUAAAAUCGAUAGUAAUAUUGUUAAAAACGCAAACGACUGUAAGUUUUUGGGAGUGUUUAUUUAAAUGUCUGACAACUUUACAUGGCUCAAACAUAUAAAUCUGUUAGUCGCUAAAAUUUCCAAAAUCAUUGUAGUGAUGAAUGGAUUAAGCCACUACAAUAGAACCCUGUAACUCGAACUCUGAAGGGAAAAGAAAAACAAUUCGAGUUAGCGAGGAAGUCGAGUUAUCGGGAUAAAUCUCAGUGAAAUUUCGAUCAUGGGAAAGGAAAUUUAGUUUGCGUUUGCGGGGAAUUCCAGUUAUCCGAGUUCGUGUUAUCGAGGUUCUACGGUAUCUGUUUACUGUUGCUAUUAAAAUUCUUUAUAGUGAGGCUCCCACGCGCGCGCGAAGUUAGCCGAUUUUUAUUUAAAUCCUUUUACUCUCGCAGGCUACAGAAACAAAUGUUUUUUUUUUUCUCCCAUACAAAUCCUUAUAAUUCCGAGCGUAACGACUUUAUAAUCUUGUCGCGCGCGAAGCGAGAGCGCAGUCUGCUAACCGCGCGUGGUCUUAGCUGCGAAAUUCGAGGCUUCAUAAAUAAAUCUUUCUCUGAAUAUAUGCUUGGUGUCCGCCAGUGACGUCAUGGAGCAUUUUGCGUUUCCAGGCAACAUAGACUUCGCCACCGAUGACCAAAGGCGCAUUUUGAUGUGUUUAUUUAUUAGACUACAAAACAGUCGGUUUUUUUCUCAAAAUCAGUAAAAGAAAUCGGUAAAGCGUGGCGUAAGAGUCUUACGCGCGCGAAGCGCGCUAGCCUCACACGCCCGUAGGGGAAACCGGCAAACUAAGAAAUCUGGGUUUUCGACAGUGUAAAACGAUCAUAAUGCCACUGAUUCCAACCUUCUGUUCCUCUGUCUGUUGUUGUCGGCGUUGCCUUCGCUGUGCUAAGCGAUGUUCCUUCUGCUCCGCGGUUUCUUGUUGACGUCUUCUCCUUCGUUGUUCACGCUGAAUUUGAAGUCGGCGUUCUCGCUCCAGAGGAGUUUCGGUGGAAAAUCUUCCAGGGCGAGGAUUUGGAGCCAGUUGUUGUGCUUGUGUGUCAUUUGCAUGGGAAAUUGUUCGUGAUUCUCGGUUGGUCACCCAUCCAGUUCGUAACCCCGACCGACAGGGCUUAACUUGAGUGCCGUUACCUAACCGAGUUUCGCGAGGGUAUUGCGACAUACAUAUUUCUAGUUAGAACGAUACGCAACAGUGCCGAUGGUCAUAUUUCGAGCUUGGGGCACCUGUGCUCUAUCAAAGCUAAUCAAGCCAACUGGAGAGCAGGUCAUUGUAAGUUCGUUAAUUUUUGUCAUGUUCUUUUUCAACCGCUUAGGUUGUUUAUUCAACUGUGCAAGGAUUCUUUCGACUUUCAUUUCUUUAUCCGCAGUUCAAAACAUUAGUCAUUUCCUAUAUUUCCAUUUAUGUCAUUUCCACCUUCGGGUAUAUAACGAACUCACAAUGACCUGCUCUCUAUUUGGCUUGGAUAGAGCGUAGCGUCCGGUCAUCAUCAUUGAGAAUUAAAAAGGGACAGUGUCCUGAUUAUGCGCACGCGCUGUUGUCGUCUGUUUUUCCUUAAAAAUACAAUAGAACUGUCAUAUUGACGCGACAAGAUUUCCUUCCGGACCGCACAGCCGACGGAGAUUUGUUGUUGACAUUCUCCACAGGCGUCCCAAACUCGGUGGGAGUUCGUUGGGACUUUAUAAGGGAAUGUAUGAAAAUAAACAAAAUACGUCCUAAAUUCCAUUUUUUGACCAAAAAAAGAAACAAAAAUGACUCUCCUUGUGUUUUUGUUUUGUUUUGUUUUGUUUUUUGUUUUUUUGUUUUUUUACUGUCUCGUCACUUCUAAAGCCAUUUGCAAGCCGUUUUAUCGAGGUUUAAGAUUUUUAGUUGUACUAACAAUAAGAAAAAUGGGAAGACUGGAGACUCUGAAGCCGACCGUUCAAGUUCGAAGCUCCAUAAAUCUCAUAAAAACGGUCCAAACUCGCCAAAAUUGCCGUCAAAGGAUCUGUCGAUAAUUUGUCUUUCCCCUCUAUGCUUCUGGAGUCUCAGAUUUUACCAAAACCCCUCGCGAAGCGCUUGAUUUUAAACUUUUUCCCUUAGAGUUUUCUUUCUCUCGAUGCGUACUACCGGGCACUUGGACAUGACGUGAUCAACAGUCGCUCAAAGCUAAAGUCACAGCGAUAAUUUGCCACCGUCCGGGAGCGGGCACAGUGCAUCGUUGUUUUAAAGACUCUGAGAGGUUUAAAUUGAAAGUGAAAGUAUGUGAAAGUGAAAGUUUUUAAAAAGCAUCGAGGUCAGACUAAGAAGAAAACGAAGAAGACUGCUCGGUUGUGUAAAUAGCCGGGUGCUCGGGUCAUGUUUUGGCGCGAUUUGUCACUGGCAAAUGAACACUGUGCCCGCUCCCGGACGGAGGCAAGUUGUCGCUGUGACGUAUUAAGCUUUGAGCGACCGUUGAUCACGUCACGCGUACGUCGAAGUGCCUAAGGAACAGGGCGUGCUGGCGGGAGUUCUAAAGGCUUUAAAAAAGUUCUAAAGGCUUUUAAAAAAAGAUCAUCUCUUCCAUGGUAUGUUCCCUAAGCCAGACGUCGAAUUUUUCAUGAACUUAACUCACUAAGUUUGGUUCAAAGCUAUUUUUCAGGAGAAUAACUGGUGUUUUUACUGUAAAAAAAACCGAACUUAAACGCAUUUCAUCGCAUUUAAAGAACAGAUGCCCAACAAAGCCGAUAUGGUACAAACUCGUAUGCGAACAAAACAUGUGUUCUGUUACCUCGAUUUUCGUUCAUAUCUUAAGGCUAAUGAUCCAAGUCGCUUCCAUUUUCUCUUAAAAGUACUUUUGCCUUCGCAAAAAGUACUUAUCGACUCCUAACACGGGCCAUUAUAAAACCAGCCAGAUAGAAAUAUGACCAAAGCAAGACGACGCUCUUCGCAAAGCAAGCCUAUCGGUUGCCUGGAAACCAACAAUGCGAUGAUGUUAAGGGGAACACCAACCAAACUCGAUAGAUUUAUAUCAAAGAGACGAUCACGCUUGUCUUGCGAUCCUCGUGGGAGUUACGCGCGGUGCACGUGCUUUGCGCGCGACGAAGUUAUAAGCCUCGCUACUCUCGGAAUUAAUGAUAUAUUUUUUAAUAUUUUAAUUUAUAUUUUCUGUUAUCGAAUUCGUACCACCUUUUAGAUUUAGAGAAGGCGUAAAUUUAAUAGAAGUGUAAAUUUAACAUAUUGUUACAGUGUACAAUCUUUUUCUCCCUUGUUCAUUUAACAGGCUCUCCGUCUUUUUGUUAAAUUAACUAGUUAUGAAGGACUCUGUCCUCCCCUACUUUAAUGAAACUAAUUAGGAAAUAGUGGAGGGAGAUUAAUGGAAAAGGUGUACUGGAACUCGUAAUUUAUAUCCAUUACAGUCGUACCUUUGUUUUCGAAGUUCAUUGGCAAUUUUGGAUAGAUCUUUAGCUUAUUUUCGCCCUUUUUCCUUCAGACAAUCGACAAAAUGAAUCUGGCAAAAAGUCCUUUCAUCAACAGUCUCACCGAUGCUUCGAAGGAAGUUCUUGAAGAGCGCAUCAAGAAAACUCUGGAUUCCAGUGGAUUUACCUUGAAGUUUGAACAGCUGAAACAAGAGAGGGAACGACUAAGAAAAAAACUGCUAGAGGAAAAGGACCUCAGUGAGGAAGACAAGAGUGAGUACGAAAACUUGCUCAGAGAUGUCGAAGACAAAAUUGAAGCCAAAAAUAGAGAGAAGAAAGCCAUAGAAAUUGAAGAGAGACAAGAACAUGCAAAAAAAGAGACUCAAAAUAAAUCUGGUGGAGCAGCAACAAAGAAAGUUAAAGCCCGACGCCCUAAGAAGCACUGCUCCAUUUUGUAAUAACCACGCCUUUUCACCUAUUUUGUCCCGUUAUUCUCACGAGAAUUGUUUAUUGCCAGCUACAUCAUUUUGUUAUUACAGUGAUAUAUAGCUAAGGCAAAGGGAAACGCAACAAGCUCUGAUGAGCUUUUUUAAGAUUCCUCAAUGAUUUCUUUACAUUGUUGAUAGAAGGUGUCGUAAUAAGUUUCACUUUACAUAUAAAUCAAGGUAUCAAGGAGGAAUAGUCAGCUGAAUGGUACCUGGCUGUAAUGCUUUCUUGAAUGUGUUGCUUGAUUUUAAUUCCUUUAAAUAAUUUGGCAAACUAUUUUAUGUAUGACUCCCCUAUACUGAAUAGAAAAUUUUCCGUAAUUUGUUCUUACGAAAGUGUAUUUUUUAAGUUGAUCUUGUAUUUUAGGAGUGUAUACUAUCGUUUAUUACGCAGUAGUCAUUAAGUGUUUCAGGACGUUUGCCGUACUAAUGCAAGUACAUGAAGAUUGCAUGUAGGUAUACAUUUAUUUCAUAGAUAUUCAUUAUUUUUACUGACUUAAACAAAACUUUAAAAUGUUUUACUAUGUUCUUUAGUGAUAUGUACUAAAUAGAUCUUGGUCUAUAAGGACAUAUGCAUGCCCAGUUAAUAUUACAAUAGGUCAGGUAUGCAUAAACCAUGGUAUUGUAUAGUUCCUUUAAAUUUUUUAGUUCUAAAUAUUGUAUGUCUUGCUUUUGCUAUUAUACCUGCUAUUUUUGAUUUUUUCAUUGAUACAUAAUUGAUGUGAAAUUUCCAACACAAUAUCUAUGUUUUAAACAUUUUAAUACCCCCAAGAAUUUUGCAUGAUCCACUUUUUUUAUAUUUUGCUGUGCAAUAUUUACAGUUACGUCAUGUUAAAUUUUUUUAUUAUUGCUUUUGAAGAUCAUAAAAAUAGUCUUUCCAACAUUUAAUGAUGAUUUGUUUGCUGCUAGCAACAAUGUAACCUGGUUUACUUCUUGAUUCAUGAUUUUGUCGAGCGUCUUUAAAUCUUGGUGACUUAAAAAUAGAUUUGUAUCAUCAGCGAAUAAAAUAAAGAAUAAUAACUUGACAUUUAUUAAUAGAUUAAUUAAUAGUUUGAUAUAGAUUUAAAACAAGUAUGGUCCAAAAACAGAGCCUUCGUUUCUGUCCACACUUACAGUGCGGCCACACGAACCAAGGCCACCCACAAAACAAAUUUUGAAAUUAGCCAAUCACAAGUCGAGAUCUAAACAAUGAAAUUGCACAUAAUAGGCCAUUUUGCAGUUAUGGACGGAAGCGAGGCUGGAGUUGACCUUGUUUUGAUACAAGCCUUCCUGCUUUAUCAUGUAAAUCAAGUUAUUCUUAUGCUAACCAGUAUUUCCAUAACAAAGCAAAGGAGGUUUCUAUCAAAAAAAGGUCACCGUCAGCCUCACAUUCACUCGAGGGUUAGGGUACUAAGUCCACAACUAUAAAAUGGACUAUUGUAUACACAGCCAGUUAAAAAUACGUUGCGAUUUGCGAACCAUCUUUCUAAAAGAUAUAAAUAAGGAAUCGUGACGUCAAGCUGAAAAAAGUUUUGACAACGUCUAGGUUGGCCGGAAUUAAAGCCAUCAGUAAAGAAACUUUGAACAAUCCGAACUAAAGGCAACAGCCGCUCAUUUUCACGGCAAACGGGGCUGAGUGAGUUUUCUUUACUGCUGGCUUUGAUUCGAUCCAUUUUUCAGCUUGAUUUAUACAAACGUCACGAUUCCUUAUUUAUAUCCUUUAGAAAAAUGGUUCGCAACGUAUUUUGAACUGGCUCUGAGUACACUCAUGUGCAAUUUCAUUGUAAAGUUUAGAUCUCGACUUGUGCUUGCUGGCUUAUUUCAAAAUUUAUCUCAAAAUUUUGUCUGGGUGGCCUCGGUUCUUGUGGUCGCACUGUAAUCGUUAAGUAACAACUACAGGCUAUUCAAAAUCGGUUCCCCAAGAGAUUGCAGAUGGCGUAUUGUCGUCAGCCGAGGCACUGGCAUCGUUGAAAUGGCUUCUGCUUCGUGGAAGGCCGCGCUUUGGACAUCGAUGUCUUCCUGUUCAGAAUGCAAUCAAAGGAGAUGUUCCAGAACACUUUGAUCUUUUUGGGACCCCUUUAAGUAAGUUACAUAACGAUAAUACUCACAAAUGUCCAGCGCUGGCCACAAGAUCCCUACUUUCCUUUUUCAUCCUUAGUUCUAAAUUUCUCAGAGGUGUAGAAGUGUGGAAUGGUCUGACAAAGUCGGGAUUUUGUCAUACUUUUUCCCUAGCCACAAUCCCUCUGUCAUUCUUUACUUAGUUCUACACUUCUCAGAGUUGUGGAAGUGUGGAAUGGUCUGACAAAGUCAGGAUAAUGUCACACUUUUCCCCCAGUUACAAACCCUUUGUCAUUCUUUACUUAGUUCUACACUUCUCAGAGGCGUGGAAGUGUGGAGAAGUCUGACAAAGUAAGGAUAAUGUUACACUUUUCUCCUGGUCACGAAACCCUUUGUCAGUGUGGGGGGGGGGUGACAGGGGGGUCACAAUCUCCCGCUUCCCGUACCCCGUUCUCCCGCCUCCCGUGCUUUUUUGUCCUUUUGUCUCCCAACUCCCGCCCUUUAUCGUGUUUCUCCCGUUAUCAUGUAAAUCAUGCUGUUUGACUCCCUAUUCUAAUAGGGAGUGUUUUGGCCUUGUCCAAAAUAAAAAAAUGUGUUGUAAAUCAAACCACGUUCCUUCGACACAAGUUUACACCACGCGACAAAACUUUCAGUUUUUUGUGAAUUAUAGUCGUACGGAGAGAGUUCCCAGGAAGGUCUUCCAUGGACGGAUUUUCUAUUUCCCCACCACACCGAAAAAUACCGAGACCGAUCAAAAUGGUCUUUGACGACAUUUGACCUGACUCGCUUUGUCGUUCUGGUGAAGGUAAAAGGCGGAAUGAAUUUGAAGAAUGGCAUGUGGCAUGGCUUGCAGAAUGACAUAAUUAUGUGGAAUGUAAAUUAAAUAUACGCAGAAUGACCCAAAGAAAUAAAUUAAACUGAAAAGUGCGCCAUUUUUUGGCGCCAAUCAAUUUGCAAACACAGCCGCUGUUUUAAUGUUGCAGGCUCAACAUACGAUGACAAUCGCGGCCACGACGGCUCAUUGUCGAUUAGCCUUUUCAGCACAGCCACAAAGAUUCUUCUUGCCUUUAUUAGUCGGGCUGCGUGGCAGCACCGAUACUAUAUGACGAAAGUCGUCCAUUGAAGAAAAUAUAUUUUGGAAGGUCACACUCCCUUCUACUUUAUUUUUUUCUGCAGAAGAUGUUUGCACGAUUAACUUAACAGUUUCCUUUUACUUAUAGUUGUAUUUGAAACCGCGCGAGAAGUGUUUCACUUUCAGACGGUGGAGGUGCAUGGGUUACGUGAUCGUGACAUAAUAUUUAGAGAUGAAACAGAUCUUGCAUUUUGUUUCCUUGGCUGCGUGGUUACGUUUCCGGCACGCGAAGCUAACAGCUGGCGGAGAAGGGCGAGUGUGAAUCCUGGCAGUUAAGUGUGUGUCUUUUUCUCUUUUUUUUCCCUUCCUACCGUUUUAGCUUUUUUUUACGAUCAAACGCACACACUCACAUAAACAAGGAAGGUGCGAAGACACGCGGAAAGGUCGAAAGGAGACAGAGAGCAGCUCGCUUCACUUAAUUUCUGAAUCACAGAUUUGUUUUAGUCGGGGCGUUCUUUUAGUCUAAAAUAUGAUCUGAUUCGUCUACCGUAUUAAUUAACAAUCCCUAGAAUUGUAGCUAGCCGGACUUCACGUUCAACAAGCGUUCUUUUCCCUCUAGCGUUUUGACAUUUGACUGUAUUAUAAUGGUGGGCAGAAAGAGAAAAAGUAUUGUCGAAAACACCAAAAAUAAAUUAAGUAUUAGUAAACCUUAUCGCUACUCUCUGCUCUGCCUUGUUGGUUUGAGCCAGCAGUAAUAAAUGUAACUGCAAAGCAGUUGCUCACUCAAAUUGGCGCCAAAAAGAGGCUCGACAAAGAUGCUUUUCAGUUUUAUUUGUUUCUUUGCGCCAUUGUCCAUAUUUUACAUUCCCCAUAAUUAUGUCCUUCCGCAAGCCAUGCCACAUGCCAUUCCGCAAACUCCUUUUACCCUCACCGGUGUCGUUCUUACGGAGAAUUUCGACAGCUAGCGAGACAGACGAGCCAGUGACACGACUGGUACAGUCGACACUCGUGUACAUGUGUCAUGCUAUCUCAUUCAUGUCCUAUGAUGUAAGCGACUUGGAAAGGUUUCCGAUUUCACAGGAAGUAAUGCUGUUUUUUUUAUCCCGAGUACGAAUUUUCGUUUUUUGACUUUUCUCGUGUAUAAAAUUUUGCUUUAAGCCUCGGAAAACGUUAAAUGGAAGUCAAGAAACGUUGUUGGGUUCGUUUCUUUGUCUGGAUGUAAGCAGUAACAAAUAACGAAAGCUUGCCUUUUUGAAUUUCUCUCCCGCUUUCCGCCAUCGUAGAGAUCCCGCUUCCACAUGCACUUUUCAGAUGUGUAGAAAUGUGUAUUAGUCUGACAAAGUCAGGAUAUUGUCACACUUUUCCCCUAGUAAAAAGAAACUUGCCUUAAAAUUUUCAACUAAUUUUAACCGUCAAAGGGUUGUCAGUACAGGCUGAUGGUAAUAGCUGGAAGGGCCACGCAAAACAUACAACAAGUCUUUUAUACAGCACUAAACACGUUCGAUCUCCUGAUUGGCCAGGGAACGACCGCCUGCACACUGCUGAUAAGAAACAGGAAUUUCCUCGCAAUAAAAUGACAUUAUGAUUCCAUCUUCUCAUCAUAAUGUUUGUUUUUUGUCAUUCUUUGCUUAGUUCCGCACUUUUGAGUGGUGUGGAAGGGUGGAAAAGUCUUACAAAGUCAGGAUAUUGUCACAAUUUUCCUCUAGUCACGAACCCAUACAUAUAAAACUAAUUUUAAAAUAGUUGAAAAAUUAGACUAGGCUUAUUUACAGAUUUUUUAGCUUUGCCAUUUCUUGUCGGUCUUUUGUGUUCGGUCAGUCGCGUGCUAAGGUUUCUACCGGUUUCACCAUUGUAAGUGGCCUGGCAGUCGCAGCAUUUGAUCUUGUAUACUACUCCCUGUCUGUCCUCCAGUUUGUCCUUGUCCUUGACAAGUCGUUAUAAAGCUUCGAAAAGUGGUGAUCGGUUUGUGUGCAACACGUAUAUUGUAAGGUUACAGUCUACGGGCGAUAGUUUCAGAGGUUUCUCUGAUGUACGGUAUGGUCGCUGUCGUAACGGCCAGAGUUGACGAUGGUCUGGGUGUUGGAAUCAGUGUUUCUGUGAGUGUUCCGUCUAACAAAGUCCGUGUUGUAGUUGCUUUUACAAAAAGCGUUGUUUAGGUAGUCAGUCUCGUCUUGUAGGCUGUCAGGCGAGUAGCAAACUAAUUGCGCUAGUCUCGUCAAAGUCCGUAUAGUUGUAGCUUUGUAAGAGGUUUGGUUGUACGAUGACUGGUCUGGUAAUCUGUCGGUAUGUGUCGGUUUUCUGUAAAUUGUCGCGAGUGACCAAGUAGACUAGAAAAGAUAUCUCGUCAUUUUCCUCGAUCCCCUUGGUAAACUGUAUGUCCGCGUUCUGUCUGUUAAGGUGUUCGUGAAAAUCGUUGAUUUCGUCUUUGUAUGCAGUGGUAAAGUGUCGUCAACGUAGAGUAAUUCAAAGAGGUAUAGUUCGCGUGUAAGUAGCUAGGGCUUGUUCUUCGAAGUUUUGCAUAACAAUUUCUGCCACAACAACAGGAACGUGAGAGCCCAUAGCUGUACCGUGUAACUGUUUGUAGUGUUUGCUGUUGUACUGAAAGUACGUUGAAGUUAAGGAGGUAGUAGUAGUUCAACAGUAGAGUCCGUUCUCAGUACAGUCUAGAGCCAGUUAAAGUGGAAUACUGUUUGUUAUAAGAUCAUUCAAUGAAGUUAAAAUCGACAACUAGUAAAGACUAUUCUAACAUGUUCGUGUCCAAAGGAAGUAAAAAACACAACGCAUGCGGUUCCCCGUUUUUGGGGUGUACAUGUAAGUCAGUCAGGGGCCCCUAAGGGGGUCCCACAGGUUUCAAUGUUACAACAUUUCCCCCCUAACACGAUUCAAUGAGUCUUUGCGGCCUCGUAACUUAACGCCCUGAUCUGUUUGUAAUGGGAGUGUCUGUCUCUCUAGUUUCACUGGACUUGGUGCUGGCUUCUCAAAUACAAGUCUAUCUUGUAUUCGCAGGCGAGUCACGCGGUUGGGUACUUAUGGGAGGAGCCCUUGUCCUUGGGGUCAUGGGAGAAUUAGACUGCGAGCAGUCCCUUGCGAUGGUCACGCGAGCGAGGAAAGCGCGAGCGAGGAAAUCGAGCGAAGCGAGCGAAAGCCGAGGGGAAGCUGGGGAGAAGGCGGGAAAGGAGCCUCUCUCUCUCGCCUUUCUCCAGUUUCCCUCUCGGCCAAUUCGCUCUCUCCAGUCCUGCCGAGCUUAGACUUGAUUGACUGAAGAGGGACUGCUCGCAGUCUAUGGGAGAAUCACUUGGAAUAGAGAUGAUCUGUCGUCUAUUUCUCCUGUAAGUACGUCCAUAUUCAUCUAGCAUGUAUGAUCUUGGCAUUACUUCAGCUUUGCGCCAUUCUCUCUCACCAUUUGGACGAAACCGCACCUUGCCCCCAACUUCCAGUGGAGGCAAGUCUCUACUCUGCUUGCCACAAUUAGACUUGGCAUUUAUGCUGUCUCUGAUUAAGCGUUUUCAUAACAUGAUAACGAUCCACUGCCUGAGGCAACAAGAGACGUCGACGAGUUGGUAGCGGAGCUCCAAGCGUGGGGCUUCGCGCCGAGCGUGGGCGGAGCCCCAUAACUUAGAAAAUCUACCCAUCCCAGAAAAUCUGGUAAUCAAGUGACCGUACACCGAGCGAGCGAGCGAGCGAGCGACCGUCCAUCCGCUCCACAGGAUAACCAAUGUUUACUCUCACACUUUCUAGCUAGUUUGGGAGCCCAAGAGCAAACUUAUUGCACAUCAAUGUUGUGAUCAAUUGACAGCUGUCAAAACAGGAUAUCCGCUGAACAGUAUCACCUGACCGUACCGCGGGCUCAAGUGUCGACCCAUCGAGGUCUAGUAUGUUUCGAAGUUAUCCGCUGACAAAUUACCAGUUUCAAAUGAUCGCAGGCUCAAGUUUAUUUUUUCCAGUGAUUCACAUGAAAUAUGUUGUGUUUAAGUCACUAUGGCCCCUCGCUAUUAGGAUUUUGAUUUCAAACUGACCUCGGACGCGAAAAUUCAGCCAGGUUUUUAAAAUUACAGGCGGGGAAGACCUUUUCUUACCAUGGUCACACGUUGGUCACUCACUACGUCCAAUUUUUAUUCUCUGAUUGGUCAAAAUUUGACAGGUGAGUUCAUGCGGAAAAUUUAUGCAGCAUGUUGAAAGUUGUUUACUUUGACAGCUGAAGGUGACAGUGUUUUGUGUCAACUUGUUGUUUUUUACUGUCUUUUUCCUCUGGAUGUACAAAAUGAAAUACAGCUGCUAUCAAGAGUCUUCUGUUAUUCAUGGCUGGUUUGUUUAUUGGGUUUUUGGUUGAGAAAUGCGUCGCUUGUCAAAAUUCGGUAAUCCGAUUUCGCAUGGCAUCGUUUUCACUUUUCACCUUGCUCAACGCGUAAGAGGGUUUAAAAGUCUCAAGCAACUGUGGUCUUCCUUGAUAGCUUUCAGGAACUGAAUCUCGAAAGGUAAGCCUGAGUAAUUAUUGAAUUCUAAACCACCUGGCGGGUGUUUCCCAGGGUCAUCCACAUUUGUCGACAGGUACGGAUUGCGAAGAGCUGCAUUCUUUGAAGAUUGGCGAAAAAGUUCAGGUCGCUGCGAAAGGGAACAUCUGCUUAGAACCGGUCAUCACUUUUAUUCACCGUGAACAAGAGAAAUUGCAAGAAUUCCUUAGCAUCACCACAACAAAAAACAAUAACUUGAAGAUAACCGAAGACCAUCUUCUCUUUGUGGAAAAGAUUGGCCUCUCACAAGCCAUUCCCGCCAGGGAUGUCCAAAUUGGAGACACAGUGUACGUGAAACAGAAUGGCCUCAUGAAGACUGCUACAGUCCAAGACAUCAGCACCGUGUAUGAGAAAGGUGUUUACACCCCGGCCAGUGACCCGCAGUGGCACUAUUCUGAUCAAUAGCUGUGGUCACACUACAGACGUUUUACCUAGGUAAACACGACUUGUUGACAGUUUACCUAGGGAAACUUGAUUUUUUAAGUGUGACCGAUUUUUCCCCAGGUAACUUACCUCGGGAAAAUUUUAUCCUCUGGAUCUUGGAUAUGUCUCGAAAACAAUAGAGUUUCCCUUGGCAGCUACCCCAAAGCAAUAGCUAGGGAAAAAUAAAAUACCGAGGUUGCUAGCCAAUAGAAGCUCAUCGGCGAAGGUCUUGAUGACAGACCCGGACAUAGAUCACGCUGUGAAAGAUAUUUUGGGAGCACGAGUCGUCUACGUCUUCGCCUUUCUUCACCUUGCACUUUGAAUUAGCGUAAGAAUUAAACAGCGAGAUAAAAGAAAAAAACGUCUCUUUGAUCAGCUAGAUCCCUGCGCAUUUUGUCUUCUUGAAUUUACGCUCCAAAAAAUUCAACUGGCGUGAAAACUUUGGGAGCCGAAUUAUCAGUAAUGUGACCUUACCAGAAUUUAGGUAAAACAAAACCAGAGAUGAAUUUACCUAGGCAGAUUUUUGAUGAAUUUGCCCUAGGUAAAUCGGUUUUACCUACGUAAAAGUCUGUAGUGUGACCACAGCUAAUGAUGUGCACACCUCCUGCUACUUUGAUGUGUUAUCUCACAAGUUGUCCCAGCGGGCCAUGGCAGUUCCUCGCGCUGUAUAUCAUGUUUGCCCUGGGAUUUUACGCUGGAUUAGCGGUUUUGGAGAGAAAGAUGGAUUUCCGGGCUGGUGUAGACUGGCUCAUAAAAUCCUAACCUAG